GUCAGCGUUCCCAGCCUGGACGCCUCGGCUGGUAGAACUGCUGUCUGGAGGAAGGAGCGCUGCUUUUGAUAUCGAGGGCUUCCUUCAAGGCUCGACUUUUCUCCCGUUUGGAUUGUGUGACCACAUUUUCUGGAUAAAGAGAUUUUUGCUUUUCUGAAGAGCAGCCCCCCCGCUGGGCACCCCCAGGCAUCCUUGUGCAGACAAGGUGCCGACCAACAUGUCAACACAGGCGCCGACGUUCCUGCAGCCGCUGCAGAGCGUCGUGGCACUAGAGGGUAGUGCUGCGACGUUCCAGGCUCAAGUCAGCGGUUCUCCUGUUCCUGAGGUGAGCUGGUUCCGUGAUGGCCAGGUUCUCUCCGCCGCGGUUCUGCCCGGCAUUCAGAUCUCGUUCAGCGAUGGCCGCGCUGUUCUGAGGAUCCCUGCUGUGACUGCCGCACACAGUGGGAGGUUCUCCGUCAGAGCGACCAAUGGAGCCGGACAAGCCACCAGCACUGCAGAACUUCUCGUCACAGCUGAGACAGCCCCUCCAAACUUCCUGCAGAGGCUGCAGAGCUCCACAGUCCGGCAGGGCAGCCAGGUGAGGCUGGACGUCCGAGUGUCCGGCAUCCCCCUCCCCGUGGUGAAGUUCUUCAGGGAGGGCGCGGAGAUCCAGAGCUCGGCCGACUUCAGGAUCCUGCAGGAGGGCGAGCUGCACAGCCUGCUGAUCGCUGAGGCCUUCCCCGAGGAUUCUGGGAAUUAUUCUGCCACCGCCACCAACAGCAGCGGACGAGCCACCUCCACCUGCGAGCUGCUGGUGCAAGGCGAGGAGGCCGUCCCCGCGAAGAAGACCAAGACGAUCGUGACGUCUCAGAUGGCCGCUGCCUCCCACACCACCGUGCAGAGGAAGAUGGAGGCGAGCUUCCAGUCCUCCUCCAUGAUGGAGAUGCACAUGGAAUCAGGAAUGAUGACUAAGCAUUCGGCUCACAAAACCCCCCCGCGGGUUCCCCCGAAGCCCACCUCCCGUUCCCCACAGUCCUACGUCUCUAAAGUGGGAGGGGGCCGGCAGCAGUCACCUUCACCUGUCCGUCACGUGAAGGGCCCACAGCCCGCCCCCGUCAGACCCGUCUCCCCCUCCAGCAGAGUCUCCAUCUCCCCCAUCAGACCUGUGAAGUCUCCCAUCAUAUCCCGCAAACAGUUGUCCUCUUCUGCGGAGGUGCCCCCCCCCUGGAAGCAUUCGGCACUGCAGGCUGAGAGCAGCUUCACCUCCGUCAGCAGCAGCAGCUCCACCCAGAUGCACAUGGAGCAGAGCUGGGAGAUGAGCUCCAGAGAGGCGGAAGGGGGGGGGAAAGCGACGGCGGUGGCCACGGUUGUCGCCGCCGUCGACCUCGCUCGCGUCCGCCAGCCCGCCGUACAGGUGGAGAGCGGCGGAGCAGCAGAAGAAGAAGAGGUGGUACAGGUGGAGAUAAAACAACAAGUGGAGAAAACCACGGAACAGAAACAGGAAGUUGUUGUGGAGAAAAGUCGUCCUACUGAAACCACGGAGACAAAGGUCCAGGUCUCUGCAGGACUGUCUCAGGUCCAGGUCUCUGCAGGACUGUCUCAGGUCCAGGUCUCUGCAGGACUGUCUCAGGUCCAGGUCUCUGCAGAACCGAUUCAGAUCCCUGCAGAACCGGCUCAGAUUCAGGUCUCUGCAGAACCGGCUCAGAUUCAGAUCUUUGCAGGACUACCCCCUCACGUGGACGCCGCUCCGUCUGCGGUUCCACAUUUCACCGUCUCUAAAGUCUCAGUUCCUAAACCUGAGGCGAGCAGCGAGGUCUCCAUCGCCGGCUCGGCCAUGGCGUCUCUUCACAGAGAGUUCUCCUCCCCCGUCUCCCCCGGCCCCACCCGCAGGAUCAUCAAACCCGUCAAGUCUCCCAGCCCUUCCCGCAGGGGAGUGCCGAGCGUGGCCCCCGAGCCCCUGCCUCCCCCUUUCAGAGACCCCAGAUAUCAGGGAGGGAUCAGUGAGGAGGAGUUUGAGGACUGGGAGCCACAGGAGGCGGCUGCAGUCCCCUCCAGGGCCCAGGAGCCCGUGGUUCCUCCCACUCUUAUUGCUGGUCUGAAGAACGUGACGGUGACGGAGGGUGAGAGCGUGACCUUGGAGUGCCAGAUUGGAGGUCAGCCUGCCCCCAGCGUCAUGUGGUUCAGAGAGGACUACAAGAUCGAGAGCAGCAUUGACUUCCAGCUCACCUACAGCGCCGGCUUCGCCCGCAUGGUGAUCCGCGAGGCCUUCGCCGAGGACAGUGGCCGCUUCACCUGCACCGCCACCAGCGAGGCCGGCACCGUCAGCACCUCCUGCUACCUUCUGGUCAAAGUGUCAGAGGAGAUCGAGAGCAGAGAGGAGACUACGACUGUGACUGAAAUGGGAAUGACUCAGGAGAAAACUGUGUCGAUGGAGCAGACCGUGGUGACGGAGGUGGUGGAGGUGAUGUCGGGCGAGGCCGCCCCUCCCUCCUUCAUCAGGAAACCGAGCGUACAGAAGCUCGUGGAAGGCGGGGCUGUGGUGUUCGAGUGUCAGGUGGCAGGAAGCCCCAGACCUCACAUCAUCUGGAAGAAGAGUGGCGUGCCCCUCACCACUGGAUACAGAUACAAAGUGGCUUACAAGAAGGAGACCGGAGAGUGCAAGCUGGAGAUCUCCAUGACGUUCGCUGACGAUGCCGGAGACUACUCCGUCUUCCUGAAGAACCAACAUGGAGAAACCUCGGCCUCCGCCCGCCUGCUGGAGGAAGAGGAAUAUGAAGCCUACAUGAAGCAACAGGACGUGACGUAUAAAACAGAAGUGGCGGUGGUGCCGGAGCCGGUGGUCGUCGUGACUCAGUACGAGAUGGAGCAGAGGAGGGUCACCACCCCCAUGAGCUUCGUCUCAGAAACAGAGUUCCUGAUCUCGGCCUUCGAGGAGCGGAUCAUCCAGGAGGUGGAGCUGCGGAUCCUGAGGAUCAGCUACAGAGAGAUUGUGACAGAGGACGGAGAGCUGAUGUUGACGGCUACCGAGCAGGACGCCGUGCAGCCCGCUUUCCAGACGCCCGUCAAAAACUACCGAAUCAUCGACGGCAUGGGAGUCACCUUCCACUGCAUGACGAGCGGAAACCCCCUGCCAAAGAUCGCCUGGUUCAAAGAUGGCCAGCGUCUGCGCGCCGGCGGCCGCCACCAGAUGGAGGUUCUCCAGGACGGACGAGCCAGUCUCCGCCUGCCCGUGGUGCAGCCGGAAGACGAGGGUGUCUACACCGCCUUCGCCAGCAACAUGAAGGGGAACGCCGUCAGCUCCGGCAAGCUCUACGUGGAGCCGUCCGGAGCCGUGACCCCCCAGAGAUACACCCCCCAACCGGCCAUGCAGAGGAUCAGAUCCUCGUCUCCUCGCUCUAUGAGCCGCUCUCCUGGACGCUCCUCCAGUCGUUCGCCCGGACGCUCUCCGUCCCGCCGGCUGGACGACACCGACGAGGCUCAGCUGGAAAGACUCUACAAACCCGUAUUUGUCCUCAAACCUUCCUCCAUCAAAUGCUCCGAGGGGCAGACUGCCAGAUUUGACCUGAAAGUGGUUGGCAGACCGAUGCCCGACACCUUCUGGUUCCACAACGGACAACAAGUUGGAAAUGACUACACACACAAGAUAGUGAUUAAAGAGGACGGUACCCAGUCCCUGAUCAUCGUCCCCGCCUUGCCCCAGGACUCCGGAGAGUGGACCGUGGUUGCCCAGAACCGAGCCGGACGCACCUCUAUCUCUCUGACUCUCACUGUGGAAGCUCGGGAAAGCCUGGCGCGCCCUCAGUUUGUUGAGAAGCUGAAGAACCUCACAGUGAAGCAGGGCACUCUGGUAGAGCUGGCUGUCAAAGCCAUUGGAAACCCCCUGCCCGACAUUGUGUGGCUGAAAAACAGCGACAUCAUCUCCCCACAGAAGCACCCACAUAUCAAGGUUGAAGGAACCAAAGGACAGGCCAAAUUCCAGAUCCCAGCGUCCUCAGGCUCAGACAGCGCCUGGUACACAGCUACUGCUAUCAACAAGGCCGGCAGAGACACCACCCGCUGCAGGGUCAACGUGGAGGUGGACUUUGCCGCUCCUCAAGCUGAGAGGAGGCUCAUAAUCACCAAAGGAACCUACAAAGCCAAGGAGAUCGCAGCGCCCGAGCUGGAGCCCCUGCACCUUCGUUAUGGCCAGGACCAGUGGGAGGAGGGCGACCUGUACGACAAAGAGAAGCAGCAGAAGCCUCAGUUCAAGAAGAAGCUGACCUCCAUCCGGAUGAAGCGCUCCAGCACGGCUCACUUCGAGUGCCGGCUGACGCCCAUCGGAGACCCCACCAUGGUGGUGGAGUGGCUGCACGAUGGGAAACCCCUGGAGGCCGCCAACCGGUUGCGCAUGGUCAACGAGUUUGGAUACUGCAGUCUGGACUACGAAGCGGCUUACGCCAGAGACAGCGGCGUCGUCACCUGCAGGGCUACUAACAAGUACGGGGCAGACCAGACGUCUGCCACGCUGAUUGUAAAGGACGAGAAAGGCCUGGUUGAGGAGACUCAGCUCCCUGAAGGCAGGAAAGGUGGACACCGGAUGGAAGAGUUUGAGCGCCUGGCUCACGAAGGCGGACCUGCAGGCGUCACCACUGAUGACGAAUAUGAAAAGAGCAAACCGGAGAUCGUACUUCUUCCGGAACCCGCCAGAGCCUAUGAGGGCGACAUUGCCCGAUUCCGCUGCAGAGUCACCGGCUACCCGUUACCAAAGGUGAACUGGUACCUCAACGGGCAACUCAUCCGUAAAAGCAAGAGAUACAGACUCCGGUACGACGGUAUUUACUACCUGGAGAUCGUCGACGUGAAGUCCUACGACACUGGUGAGGUCAGGGUGGUUGCUGACAAUCCUCUCGGCACGACUGAGCACACGGUGAAGAUCGAGAUCCAACAGAAGGAGGACUUCAGAUCCGUGCUACGCCGCGCUCCAGAACAGAAAGCUGCAGAGGCAGCACAAGACCCCGGCAGAGUCGGGUUUGACGUGUUAAAAGUGGAUCAGACCAGCGAGUCUACCCAGGACAGGGAAGUGGUCAAACUGCGUAAGACUCAGAGAGUGGUUCACGAGAAGACCUCAGAGGAGACGGAUGAGCUGAAGAGCAAGUUCAAGCGCAGGACGGAGGAAGGUUUCUACGAGUCCAUCUCCGCCGUGGAGCUCAAGUCCCGCAAGAGGGACGACUCGUACGAGGAUCUGCUGAAGAAGACUAAAGACGACCUGCUUCACAGACUGAAGGAGAAAGAAGAAGCAGAGAGGAAGAAGAUGGAGGAACAGGGGCAAAUCACUAUCCCCACCAUCAAGCCAGAGAGGGUCCAGCUCUCCCCCAGCAUGGAGGCACCUAAGAUCCUGGAACGCAUCACAAGCAAGACCGUUGCUCCGAUGGACGAGGUCCACUUCACACUGAGAGUCGUCGGCAGGCCGGAGCCCGAGGUCCAGUGGUUCAAGAACGGCAUCCUGGUGGAGAAGACGGAGCGUAUCUUCUGGUACUGGCCGGAGGACCACCUGUGUGAACUGGUGAUCAGAGACGUGACCGCAGAGGACUCCGCAAGCAUCAUGGUCAAAGCCGUGAACAUCGCCGGGGAGGCCUCCAGCCACGCCUUCCUGCUGGUGCAAGCCAAGGCAGCGAUAGACUUCACCCAGAACUUAGAGGACACCAGCGCCAGCGAGAAGGACACCAUGGUGACGUUUGAGUGUGAAACCAACGAACCCUUCGUCAAAGUCAAAUGGCUGAAGAACAACAGUGAGAUCUUCUCCGGAGACAAGUACAGGAUGCACUCUGACAGACAGGUCCACUUCCUGUCGGUGCUGGUGAUCGAUAUGAAGGACGCCGCCGAAUACUCCUGUGUCGUGAUAGACGACGAGAGCAUCAGGACCAGCGCCAGGCUCCAAGUAGAAGGUGCUGCCCUGGAACUGAUCAAGCACUUGGAGAACAUCGAGGUGCCGGAGACCUACUCCGGAGAGUUUGAGGUGGAGCUGUCCCGUGAAGACGCUGAGGGCAGCUGGUACUUCGGAGACAAGGAGCUCUCCCCCAGCAGCAAAUACGUCAUGUCCUCCCGCAGAGGACGUCAAUCCCUGUCCGUCAAAGACGUCAGGAAAACCGACCAGGGCAAAUAUACCUUUGUAUGUGGAGAUCUGAAGACCAGCGCCUCACUGAAGAUGAAGCUGCGCCCGGUGACGCUGAUGCAGCCGCUCGGCGACCUGACGUUGUGCGAGGGCGACAUCGCCCAGCUGGAGGUCCGCUUCUCUCAGGAGAACGUGGAGGGCAGCUGGAUGAAGAACGGGGCGGCCGUCACCGCCUCGGACCGAGUCCACAUCGUCAUCGACAAACAGAUCCACAAGCUGCUGAUCGAGAACGUGAGCCGCGAGGACGCCGCCUCGUACUCCUUCAUCGUCCUGGCUCAGGACAUCUCCACCACCGGGAAGCUCAGCGUGCAGACGAUCGACAUCGUGACCCCGCUGAAGGACGUGUCCUCCGUUGAAGGCACGAAGGCGGUGCUGGAGGCGAAGAUCUCGGCGCAGGACGUUCUCUCGGUGAAGUGGUUCCUGAACGAGAAGCUGCUGACGGCCAGCAGUCGGGUCCAGAUGGUGGCGAAGGGAUCCAAGCAGAGGCUCGUCUUCAGCCGGACCUUCGCCUCCGACGAGGGCCGCUACAAGCUGGUGGUGGGGAAGGUGGACACCAGCUGCAGCCUCUCUGUAGAGAAGGUGCACAUCGUAAAGCAGAUGGAGGACAAGGUGUGCUCAGAGUCCCAGAAUGUCACCUUCAGCGUGGAGGUUUCCCAUGCUGGCAUCGACCCGGUCUGGACCUUCAGGAGCCAGCAGCUCAAAGCCGGACCCAAAUACAAGAUGGAGUCCAGCGGCAAGAAGCACUCGCUGACCGUCAUCGACGCCAUGAAGGACGAGGAGGGAGCGUACUCCUUCCACGCCGGGGAGAAGACGUCCAGUGCCAAGCUCACCGUCUCCGGGGGCGCCAUCACCCGGCCUCUUCAGGACGUGACGGUGGCCGAGUCUCAGACAGCGGUGCUGGAGUGCGAGGUGGCCAACGCCUCGGCGGAGGGCCGCUGGCUAAAGGAGGGCCAGCCCAUCGACUUCAGCGAGAACGUGGCGAGCGAGACGAAGGGUGCCGUCCGCCGGCUGGUCAUCGUCAUCACCAGACCGCAGGACGUCGGGGAGUACACCUACCAGGUGGCCAGCUCCAAGACCACCGCCAACCUGCGGGUGGAGGUGGUGAAGAUGAAGAAGACCCUGAAGAACCAGACGGUGACAGAGACCCAGGAGGCGAUUUUCUCUCUGGAGUUGACCCACAGUGGGGUGAAGGGCGCUCAGUGGAUCAGGAACGGCGUGGAACUGCAGAACGGCGACAAGUUCCAGAUGACCUCCGAGGGCCCGGUGCACACUCUGAGGGUGCGGGGCUGCAGCACCACGGACGAGAGCGUCUACUCCUUCAAGCUGGGGAAGCUGUCCGCCAACGCCCGGCUCAACGUUGAGACGAUUAAGAUCGUGAAGAAGAUAAAGGACGUGACGUCCCUGCUGGACGGCACCGCCUCCUUCGAGCUCAGUCUGUCCCACGACGACAUCCCGGUGCGCUGGAUGUUCAACGGCUCCGAGCUGAGGACCAGCGAAAAGAUCAAGAUCCUGUCGGAGCGCAAAGCCCACAAGCUGGUUCUGCAGAACGUGGACCAGAGCCAUGCUGGGGAGUACAGCGCCGUGGUGGGACACCUGCAGUGCAGCGCCACGCUCACCGUGGAGGCCCUGCGCGUCACCAAGCCCCUGAAGAACGUGGCGGUGCCGGAGACUCAGACGGCGUCCUUUGAGUGCGAGGUGUCUCACUUCAACGUACCGUCCACCUGGCUGAAGGACGGCGUGGAGAUCGAGAUGAGCGAGAAGUUCAGGAUCGUGGUUCAGGGGAAACUCCACCAGCUGAAGAUCACCAACACGAGCCGCGACGACGCCGCCGAGUACACCUUCGUCUGCGGGAACGACCGCGUGUCCGCCACGCUCACCGUCAGCCCGGUGCUGAUCACGUCCAUGCUGAAGGACCUGAACGCUCAGGAGCGCGACACCAUCACCUUCGAGGUGACGGUGAACCAGGAGGGCGUGAGCUACAAGUGGCUGAAGAACGGCGUGGAGGUGAAGUCCUCGGACCGCUGCCAGGUCCGCAGCCGGCAGCUCACACACUCCCUGACCGUCCGGAACGUCCACUUCGGAGACGGAGGACAGUACAGCUUCGUGGCCGGAUCCGCGUCCAGCGCCGCCAGCCUCUACGUGGAAGCUCGUGUGAUUGAGUUCACGAAGAAGAUUAAGGACAUCAAGAUCACGGAGAAGAAGAAGGCCAUCUUCGAGUGUGAGAUCUCCGAGCCCAACGUGCAGGUGGUCUGGAUGAAGAACGGCCAGGAGCUGGACCUGGCGGAGGAAAGGUUCAUGGUGACAGCGGAGAAGUUCGUGCACCGCCUGAUGAUCCAGACGGUCAGGAUGUCGGACGCCGGGGAGUACUCGGUGGUGGCCGGAUCCAGCGUCUCCAAAGCCCAGCUGACGGUGGAGGGCCGCGACAUCCGCAUCUCCGAGCCCGCCGAGAGGGAGAUCACGGUUUUGGAGAAGCAGCGCGCCACCUUUGAGUUCGAGGUGAACGAGGACGAGGUGGAGGGCCGCUGGCUGAGGAACGGCGUGGAGAUCCAGUUCUCUGUGGAGCAGCGCUUCAGCUACGUCUGCAUCAGGAGGCUGCACCGCCUCACCGUCUCAGAGACCUUCAGGAGCGACGCCGGAGAAUACACCUUCAUCGCCGGCAAGAACCGCAGCACCAUGCAGCUGCGUGUCAACCUCCCCGAGCCGCCAAAGAUCGUGCGCCACAUGGAGCCUCAGUCGGUGGAGGCGGGGAAGCCGGCCCGUUUCUCGGUGAAGGUGAGCGGCGUCCCGGCUCCCCAGGUGUCCUGGUUCAAGAACUCCCAGGCUCUAUCGGCCGGCUUCAAGUGCAAGUUCCUGCGAGACGGACACGAGUACUCGCUGCUGCUCAUCGAGGUGUUCCCAGAGGACGCCGCUGUCUACAACUGCGAGGCCAAGAACGACUACGGCGCCGCCACCAGCACCGCCGCGCUGAACGUGGAAGUGUCGGAGGUUGUGUCUCCUGACUCCGCCGCCACCGUGGCCCCCCCGGUGGUGAUGACCCCCAUCAGCAGCACCUCCGCCCGCGAGGGAGAACCGGCUCGCUUCCAGUGCCGAGUCCGAGGAGACGACGUGAAGAUCAGCUGGUUCCACGGACAGAAGGAGAUCAAGCAGUCGGACUUCUUCCGGAUGUCUCAGUUUGACGACAGCUGUCAGCUGGAGAUCUCCAGAGUGUACCCCGAGGACGAGGGCGAGUACAGCUGCCGGGCCACCAACAGCGCCGGGACCGUGUCCUGCAGCGCCGUGCUCAGCCUGGACGGUGAGUCUGGAACCAGUACUGGGUUCACUUCUGCUGAGUCUCAGCGACUCGUGUCCAGCAGCCUCUCCUCUGUAAAGAAACCAGCCCUCGGCCACAAGCCGGUGUUCCUGCAGCCCAUCAGCAGCUGCUCGGUGCUGCACGGCGAGGUCGCUCGUUUCCAUGCCUGCGUCUCCGGCACGCCGCGGCCAGAGAUUCGCUGGUUCCACGAGCGCCGGCCGGUGCUGCCCACCAAGAACGUGGUGUUCCACUUCGACGAGGCCACGCACACCGCCAUGCUCAUCAUUGUGGACGCCUUCCCCGAGCAUGCCGGCACGUACACGUGCUGCGCCGUCAACGCCGCCGGGGAGGCCGUCUGCACCGCCACGCUCAACGUUACCACUGAAGAAGAAGAAGUGACUCACGUGAGGGAGCAGAUCGAAGCCAAGAUCGAGCAAGAAGUCAAAGAGCGUACUAGCACCACCAUCACCACUGUGGAGGAACAAGAGGAGACCUACUACUCUGGGGUCCAGUUACCUCAGAAAACUAAAACACUUGAACUCUCACCAGAAUCCAAACGCUACUCUUCCUCUUUAGAGAAGAAAAAAGAAAAGCCAGUUUUCCUCAGCCAGCUCGCCCCGGCGGCGGUAACCACCGGGGAGACGGCUAGACUCACCGUCAGACUUUCCGGCUUUCCAAAACCCACCGUUAAAUGGUCUCACAAUGGAAAAGUGAUUCAGAGCUCGUCCAUAUACAGGCUGAUAGAGGAGAAGGAGGAGUAUACGUUAAUAAUCACAAAGGUCACAACCGAGUAUGAGGGCGAGUACUCCUGCACCGCCACCAACCGAUUAGGCCAGACAACCUGCACCACGUACCUCGAGGUUAAGAAGCCUGAUGUUAGCCAGGCGGAGAAAUGGGUAGAGAAGAUGUUUAAGAUCACGGGUCAGCCUCCAACUUUCACAGUUCAGAUCCAACCUGUGCGCUGCUCAGAGGGAGGAGAGGUUUCCUUAAGUUACAAAGCUAGCGGGGAUCCAAUGCCCGAUGUGAAGUGGUUCAAAGGGGCUAUCCAGAUCCAGCCCAGUAGAAACUGUAUCAUUAUAGCCAACCCAGAUGGAUCCGGCUUUGUUAAUAUUAAGAGCGUCAAACAGAAAGAUAGCGGCCUGUACACGUGUAAGGCCUCCAACCAGUUUGGGGAGGCGUCCUGUAGCGCUCAGCUCGUUGUGUUCAGAGAAACCGUCUCUGUUUCACGCAAACAGGAGCAGGUGACAACGGUUCAGAAGAAAGGUUAUAAGGUUUCAAUGACAGAACAGGCAACAGAGUCGCGCCUGUACCAGGUUAGCCUCCCGGGUCAGGAUAGAACCAGGUCUGAUCAGAUGGUUUACACCAUAGGCACGGAAGACCGUCAGAUAAUUCCCAGUGAGCAAGUGAGCUCGCUUAGAGAAAUAGAUAUCUCCUCCGCCACUAUUCACCGCGAGCAGCUGACCCACCAGGCAGCAGUGCUCCAGUCUCAUGAGGUAGAGGAGCGGGUGUCGGUGGUCCCUACCCACCCAGGUCAGGUUUCCACCGUCCCUGUGAAACAGCUUCACAUGGCGGCAUUUACAUCCUCCGUCGAGGAAAGUCAGGACCUCACAGAGCAGCACUGUGAUCGCAUUCUCAGCCCUGAAGUCAUCGAGCUUCAGGCGGCUCGAGAAAGGAGGUCAAUGGUGAUGUCAGCCGUCGCUGAGGAGCUCACACCGCUGUCCACUGUUAGCACAGAGCUCCUGUCCGACCGGAAGACUGCUACUGUCAGGCCCUCAUCAGAACCUAAACAUUUAGUCAGCGGGCAUCAGGUCGAGUCACAGCUUCCCAUCCUAAGAGAGCAGUCUAAGGAGAUCCCAGAAUCACAGGCAGAGAAGGGGUAUAAGGAAGAGGGGGUUAAGAUUUUAUACUCUGCUCAAUCUGCAGAGAAGCGGGUGCUUUCAGAGGGCCACACCACUGAUUUAGCAACAGCAGAUUCUGCUGUGAAGCCGUCUGUAAAGAAAGAACAGCACCGACCUGUCUUGGCGUCGGUUAGCGAGUCCAAACAGACUCUAUCCAAGGAGACCGAUUUCUCCAUGCAGAGGCCCUCUGAGGAGACAGCCCAUCUUUGUAAGGAUAAAAUAAUAAAGGGUGCUCUAAAUGCUGAAGAGAAGCAAAUGUUACAAGCUGAGUCCACACAGCAGUUUCCCAGUCUGGACAGUGCCAUGUCUGUUCAGUCCCAGGUAGAAGGAGAGCAGUUGUUGCACCUGCAGGUGAUCACAGAUCAGGACCUCCUUCCAUCUGAGAAGAGCUUUACCUGUGAGAAACCAGCGGCAGAGCAGGCAGGAGCCCGGAAGAGCCCGACUCUGCUGCAUGCUGUUAGCCAGGAUGAGCAGAGGACAGUAGUUUGUGAGGACACGUCAGCAUUCGAGGCCAAGGCUAGCACCAUGACCAUCCAGCCCCAGAAAGAGUCUCGUACUCUGCUGCACCGGCAGUCAACCCAACCUGUGGAGGCACUGCCCAAAGAGGGUAUUCUCGUUAUGGAUAAGCCUGACCAGCAGGUAGCGGCGCAGAAACAGGAAAAGACUAGAAGUCAUGCAGCUACCUCAGAGGAGAGGAGGGAGCUGACAGCAGAUUAUCACACAGAGCUGGAUUUGUCCGUGACCGGCAUUCAGUCGCAGCUCCGGACCGAGCCCAGGCCUCAAAACAUCCUGCAGCUCUCCUUCCAGCCCAUGAGGCUUCCAAAGGAGACGCCAGUCACCUCGGACGUCAAGCAGCAGCGAGCUUUGGUGCAGAAGGAGGACCGCUCACACGUGAUGCAUGUCACCACUGUGGCGGAGAGUCGGGCCCUACAAGAGGGCCAUACUGAGGGUCUUACAGCAGUGGAUAAAUUCACCUGCCAGAUGGCUGUCGAGCCAAAAUUCCCCACUGAGCCAGUCCAGAUAGAGGAGAAAGAGAUCUCAACUGAGAGUAGUGUCCUUUUAGAGGCAGCCCAACAGGACUUUGCUGUUCAAAUCCAGGAGGGCCAGUCAGUCAGGCAGUCCAUAGUGAUGGACGAGAAGCGAGUGCUGACCGGUGAGCUCUCUCAGGAGAUCACCAAGUCUGAGUCCACUAAAGUAACCUUCACCACGCAGCCCAAACUGUCCCUAAUGGCCUCAGAGUCCAAAGACAGCACUGCUCUUCCCAAAGAGAUGACCUUUGUGAUUCAGAUCCCCAAACCCUUCAGUCUGAAUAUCCGGCACCAGCUCAGAGACGCUCUGCAGUCGGCUGUGGCCAGCGACCAGCCGGUGUUACUGGCUGACGUCGUAGAGAGGUUGCAGGCUGUUGAAGUACAGGAAGUCAAGGUUCAAAAAGAGCCAAAGCGGGCCAUGUUUACAUACCUGAUCACAACCACAGGUGCCCCCAUGGAGAUCACACUGGCUAUUGAGGGUAAAUACCCUCAGACCGCUGACCUCCGGACUGAACUGCAGGCAGCUUUCCACUCCAUAGUGUAUCAGGAAACCCAGGUUCUCACCUCGGAGCAGCCGGGGACUAUGCAGCUAGAAAAACCUCUGAGGGCGCAGGUCGCCUCGGCACGCUGUAAGCAAAUGCUGUCAUCCAUGGUCGAGACUGUGAGCGUGGCAGAGAGUGCCGUGGGUUUCACUGCCGUUAAAUCUCAGGCUGCUGCACUGAAGACCGAGUCCAAAAUGGCUGUUGAAAGUGCUUCCGCUGAGCACCAAGUUGUGGUGCAGGAAUCCAAGGUAGCAAAGAUAGAGCAGAAAUCCCAAAUCAAAGUUUCCAAAGAGUCCCACAUGGCUUUUGAGCAGUCGGUGCAGGUGUCAAGGCAGGAAGUGAGGUCAGUUAGCAUGAAAAGCAGGGAGAAAGAUGUAGCAGCGACUCUACUAACCACGACUCUGCCUCCCACCACCGUCCCUACUGAACAGGUGGUGGGCGUUAGCAUCCAGGAUCACAGGGAGGAGACCUUUAAAGAGGAAAUCACAGUAUCCAGGUCAGAGCAGAGAGAAAUCCCCGUUAUAGUCACCUCCCUCGAAGACAUAUCCAUAGAUGAGGAUAGUAAAAUAACCCUUAGCACCACCAUUAAGUAUGUCUCAAAGGUAAACUGGUUUUUCAAUGGGCAAUUGGUAAAAUCUGGCAAAGAGUUCAAGUGUUGCAAAGACCACGACACAUACACAUUGGUUAUCAACAAAGUUGUGAAGGAGACGCAUCAAGGAGAAUAUGUUUGUGAGGCUGAGAAUGAAGCCGGCAGGACUACAACGUCUUCAAGACUCACUGUGGUCUCAAGAGUGCCACCUGUCUAUAGGCAGAAAAUCCAACCCCUGGACAUAAACAUCGGCGGACAGGCCAAGUUUGAAUGUGAAAUCGAGGAUGCUCCGAGUGUGACCUUCAAAUGGUACAAGUCUACCAUCGAGAUCAAACAGAGUGACAAGUACCGCAUCCUCAGCCGCCACAACGGCUCCUCCCUGGAGCUGCUGAACCCGAUCAAAGCCGACAGCAGUGAAUACACUUGCAAGGCUUCAAACCAGCACGGCACUGCCAGUUGCACCGCCUCGCUCAUCGUCACCGAAAUGUACCCACCGGUAUUUGUAUCAAAACCAGACCCAAUGACUUUGUAUGUGGGCAAGCAGGCCGUGCUCCAGUGCUCACUCACUGGAACGUCACCCAUGGAGGUUGUCUGGCACAAGGACAACAUAGCCGUCUCCUCCGGAGGGAACUAUGUCAUGAAAUGUGAAAAGAACAAGUAUUCGCUUCAGAUUAAAAGUCUUGUUGUGGCUGACCAGGGGGUGUACCUGUGCAAGGCCUCCAACAGUGUUGGCACUGCUACAUUUACCACAGAGCUCAGGGUCAUCAACAAGCCCAGCUUUGUUAAGACCGUUGAGCCAGCGUCAGUCGCUGUCAAUGACCCGCUGAAGCUGGAGUGCCAGGUGGACGAGGACACUGGUGUGACCGUCACCUGGACCAGGGACGGUAAAAAGGUCCACCAGAGCAUGGAUUGUAAACUUUCCUUUGAGGAUAAGGUGGCUGUUGUUGAGAUACCCAAGUCCAUACUGAAGGACUCUGGGAAAUAUGUGUGCACAGCCGCAAAUGAGGCAGGGAGCUCCUCCUGUGAGGCCGAGGUAUCAGUUCAAGAGCCCCCUACCUUUGUUAAGAAAAUGGAAAACAAGAUAACAUGGAAACAAGGUAUAGCUGCACGUUUACAGUGCACCGUUAAAGGAUCGCCUCGACUGCACAUCCACUGGUUCUGGAAUGAGAGAGAGCUCAGUGAUGGAGAAACAUAUAAGAUAUCUUUCAAGAGUGGAGUUGCCUCUUUGGAUAUACUGAAUCUUCUGGUCACAGACAGUGGCAGUUACACAUGUGAGGUGUCCAAUAAUGCCGGCAGCGAGAGCUGCAACACCCUUAUAGCUGUCAAAGAGCCGCCGUCCAUUAGAAAAGAGCUGCAGACAGUAGAGGCGGUGAAGGGAGCGGCCACUCAGAUGGAGUGUGAGAUCGCAGGAACAGCUCCGUUUGAAAUCAGCUGGGUAAAAAAUAAGAAAGCUAUCUCCAGUGAUCAGAAACAUAAGAUAAUCUCCCAGGAUUCCUUAUCGCGGCUGGAGUUCCAGUACUUUGAGAGUGCAGAUGUUGGAGAUUAUCAGUGUGUCAUAUCCAACGAUGUGGGGAAAGUCACCACUAAGGCUGUAGCUAAACUUAAAGAGCCUCCCACUUUCUCAAAGAGGGUUGAGAGUGCUACUGCCGUGUUGGGAAACCAAGUAAAACUGCAGGGGACCAUAAAGGGCUCUGCGCCCAUCACUGUGAAAUGGAUGAAAGACUCUGAGAUACUGAGAGAUGACGAUUCAAACAUCAAGAUGGUGUUUGAGAACAAUGUUGCUAGCUUGUCCAUAACGACAGUGGCCAUCAGCCAUGGCGGCAAGUAUUCGUGCCAAGCCGAGAAUGAGGCUGGCCAACAGAAAUGCGAAGCUACCUUGACCGUGCAAGAACCUGCGAGAGUGGUAGAACCUGCAGAGUCCAUAAGUGUGACUGCGGGGGAUUCAGCCACUUUGGAGUGCACAAUCUCUGGAAGCCCUGAUCUGAAAGUGAAGUGGUUUAAAGACGGGAAGGAGAUGAUCAGUGGCCGUAAAUAUAAGAUGACUCUGAAGGACAAUGUGGCCACCAUGAAGAUCCUCACGGCAGAGAGAGGAGACACUUCAGAUUACAAGAUGGAGGUGUCCAAUAAAGUCGGCAAAGACCAAUGCACAUGCUCGGUCACCAUCUUAGAUCGGAUAAUGCCUCCAACUUUCACCAAGUCCCUGAAAAGGGUUGACGGUAACAUCAGUAAUGACGUCUCCAUGUAUUGUAAAGUGUCUGGGUCCCAACCCAUGACCAUAUCUUGGUUCAAAGAUGACCAGGAGAUCAAGUCUGGAUCCAAAUUCCAGCCUGAAUUCAAAGACAGCUCUGCUUCUCUGAGAGUUAUAAAGCUGGAGAAGGCCGACUCGGGAGUUUAUAAAUGCAGAGCGACCAACUCUGCCGGCUUUAAGGAAACCAGCGGCACGCUCUAUGUCAAAGAGCCCCCAGUGUUCACAGUGAAACCAAACAACCAGGAUGUUAAACCAGGAACCACGGUUUCCUUCAAAACGGGCUUCACUGGGACAGCUCCUUUAGCUGUAAAGUGGUUCAGAGAGGAGAAGGAGAUUGCAUCUGGAGGCUCAUAUUUCAUAAAGAAAGAUGCCUCCUCCAGCUCUGUGGAGCUAAACUCAGUGAAACCCAGUGACUCUGGGAAAUACACCUGCCAGGUGUCCAAUGAUGCUGGGAAGGUGGAUUGCACUGCAGUCCUCUUUGUGAAAGAACCGCCCGUGUUUGUGAGGAAACUUGAGGCGACUAAACUCGUCAAAAGCGGCGACUCCGCCGUGCUGGAGUGCAAAGUCACGGGCAGCCCCAUCAUCACUUUUAAAUGGUUCAAGGACGAGAUGGAGAUCAGCUCCGGUGCUAAAUACAAAAUGACUUUGACUGACUUAGCAGCCUCUCUGGAAAUAGUCAACAGUGCGGUGAAGGACAGUGGAGAUUAUGUGUGUGUGGCAUCCAGCGAGGCUGGCAGUGACCGCUGCAGCAGCACAGUGACAAUCAAAGAGCCGCCAUUGUUUGUGCGUCGCUUGGAGCCCAAAGAUGUUGUGAAAGGCUCUGAAAUGAUGCACGAGGGCCAAGUCUCUGGCUCAGCCCCUUUCACUGUGUGCUUUUAUAAAAACACAAAGCCGAUAAGGAAUGACAAGAGACACAGGAUCACAGUGAAGGACGAGCUGAUAGCGCUGCAGGUGCUGGCAGUGGAGGCCGGAGACGUGGGCUUGUACCAGUGCACUGUAGAGAAUGAGGUGGGGAAGGUCUCCUGCGAGUGUCAAGUCACACUAAAAGAACCACCAUCGUUUGUGAAGAAGCUGGAGAACCUCAGUUCCCUUGUUGGCAGCGAGGUUUCUCUGCAGUGUUCUCUGAAGGGCUCUGAACCCAUGAGCGUGUCCUGGACCAAAGACAACCACGAGCUCAAAGAGGCUGAAAACAUUCAGAUUACAUACGAGAACAACAACGCUCUGCUGCACUUCACCAAGCUGCAGAGCAAACAUGGUGGCAAAUACUCGUGCCAGGCGCAGAACCAGGCCGGCAGCCAGACCUGCUCUGCUGUGGUCACAGUCAAAGAGCCGGCUAAGGUCACCGAGGAAGCCAAGUCCAUCAGUGUGACUCAGGGCGAUCCGGCCACGCUGGAGGCCCGGUUCUUCGGCACCAAGCCACUGAAGGCCAGAUGGCUGAAGGCCGGCAAGGAACUGAGUUCAGGCCAGAGAUAUAAAGUUCAGAGCACAGACACCAGCUCUGUGCUCAAAAUUAUCAAAACUGAAAAAGGUGACAGUGGUGACUACACCUUUGAGGUUUCCAAUGAUGUCGGCCAAAGUUCUUGCGAGGCCACACUCACCAUCCUCGAUCAAAUCAUUCCUCCGUCUUUUACGAGAAAGCUGAAGCAGACAGAAGGUAUCAAAGGAUCCUUCGCUCAUCUGGAGUGCCUCAUAUCUGGCUCUCUGCCGAUAACCAUUCAGUGGUACAAAGAUGAGAAAGAGAUCCAGACUGACGACAAACACAAAUGCACAUUCUUUGAAAAUGUUGCUUUUCUGGAGAUCUCUAAUCUUGACAGUAAAGACAGCGGCAGCUACACCUGCAUCGCUACAAACAAAGCGGGGACCGUGCAGUGCUCCGGGAUCUUGUUUGUCAAAGAACCACCAUGCAUUCUUGAAAAGCCUGAAUCCAUGAAUGUUUUGCCGGGCUCAAAGGUCCAGUUUAACGUGCUGGUCUCUGGCACGCCACCGCUCACAACCAAAUGGUUUAAGAACAAGAAAGAGAUUAUAUCCAGUGCUGACUGCAAUGUGGUCAAAGACAACACCUCCAGCUCUCUGGAGCUUUUCUUUGCAAAGACCUCUGAUUCUGGAGAGUAUGUGUGUGAGAUUCAGAACGAUGUGGGCUCCACCUCUUGCCAGGCGACGCUCUUUGUGAAAGAGCCCCCUAAGUUCACACGGACCCCGGCUCGGUUAUCGGUGGUCCGCCCCGGUCAGAGUAAAAUGUUUGAGUGCCAGGUGACCGGCACACCUGAGAUAGACAUCUGCUGGUUCAGGGAGGGCUCUGAGAUCAGCCCCAGCGACCGGUACAAGAUGGUGUUUGUUAACUCAGUGGCCACGCUGGAGUUGUGUGGCGCUGAAACCAAAGACAGCGGGCUUUACUACUGCGAGGCCCGCAACGAGGCCGGCAGUGAGAGCUGCAGCAUGGAGCUCAAGGUUAAAGAACCGCCCUCAUUCAUUAGAGAGCUGACUCCAGCUGAUGUUGUGAAGACCUCCAGCGCCUGCUUUGAGUGUCAAGUAGCUGGGACCGGUCCAUUUGAGAUAACAUGGCACAAAGAUGCAAAGGAGAUCAAACCCAGUGCUAAGCAUGGCUUCUCCCAGUUGAACGACACCGUGAGGCUGGAGGUGCACAAAUGUGACACUGUAGACGUCGGUGAAUACCAGUGCACUGUUUCUAACGAGGUCGGGAGCUCUGCGUGUAAGACCACGCUAAGCCUCAAAGAACCACCAACAUUUACCCAGCGGCUCGAGGACACUGCCACUGUUGUCGGUAAAAUGGCCGAGUUUAAAUGUGUUGUGAAGGGUUCUCCCACUCUCUCUGUACAAUGGCAAAAAGAUGAGAACUGGAUUUUGGAGAAUACUAAGAUUGAGAGAACAUUUGACAACAAUGUGGCCACUCUCAGGAUUCCCGCCUGUGAAGCAACUCACAGCGGGAAGUACACCUGCCAGGUGGUGAACGAGGCCGGGCAGGAGAAGUGCUUUGCCACGCUAACGGUGCAAGAGCCGCCUCAGAUCACAGAGAAACCUGAAGUGAUUAAGGUUACAGUCGGAGAUCCAGUCAGUCUGGACUGUAAGGUGACGGGCUCUCCUGAGCUCAAAGUGAAAUGGAUGAAAAAUGGAAAGGAGCUUCAGUCCAUUAGGCAGCACAAGCUGACCUUUGAGAACAAAAUCAGCAGCCUCAGGGUUCAGUCAGCUCAGAAAGAGGACGAAGGAGAGUAUGUCUUCGAGGUGGCAAACCACAUCAGUAGCUGCAGCUGCAGAGUCAAAGUGGUCGUUCUAGAUCAAGUAAUUCCCCCGAGCUUCAUCAAACCUCUGGUAGACAUGCGAGAGAUCUUGGGCUCCUUUGUUCAGAUCUGUUGCAAAAUAUCUGGUUCCCUGCCCAUCUCUGUGGACUGGCAGAAAGACGGGUGCAAAAUCUCUAGCGGUGUGAAACACAAACUGAUCCAGCAGGACAACUCUGUGUCCGUGGAAAUCGAACAGCUAGAGCGAUCUGACGCAGGAUCCUACUCUUGCAAACUGAGCAACGCAGUGGGGAGAUGUGAAAGCAGUGGAUCCCUGAUGGUUAAAGAGCCUCCCAGCUUCGUGACACUGCCUGAGCCCCAGGCGGCUGUACCCAACAGCACUGUGCGCUUCAAAUGCACAUUUAAGGGAACGCCUCCCUUCACGGUCAAAUUCCAAGACGACACCGAGCUCAUGACCGGGCCCUCGUGUUUCACAGGGCUGGAGGGGCUCUCUUGCUUCUUAGACCUCUAUAAAGUGGGGGUCACCCACAGUGGAGUUUACUCUUGUCAAGUCAGCAACGAUGCUGGUUCUGUGCGCUCCAGUGCAGACUUGACAGUCAAAGAACCCCCCGAGUUUGUGCUGAAACUCCCUGCCACUAAGUUUGUGAAGCAGGGAGAGUCACUCCGCCUGGAGUGCAAAGUCAGUGGCACAGCUCCUCUAAAAGUGACCUGGUACAAACAGGACACCAAGGUCACGGACGGGGGCAACUACAGGACAUCCUUUGUUGACUCGGUAGCAGUCCUGGAACUGCUGUCCACGAGCUUUAAUGAUGAUGGAGUUUACACCUGUGAAGCUCAGAAUGAUGCUGGCAGUGUCAGCUGCAGCACCACACUUUCCGUGAAAGACGCCCCAUCUUUUACUAAAGUACCCCAGCCCGUUGAAGGGCUGAAGGGUAAGGACGUGAGUCUGUACUGCGAGAUGAGCGGUACAGCUCCGUUCCAGAUCACCUGGUUCAAAGACAGGAAGCCUCUAAUGGAGAAGAAGUAUAAGAUGGUGAGCGAGGGCAGCUCGGUCACGCUGCAUGUCAUUGGGAUAGAGGCCUCGGACGCCGGCGAGUACGAGUGCAAAGUGACUAACAGUGUAGGAAGUGACACCUGCCAGACGUCAGUUAAACUCAGAGAGCCGCCGUCGUUUGUGAAGAAACUGUCAAACAAGACAGUGAUUCUGGGGGAGGAGGUGACCAUAGUGGCCACUAUUAAAGGCUCUGAACCCAUUACUGUGUCCUGGGUUCAAGACAAGGAUCACAUUCUCAGGGACGGUGACAACAGGAAAAUCACACUUGAGAACAACCAGGUCGCUCUUAAAGUCUUUAAGGCUGAUGCAACCACAGCAGGCAAAUACACCUGCCAACUCAGAAACGAUGCUGGGAGUGUGGAGUGUUUCGCUAACUUGACUGUUCUAGAACCCGCUAAGAUAGUGGACAAGCCUGACGCUCUGAGCGUGACGGCGGGCGACAUGGCUGCCCUGGAGGUCAAAGUGUGUGGAACCCCCGAGCUCACACCCAAGUGGUUCAAGGACGGUGUGGAGCUGGCCUCCGGCAGGAAGUACAAGAUCUCAUUUUCUCAGAUGAUUUCCAGCCUGAACGUGCUCUCUGCUGAGAAGGUGGACUCUGGAGAAUAUACUUUUGAGGUUAUGAACGAGGUCGGGAAGGACCUGAGCAAGAUUAAUCUCACAGUCUUAGAUAAGAUCAUUCCUGCAUCGUUCUCAAGGAAGCUGAAGGAUCUCAACACAGUGGUUGGAGCAGCCGGAGAGAUGGAGUGCAAGGUGUCGGGCUCCCCACCUUUCACUAUCUCCUGGUACCAUGACGGGGAGGAGAUAAAGAGUGGACCCAACUACGAGAUUAUUUUCAGCAACAACAGCUGCACACUCAGAGUGGCCACACUGAAGCUGGCUGACUCCGGACUGUAUAAAUGCAAAGCUGUGAACAAGGCGGGAUCCAGCGAAACCUCGGCCGCCCUAGUUGUGAAAGAGCCUCCAUCCUUCGUGGUUCCCCCCCAGCCAGUGGAGGCCAUGCCGGGCUCCGACGCGACGUUCUCUGCGAUGGUGAAAGGCAGCGCGCCGCUCAAGCUGAAGUGGUUCAGAGGAGCGAAGGAGAUGCUGCCCGGACGCGACUGCAGUUUCUCCCUGAAGGAAAACCAGGUGAUCCUGGAGCUGUUCAAGGUGGACCGGUCCCACGCUGGAGAGUACACCUGCCAGAUCAUCAACGACGCCGGCAAGGAGAACAGCCCCGUCACCCUCACCGUCAAGGAGCCGGCAGCCUUCUCUAAGAAGCUGAAGGACGUUUCGGUGGAGAAGGGGAAGCCGUUGACUCUGGAGUGCACCUACUCAGGAACUCCUAAAAUCACCGUGAACUGGUUCAAAGAAGGCCAACAGAUCUACGCCUCGUACAAGUACAACUUCACCACGACCGAGAGCUCCUGCAUCCUCGAGUGCCUGAGCACCGACGACAAGGAGGCUGCUGGGAAAUAUUCCUGCGAGGUGUCCAACGACGCCGGGAAGGACAAGUGUGACGCUAACGUGUCCAUCCUCGAGCCUCCAUACUUUGUGGAGUCCCUGGAGCCCAUGGAGGUGACUACAGGUGAUGCCGUGUGUCUGAAGUGCCAGGUGGGCGGCACACCUGAGAUCAAGGUGUUCUGGUUCAAGGCGGACGGUAAAGUGCGCUCCAGCGCCACCUGCAAGCUGGAGUUCAGCCGCGGCACCGCCUGCCUGAAGCUCAGCAAGGCCGGCAAGGCCGACAUCGGAGAAUACACCUGCAAGGCCGAGAACUCCAUCGGGUCCGCCUCCUCCACCUGCAGACUCAACGUGCUAGAGGCCAAAUCUCCGCCCUCCUUCCCGAAGAAGAUGACCAGCCUGCAGCAGACAGAGGGCCAGGCGGUGCGGUUCGAGUGCCGCGUGGCCGGCUCCUCCCCGCUGGAGGUGUCCUGGCUGAGAGACGGAGAGCCUCUGAAGCGGGGCGGAGACUUCAACAUGACGUACGAUGACAACACAGCCACGCUGGAGAUUGCCCGUGGAGAGAUGAGGCACUCUGGGGAGUACACCUGCUCAGCCACCAACAGCGUGGGGUCAGCCUCCUGCAGAGCCAAGCUCACCCUGACAGCGCCUCGUUUCCCGCCGAUAUUCGACAGGAAGUUGUCCCCUCAGGAGGUGACGGUGGGUGACAGCAUCGAGCUCGAGUGUCACAUGACCGGCUCCGCCCCCAUCAAGGUCACAUGGUCCAAAGACCACAAAGACAUUCGCAGCGGGGGGAACUAUAAGAUGAGCUGCGUGGAGAACAGCCCCCACCUCACCAUCCUGAAGGCCGAUAAAGCCGACACAGGAAGAUACUUCUGCCACGCCUCCAACGACACAGGGAAGGUCUCCUGCUCCUGCGACAUCACGGUCAAAGAGCGUAAGACUCCCCCUGUGUUCACUAAAAAGCCGUCGGAGCACAUCGAGGACACGGAGGGCCGGCUGGUGAAGAUGGAGGGCCGGGUGUCGGGCUCGCAGCCCAUCUCGGUGCGCUGGUUCAGAGGCAGCACGGAGAUCCUGAGCUCCGAUCAGUACGACGUCAGCUUCAAGAGCAACGUGUCCGUGCUGUGCAUCAAGAGCAGCCGGCUGACGGACAGCGGGUCCUACCAAUGCCGGGCCUCCAACGAGGCGGGGGAGUCCUGCUGCGACGUCAUUGUGGGGAUCAGAGAGGCGAAGAAGGCCCCGGUGUUCGAUGUCCCUCUGAAGCCUCAGAGCGUGGACGAAGGUGAGAAUCUGAGUCUGCGCUGCCACGUUUUGGGAUCGCCCCCGCUGAAGAUCAGCUGGAUGAAGGACAGGAAGGACCUGACGUCGGCCGGCAGCACCAAGAUCAGCUUCUCCGAGGGGACGGCCUCCCUGGAGAUCAGCCCCGCCUCCCGACACGACGCCGGGGAUUACCUGUGCAAGGCCAGCAACGAGGCGGGCAGCGAGUUCUGCAAGGCCAAGGUCACCGUGAAAGAGAAACCAGGCGUUCCUCCUCCGGCUCAAGCUCCGGCUGCUGCCAAAAAACUGGACAACCUGUUCUUCAUCGAGGAGCCCAAAACUACCCACGUCACUGAGAAGGGCACAGCCACCUUCAUCGCCAAGGUGGGCGGCGACCCGAUCCCCAGCGUCAAGUGGAUGAAGGGGAAGUGGCGGCAGGUGACGCACGGCGGACGCAUCUCCAUGGAGCAGAAGGGCCAAGAGGCCCGGCUGGAGAUCAGGGAGGUCACCAAGUCGGACUCGGGUCAGUACCGCUGCGUCGCCGCCAACAAACACGGUGAGAUCGAGAGCAGCGCUGACCUGCAGGUCGACGAGAAGAAGGGGUCGGCGCAACUCGAGGGAGACCUGCGCGCUAAACUGAAGAAGACGCCAUCGAAGCAGAAGAGUCCUCAGGCGGAGAAGGACAUCGACAUCGUGGAGCUGCUGAGGAACGUUGACCCCAAAGAGUACGAGAAGUACGCCCGCAUGUACGGCAUCACCGACUACCGCGGCCUGCUACAGGCCAUCGAGCAGCUGAAGAAGGAGAAGGCAGAGGAGAGUGGCAGACCGGAAGUGGAACGUGCUGACAGAGAGUCGGAUGAGGACAUGGCUCGCCUGGUGGCCGACCUUCAGAAGAGGAUGGAGCGCACAGAGCCGGUGACGGUGCUGAAGGACAUCUCGGAUCAGAGCAUCUUCACCCACAAGGAGGCGCUGUUUGAGUGCGAGGUGAAGAUCAACUACCCCGAGAUCACGCUGUCCUGGUACAAGGGAACGCAGAAACUGGACUCCAGCGACAAGUACGACAUCAGCAUCAGCGGAGACCGUCACCUGCUGAAAAUCAAGAAAUGCCAGCCCGCCGACCAGGGAAACUACCGGGUCGUCUGCGGGCCGCACAUCUCCAGCGCCAAGCUCGUCGUCACCGAGGCGGAGGUGGAGAAGCACCUGCAGGAAACCUCGGGUAAGGAAGGCCAGUCGUGCUCGCUGUCUUGUCAGUUGUCCAUCCCUAACGUAGAGGCUCAGUGGUUUAAAAACGGGAAGCGUUUAGAGAUGAAGGGCAGGUACACGUCGGAGGUGAAGCACAAGGUUCAGAAGCUUCUGAUCCGAGACCUGAAGACCCAAGACCAGGGCCGGUACUCCUGCAGGUACCAGCACCUGGAGUCCUCGGCCGACCUGUGGGUGGAAGCUGAACAAAUUCAUUUCACCAAACGCAUCCACAACAUCGAAGUGAAUGAGCGCCAGUCGGCCACCUUUGAGUGCGAGGUGUCCUUCGACAACGCAAUCGUGUCGUGGUACAAAGACACCUGGGAACUGCGAGAGAGCCCGAAGUACAACUUCACAAGCGAGGGCCGAAGACAUUUCAUGGUCAUCCGAAACGUGACCACCGAAGAUGAAGGCGUGUACUCAGUGAUUGUGAGGUUGGAGCCCAGAGGAGAGGCUAAGAGCACUGCUGAGCUUUAUUUGUCUGGCAAAGAAAUUGAAUUGGCCAUGGUGCCCAUGGAUGUCCCAGACUCCUCAGUCCUGAGGCCUGAAGUGCCAUCAUCCGUGGCAAUUCAAGAGUCUUCUGAGUUCUAUCAAUAUCAGGAAGAGUUUGAGCAGAAACAAGAGUCGGCCGAGUUUUCAUAUCAGUAUGAAGAGGAGGUGCAGCAGAGAGCUGCCAGAGUCGCAGUUGAGGAGAAAGUGGAGACCAAGAAAGUAGAGAUGAGAGAGGGAAUUCCAAGCAAAGUUCCCAAAGCUGAGAGAAAGCCUGAAGAGAAGCCGGCGCCGUCUGUGAGGGAGCCUUCCCCACCUAAAGUACCUGAGGCCAAAAAGCCAGUGGAGAAAAAGGUUCCUGCAGUUUCAGAACCAGAGAAGGAGAAAGUGCCCUCUUCCAAAGAAGCAGCGGAGGUUAAGAAGUCUGCUGCGGCGCCCUCAACCCCUGCAGAGAAGCCUGAGCUGCCAAAGAAAGAUGAGCCCAAGCCUCAGGUACCAGCUGAGCCCAAAAAGGUGGCGCCUGCAGCUAAACCUGAGCCUGAAGCCAAGCUCAAGCAGAAACAAGAACCUGAACCAAAGCUGAAGCCCACACCAGCACCGAGAGCAGAACCUGAGGCCAAAGCGGCGGCGAAGGUGGAGCCGGAAGCUAAGCCAGUGGCGGUAAAGAAGCCGGCUACACCCCCCUCCCAAGCUGUGAAGCCCAAACCUAAAGUGGUACCUGAAGCGGUGCCUGAAUCAAUCCCUCAGAAGGUGUUUGAGGAGGUAGUUGAAACUGAGAGGUCUUCAGAUAAAUUACCUGAACCUCCAGGGAAAGCUGAGGUGAAGGAAAGGACCCCUGAGAGGGUCCCGGAGAGAGUGCUUGCACCCGACAGAAAAGUAGAGGAGAUACCAGAGAAGGUGCCAGAAAAAAUACCUGAGAAGCUUCCAGAAAGACGACCAGAGGAGAAGGUUCUUCCUGAGAGGAAGCCUGUAAAAGUGUCUGAAGAAGAGCGGACCCCUGAGAAGAAGCCACCUGAACCGGUGUCUCAGAAACAGAGGGUCCCUGUAGAUAGAACACCUGAGCUGGUGUCUGACACUAAAGCAGAGCCAAGUCUUCCUGAAGAAACUGAGAGUCUCGUUAAGAUCGAGCGCAGCAGGACCGCUCAGGAGACUAAGGAAGUGUAUUACACCGAGGAGAAAGGGUCGGAGGAAGUGUGGGAACAUGGAGAGGCUCAUCCUGGCGAGACCAUAGAGCCGACAGCAGACGUCUUACGUACAGAAAAUUCUGAACUGAGAGGCCAGAUAUCUGUUACUGACUCUGCAGAGAGGAGAGACACCCAGGCGUCUAAACACAGUGUCCCAAAAACACAAGAAACCAUUGUUGUAGUCCAGGAAUCUGACCAAGGUAGGGAGGUUGAACCUAUAAGAGAAACCAAUGAAGAGAAGUUUGUUAUUCAGACCAUCUUUUCUUCAAUAGAUGAGAUCAAAGACGAGAGGAGAGACAGCCAAUCAGUGAGGCUAGAUGAGAGGGAGAUUUCAGUACAGGAAACCAGUGUCAGAAAGGGAAGAGAGAUGAGCAUUAAAACAGAAAGCAAAGAGAGGCAGCAAGUAGUCAAGACUAGUGCAGUCAAAGACGUAGAUACACCUGUUAUCAUCACAGCGACUGAAAAACAGACUGAACUGCUGCAGAUUGAAGGAAGGACUCUGACAGAAUUACGACACGAGAUGAAAUCAGAUAUUCCUGAACAGUACAGUAGAAAGGAGGAAAUUAGAAUUCAAAAGAGGGAAGUCACAGUCGAAGAGAAACCAACUGAAGUUAGUCUAUCGCAGGUGAAGAUGGUGGAAGAGGACAAGGACGUAACUAGAAUCAAACCAGCAGUCAUUUCCAUAAAAGAUGAGACUAUUGCCCCAGGCAAAGUCUUGGUGAAGAAACAAGAGAAGCAGCGUCAGUCUGAUGAGGUAAUUGAUAAGAAGAAGGAAAAAGCUUCUGGAAAACCUAAAGAGGUGACGCCCGAGCUCAAACCCAGAGAGUCGUUACUCGAGCCCACCGUCACAGAGCCCUCAGUAACAGAUGCAACCAGGCCAGAGAUGGUUCACAGAAAGACUACAGACUACGGAGAAAGUCUCAGCAGGAAAUCAGAGGUGCAGCAGUCUUGUCUGAAAGCAGACGUCCGGUACCUCCCUCCUCAGGAAGUGUUGUCUCUGAAACCAGAAGGGAAAGAACGAGUCACCCUGCAGGAAUCCUCCAGAGUUCCUGUGAAGGGAAUGGAGUCUCCGCCACAAGUCACAGAAGCACUGGUAAAGCCAGCUGCUCGUCAAGAAGAGAGCAAACCUCAGGCGGCUGUAAAAGUUCAAGAAGCUGCCAAAAAACCUGACCUCACCGACAAAACCAAGAAGUUAGAGAAGAAAGUUACUCCUCAGGAAGAGACAAAGCCAGUAACCAAGCCAAAGGCUGAAGAAACAACCAAGAAGGUUGCAGAAGAAGAGAAACCAACCGGGGUGGAAAAGAUAUCUCCUGAAACAGAUCAAACCAAGGGACCCGUCCAAGCACCGGGAGGAGUCAAGAAAGAACCUCUUCUGCACAAAAAAGGUAAAGUUCAGACCGAAGUUGAAGGGACGUUUGAGAUUCCCACUUUGAAGAAGACCACCAGAGUCAUGAAGGAAGUGGAAGAGGAGCAGGAGAUGAUCAAACUGAAGAAGAUUCCCUCAGUUCAACUGAAAGAGGCUGAGGAAGAGGAGAAACCUCAGAAGGUCACCAAGACCACAGUGUUUCAGAUUGAGGAGUUGGUGCACAGAGAGGAGGCUGUGGAGAUGUCCGUCGCCACCAGGAGACCUGCAGAGAAGAGUAAACCUCGAGACAAAGCAGAGGUGGUGAACAAGCCUGAAGUUAUGAAGCCUAAAGAAAAGGACCAGAAAGAGGCACCUGAAGAAGCAUGGACCCGCCAGAAACCCGUACCUAAAGAUGAGAAACCAGAAGAUAAGAUUUCUUUGAAGAAAACUCCCAAAGCUCCAAAGGAAAAGGAACCUGCCCCGCCUACAGCAGCCUUAAAGAAGGUGAAAAAACUGCCUUCAGAUGAAGUGGAACCAGAAGUAAUCAAAUUAAAACCAUUUGAGAAACCUGUUGAACCAGCUGAGGAGCCUGAAAAAGACAGGAAAGAGAGACCAGACAGAGACAAUGUGCCUUUCCAGAAGCUAGACAGAGGCCCUAAAGAGGUGGAAACUAAAGAACCUUCCAAGAAACCUGAGAAAGCCCCUCCCGAGGUCAAAGAGCCACCAGCCCAGGUCCCAAAGCCACUAGAUAAAAAGAAAUCUCCAGAGAAAGAACCUGAGGAGGUCAAAGCGCCCACUAAGGUGAAGAAAAUCCCAACAAAGGAACAGGAGGUGGAGAGCGUUAAGCUGAAGCCUUUCUCCAGGCCGUCCAAAGAGGCUGUAGAGCCUGAGAAGAAACCAGCGGAGGAGAAAGAGAGGAAGCCGGCUGAUGACCUGCUGCGCCGUCGCACAAGUCCAGAGGAAAAACCAAAAGAACGAGAAAUGCAGGCUAAACCGAAGGAACCUGAGGUUGCAGAAACUCCAGAGAAGAAGCCGGAGAAACCGAAGGUGGUGGAGGCAGCUCCAGCUGAGAAGAAGACAACUCCUUUUAAGAAAGCAGAAAAGGUUCCUGAGGAGCCCAAACCUCUGCAGCUGAAGAAGGGAGUCACACCAAAGGCCAAGGAGGAGAAAGAAGAGGUGGCUCUGAAGCCUUUGGAGCAGCUCAAGAAGGUGGAGCUGAGAAAGACACCAUCUCCUCAGGUGGAGAAGCUCAAAGACGCAGAGAAGGUCCCCGCUGAGAGGAGGCCCAGUAUCGAUAAACUCAGAAAGGUUCCUAAGGCGGUUUCACCAAAAGACUCUGUGGAAGCUGUGACUCUGAAGAAGGUCCCGAGGAAGCCGUCCCCAGAGGAGGCUGGUAAAGGGAAGGUUCCCCUGGUGAAGGAAGUGUCUCCUGGAGCCGUGCAGAUGAGGAAGGUCGCUACCCAGCCUGAGGAAGAGGUGUAUGAAGAUGAGGACGAGGAAGAUGUGGUGCAGGAGGAAGAUGAGGCCUGGGGCUGGGAGCUGGUUCCCCGGGAGAGUUACGGCUCUGAAGACUGGGAGGGAGAAGGAGAGGAAGGUGCGCUGGAGGUGCCAGGGGUUUCCAGGAGAGAGGGAUCACCAGCAGGAGAGGCAGCAGGCGGAGGAAGAGGCAGAGGACUGAAACCCAAGCAGACCCCGUCCCCCGGUGAAGGUAGGGGCCGUGGCCUGAGGCCCGGUGGAAAAGGACCAACCCCACCAGAGGAACCGUUUGCAGGGUUCAAGCUGAAAGCUGUCCCUCUGAAGUUCAUCAAGAAGCUUCAGGACAUCGUGUUGAAGGAAGCUGAGUCAAUCGGAUCGGCUGCGGUGUUUGAGUGUGAGGUUUCGCCCUCCACCGCCAUUACUACCUGGAUGAAGGACGACAGUAACCUUCGCGAGAGCCCCAAGCACAAGUUCACCUCUGACGGCAAAGACCGCAAGUUGAACAUCAUUGAUGUCCAGCUCUCUGACACCGGGGAGUACACAUGUAUAGCCAAGAACGCCGGCAAGGAGAUAUCAUGCAAAGCCAAGCUCAUAGUUGAAGAGCUGCCAGUGAAAUGGAUCAAGGAGCUGGAGGAGGAGACCUCGGCUCUGAAGGGCCAGCCUCUGUACUUGACCUGUGAGUUGAACAAAGAGAGGGAUGUGAUAUGGAAGAAGAAUGGCGAGGUCCUUAAGAAGCAGGCCGGGAAGAUUCAGAUCAACAUCAUCGGCAUGCAGCACGCUCUGACCAUCCAGAACUCCACAGAGGCCGACACCGGGGUCAUCACCUGUGAGGUGUCCGACCAGGAGGAUGUCAAGACGACUACGAAUGUGAAAAUCAUUGAAAUCAUCAAGGAUUGGAUUGUGAAACCGCUGAGAGACCAGCAUGUGAAACCGAAAGCCAAUGCUACGUUUAAGUGCGAGCUCUUCAAGGAUACCCCCAACUGGAAGUGGCUCAAAGGAGAGGAGGAGGUCACUCCUUCAGACAAGAUUGAGAUCAAGAAGGAAGGAAAGGAGCUGACACUCACCAUCAAGAACUGUCAGCCCGAGGAUGUGGCGCAGUAUGCCAUGGAGGUGGAAGGACGCCUCUACACUGCCAAUCUCACUCUAGGAGAGCGUGAGGCUGAAAUCCUGAAGCCCCUGGCCAGCGUUGAGGUGGUUGAAAAGCAAGACGCCGUGUUUGAGACGGAGAUCUCUGAGGACGAUGUUCCCGGAGAAUGGAAGCUCAAAGGAGAGGUUCUGACCAGAUCCCCGACGUGCGAGAUCCACAUGGAGAGCGGGGUGCGCAAGCUCACUCUGAAGAACUGCCAGUUGGACCAGGCCGGAGAGGUUUCGUUCCAGGCUCUGAACGCCAUGACCAGCGCAAUGCUCAACGUCAAAGAAAUCGAGAUGGACUUUGUUGUCCCGCUGAAGGACGUGUCUGUGCCUGAAAAGAAACAGGCUAAAUUUGAAUGCACCAUCACGAAGGAUGUCUCUAAGGUCAUGUGGUAUAGGGGGGAUGAUGUCAUCACCCCCGACCAAAAGUAUGACAUCAUCGAUGAUGGAAAGAAGCAUAUGCUCAUUAUAACCUGCUGCGAGUUCGACGACGAGGACACGUACACUAUCGCUGUUCUGGGCAAAAUGUCCGCUGCUAGACUCACGGUGGAGGGUAUCAGGCUCAAAUUUAUCUCGCCACUAAAGGACCAGACAGUGAAGGAAGGCACGACGGCUCGCUUUGAGCUGGAGCUCUCUCAUGAGAACAUCCCCGUCACAUGGUACAAAAACGAUGUCAAAAUCCACCCGAGCAGAGCCGUGCUCACCCACGUGGACGGGAAGAAACACGUGUUAGAAAUUAAGGAAGUGACUCUCGAUAAUACUUGCCAAAUUAAGGCUGAGGCCAAAGGAAUUCCCUCCAUGGCCAACCUGACGGUCAUAGAGGGCGAUGCGUACUUCACGGUUAAGCUGCAGGACUAUACUGCAGUGGAGAAAGACGAGGUGGCUCUAGAUUGCGAGCUCAGUAAAGACGUGGAGGUCAUGUGGUACCACAACGAGGAGGAGAUCAAACCCUCUAAGAUGCUGAACAUUAAGGCUGAGGGCAAACGCAGAACCCUUGUCAUCAAGAAAGUUGCCAACAAAGACAAAGGGCAGUACGUAUGUGACUGUGGGACAGACAAGACAAUGGCCAUGCUUCACAUUGAAGCACGCCGCAUCAAGGUGGUGCGGCCGGUGUACGGAGUUGAGGUCUUUGACGGAGAGACCGCUCGGUUUGAAGUGGAGCUCAGUGAGGACGAUGUCCACGGACAGUGGAAACUGAACGGAGAAGUCCUCAGUCCCUCCGCCGAUGUAGAGAUCGUGGAGGACGGAGCCAAACACACUUUGGUCUUAUACAACUGCAAAGUGCCUCAAACAGGCGAACUGGUGUUUACUGCCGCCAACGCCAAAUGCUCCGCUAACCUGAAAGUGAAGGAGCCGUCGGUCUCGUUCAUUACUCCGCUGGCCGACGUCCACACGUACGAAAAGGACAAUGCCAAAUUUGAACUGGAAAUUUCCAGAGAGCCCAAAAGCUUCCGCUGGCUGAAGGGAUCUCAGGAGUUGACAAACGAUGAUAAGUUUGAGAUCCAGGUGGAAGGCAAGAGACACACUCUCAUUGUGAAAUCUGCCAGAUAUGAAGACGAAGCCAAGUACAUGUUUGAGGCCGAAGACAAACGGACGUCUGGGAAGUUGAUUAUCAAAGGUAUUCGCCUCGAAUUUCUCAAGCCGAUUAAAGACGUGACCGUAAAGGAGCGUGAGACGGCAGAGUUCAGUGUGGAACUGUCUCACGAUAAGAUCCCUGUGGUCUGGUACAAAAACGAUGUCCGGCUGCACCCCAGCAAGGUGGUGCACAUGUCGGAGGACGGGAAGGUCUUCACGCUGGCCUUCAAGGAGGUCACCAUUGAUGACACCUCUAUGAUCAAAGUGGAGGCCAUGAGCAAGACCUCAGAGGCCAUGCUCACCGUGCUCGAGGGCGACCUGUACUUCGCGGUGAAGCUGCAGAACUACACUGCUGUCGAGAAAGAUGAGGUGGUGUUGUCCUGCGAGCUGAGCAAGGCGGCCGGCGAGGUCCGCUGGUUCAAAGACGGUGACGAAAUAUUUGCCUCCAAGAACGUCCUCAUGCAAGCAGAUGGGAAGAGGCGCAUGCUGGUGAUCAAGAAGGCGGCGAGGAGCAGCAUCGGGGCGUACACCUGUGACUGUGGCAUCGACAAAACCACGGCCACCCUGAACAUCGAAGAGCGCGACAUUAAGGUGGUUCGCCCGCUGUACAGCGUGGAGGUCACUGAGACCGAGACCGCCAAGUUUGAGACGGAGAUCUCAGAGGAGGACCUGCACGCCAUCUGGAAACUGAAGGGGGAGACACUGCACCCGUCGCCAGAUGUGGAGAUUAAGGACGAGGGAGCGAGACACAUCCUGAUCAUCUUUAACUGCAGGAUGGACAUGGCAGGAAGCAUCGACUUCUCGGCAGCAAACGCCAAGUCUUCAGCUCAGCUCAGGGUCAAAGCCCGGGUCAUCGGCCUGGCUCGCCCGCUGCAGGACGCCACGGUGACCGCCGGCGAGACCGCCACCUUCGAGUGCGAGCUGUCGUACGAAGGCAUCGCUGUCGAGUGGUUCCUUGGGGGUACCAAGCUGGAACCAAGCGACAGAGUGGUGUUGAAGUCGGAAGCUAAAGUCCACAGUCUGACUCUGAGGGACGUCAAGCUCAAUGAAGCCGGACAGAUCAAACUCACCGCCAAGGACUUCCAGACGGAGGCCAACCUCAUCGUCAAAGAGCCGGCUGUGGAGUUCUCGAAGCCUCUGCAGGACCAGACGGUGGAGGAGGAAGCCACUGCCACGCUGGAGUGUGAAGUCUCCCGGGACAAAGCCGAGGUGCGAUGGUUCAAGGACGGGACGGAGAUCAGAAAGACAAAGAAGUACGAGAUGAUCGUGGACGGCCACAAGAGGGCGCUGAUCAUCCACAACUGCACGCUGGAUGACUCCAGGACUUACGCCUGCGACGCCAAGCAGUUCAAGACCUCCUGCUUCCUCAACGUGGAGCCUCCACACAUCGAGUUCUCCAAGCCGCUGCACGACGUGGAGGUGAAGGAGAAGGAAUCCGCUAGGUUUGAGUGUGAAGUGUCCAGAGAGGACGUCAAGGUCCGCUGGUUUAAAGACGGAAGCGAAAUCCGAAAAGGGAAGAAGUAUGAGAUUGUGUCUCAGGGCCGACAGCACGUCCUCAUCGUCCACAAGUCGGUGUUCGACGACGAGGCGGAGUACGAGUGCGACGCCAAAACCAACAAGUCCUCCGGCAUGCUCACCGUCAUCGAGGAGGAGGCCCGCUUCAGUAAGAACCUGUCCAGCGUGGAGGGCACGGAGACGGACAGCGUGAAGCUGAUCUGCGAGGUGUCCAAACCCUCAGCCGAGGUGCGCUGGUUCAGAGGAGACGAGGAGCUGCCAGAGGGCGGCCGCUACGAACACAUCGUGGACGGGAAGAGGAGGAUCCUGCUAAUCCAGGACCUGAAGAUGGCCGACACCGGGGAGUACACCUGUCGGCUGACCCCCAGCAUCAAGACCUCCGGGACCCUCAAGAUCAACGAGCUGGCUGCAGAGUUCAUCUCGCGGCCACACAGCGUGGAGGUGGUGGAGGGCGAGAAGGCGGAGUUCAGCUGUUCCGUCUCCAAAGACACGUUCGAGGUGAAGUGGAUGAAGGGCGGCUCGGAGCUGCAGGACGGAGACAAGUACAGCAUGCUGAGCGACGGCAAGAGACGCUCGCUGGUCAUCAAGAACAGCGAGCCCAAGGACGAGGGAGCUUACGUGGUUAUGAUCGGACCGACCCGCGCCAGCGCCGACCUCACUGUGCUCGAGAAGCUGAGGAUCAUCACGGCACUGAAGGACACGGAGGCCAAAGAGGGACAGGAAGUGGUUCUGAACUGCGAGGUGAACACAGAGGGAGCGAAGGCCAAGUGGCUGAAGAAGGAGGAGACGGUGUUCGAGAGCAGCAAGUACGUGAUGGUGCAGCGAGACAAUGUCUUCUCACUGAGGAUCAAGGACGCCCAGAAGGGAGACGAGUCCCAGUACAGCAUCAACCUGACCAAUCAGAGAGGAGAUCAGGCCAAGAGCUCCUGCAACCUCAUCGUCAAAGAGGAGAGCCUGAGGUUCGUGGUUCCUCUGGAGGACAUCGACACUCAGGAGAAGAACACCAUCAGCUUCUCCUGCAAGGUGAACCGGCCAAACGCCACCCUGAAGUGGAUGAAGGCGGGCCAGGAGAUCACCUUCAGCAAACGCCUCGUGUACCGGGCGGAUAAAGAGAAGCACACGCUCACCAUCAAGGACUGUACACUGACCGACGAGGGCGAGUACACCGCCAUGGCCGGAGACAGCAAGUGCACGGCGGAGCUGAUCAUCAGCGAGGCGCCCACCGACUUCAGCAUGCAGCUGAAGGACCAGACCAUCACCGAGUUUGAGGACGCAGAGUUCACCUGCAAGCUGACCAAAGACAAGGCCGACCCCAAGUGGUACAGGAACGGACGUGAGAUCAGAGAAGGACCCAGAUAUACAUUUGUGAGAGAAGGGAAGAUGUGCACGCUGCGUAUAAAGGAGUGCAGACCUGACGAUGAGUGUGAGUACGCCUGCGGAGUCGACGACAAGAGAUCCAGAGCCCGGCUCUUCAUCGAGGAGACCCCGGUGGAGAUCGUCAGACCUCCACAGGACGUGUACGAAUCCCCCGGCUCGGACGUGGUGUUCGAGGUGGAGCUGAACAAGGAUCGGGUGGAGGUGAAGUGGCUGAGGAACAACAUGACCGUGGUGCAGGGAGACAAGUACCAGAUGAUGAGUGAGGGCAAGAUCCACCGGCUGCAGGUCUGCGAGAUCCGGCCCCGAGACCAGGGCGAGUACAGACUCGUCGUCAAGGACAAAGACGCCAAGGCCAAGCUGGAGCUGGCAGCGGUGCCUCAGAUCAAGACCACUGACCAGAGCUACGUCACAGACGCCAGGAAGCCCAUCGUCAUGGCCGUCCCGUACAGUGCCUACCCUCAGGCCGAGGCCGACUGGAUGUACAACAACCUGAGUCUGCCCAAAGACAACAUCCACACCUCCGCCGACCGCACAGAGUUCAGGCUGAAGGACCCGCUGAAGGCCGACGAGGGCCGCUACAAGAUCACCAUCAAGAACAAGCAUGGGCAGGGAGAGGCCUUCAUCAACCUGGAGGUCAUCGAUGUCCCUGGACCCGUGAAGCACCUCCAGGUGGUCGACACCGCCGACGGCGAGGUGAGUCUGGCGUGGGAGGAGCCUGAGAGCGAUGGUGGCAGCAAGGUCAUCGCCUACGUGGUGGAGCGCCGCGACGUGAAGCGUAAGACGUGGACGCUGGCCACCGAUCACUCCGAGAGUCCAGAGUACACGGUGACCGGACUCCAGAAGGACUCCAUGUACCUGUUCAGAGUCUGCGCCAGAAACCGGGUCGGCAGCGGACCCAACGUGGACACCGACAAACCCGUACAGGCCAAGAACAAGUUUGACGUUCCAGAGGCUCCUCUGAACGUCAUCAUUGGGAACGUGACGAAGUUCGGCUGCACGGUCUCCUGGGAUGCUCCGACGUCUGAUGGAGGCUCUCCCAUCACCUCCUACAUCAUCGAGCUGCGCGACCGCACCUCGGUGAAGUGGACACCCGUUCAGAUAACGAAGGCCGACGAGCUGAGCGCCAUCAUCAACGACGUCAUUGAGAACAAGGAGUACAUCUUCAGAGUGAAGGCACAAAACAAGGCCGGCGAGGGGAAGCCCAGCGCCGCCUCGCGCCCCGUCAAGAUCAUGGACCCCAUCGAGAGGCCCAGUCCGCCCCUGAACCUGGUCUGGCAGGACCAGAACAAGAACUCCGUGCAGCUAAGCUGGGAGACGCCGCUCAGGAACGGAGGCAGCACGAUCACCGGAUACAUCAUCGAGCGCUGCGAGGAGGGAAGCGACAAGUGGCUGCGCUGCAACGCCCGCCUCUGCCCAGACCUCUCCUACAAGGUGUCUGGUCUGACAUACGGAAAGAAGUACAACUACAAAGUGUUCGCUGAGAAUGCCGCCGGACUGUCCGACCCAUCCAACACCAUCGGCCCCCUGCUGGCCGACGACACACACUUUGCUCCUUCCUUCGACCUGAGUGCGUUCAAAGACGGUCUGGAGGUCAUCGUGCCGCAGCCGCUCACCAUCAGGGUCCCGAUCACCGGGUAUCCCACGCCCGUCGCCAAGUGGACGUUCAGAGACAAACAGCUGAGCACCGACGACGAGCGUGUCUCCAUGACGACCAAGUCCUCAUUCACCGAGCUCGUCGUGAUGCCGAGUGUCCGACCCGACAAAGGCAGCUACACCCUGACGCUGGAGAACGACGUCACCUCCGUCAGCGGAGACAUCGAGGUCAACGUCAUCGCGGCGCCCAGCGCCCCGAAGGACUUCAAGGUUCUGGAGGUUACCCGGCAGCACGUGCACCUGAGCUGGGAGGCUCCGGAGCACGAUGGAGGAAGCCCUCUGACCGGGUACCAGGUGGAGAAACGAGACGUGUCCCGCAAGACCUGGGUCAAGGUGACCUCGGGGCUCCAGGAUCAGGAGCUGACGGUGACAGACGUGGUGGAGGGGAAGGAGUAUCUGUUCAGAGUCACCGCCUGCAACAAGUGUGGACCGGGAGAACCGGCGUACAUCGACGAGCCAGUCAAUGUAUCCUCCCCCGCCACGAUCCCUGACCCCCCCGAGAACCUGCGCUGGAGGGACAAGUCGGGGAGCGGCAUCUUCCUGACCUGGGAGCCUCCCAAGUACGACGGCGGCACCGGGAUCCGCGGCUACAACGUGGAGCGUCUGCAGAGAGGCACCGAUAAGUGGGAGCCCUGUGGAGACACCAUCCCCGAGAUGAAGUGCCAGGUGAACGGCCUCACCGAGGGCCAGUGGUAUGCCUACAGGGUCCGGGCCCUAAACCGCCUCGGGGCCAGCCGGCCCUGCAAGGCCACAGACGAGAUCCAGGCCGUGGACCCCAAAGAGGCUCCAGAGAUCCAGCUGGACGCCAAGCUGCUGGCCGGUCUCACGGCGAAGGCGGGCAGUAAGAUCGAGCUGCCGGCCGAGGUAAAGGGGAAACCUGAGCCCCGCGUGAAGUGGACCAAAGCAGACCUGGUGUUGAAGGCAGAAGACCGGGUUUCCAUCGACACGACACCCGGACACUCCACCGUCUCCAUCGCCAAGACCAAGAGAGACGACAGCUCCACUUACAUCAUCGAGGCCACCAACAGCAGCGGCCGCGCCACCGCCACCGUGGACGUCAACAUCCUCGAUAAGCCCGGCCCCCCGGCGGCCUUCGAUAUCUCUGAGAUCACCAACGAAACCUGCUUCCUAGCCUGGAACCCGCCCCGUGACGACGGUGGCUCACGGGUCACAAACUACAUCGUGGAGCGCCGAACCACCGAGAGCGAGAUCUGGCACCGCCUGUCCUCCACCAUCAAGCAGACCACAUACAAGGCUGUGGGUCUGACCAAGUUCAAGGAGUACCUCUUCAGGGUCUUCGCCGAGAACCAGUUCGGAGUGGGACCCCCCGCUGAGCACGUCCCCAUCAUUGCCAGAUACCCCUUCGACACCCCCGGUGCUCCCUACAAGCUGGAGGCGUCGGACAUCGCCAAGGACUCGGUGACGCUGGCCUGGUACGAGCCGGACGAGGACGGAGGCAGCCCGAUCACUGGGUACUGGGUGGAGCGUUACGAGGCCGACCAUGACAAGUGGAUCCGCUGCAACAAGCUGCCCAUCAAGGACACCAACUACAGAGUCAAAGGCCUUCCCACCAGGAAGAAGUACAAGUUCAGAGUCCUGGCGGAAAAUCUUGCGGGAACCGGAAAACCCAGCAAGGAGACGGACCAGAUCCUCAUCAAAGAUCCCAUCGACCCCCCCUGGGCUCCCGGUAAGCCAACGGUUAAGGACGUGGCGAAGACUUCCUGCUUCCUGAUGUGGACGAAGCCAGAGCACGAUGGCGGGGCGAAGAUUGAGGGUUACGUCAUUGAGAUGUUGAAGAGCGGGACCACGGACUGGAUCCGCGUGGCUGAGAACAUCAACCUGCUGGAGCACUUCCUGAAGGGGUUGAUGGAGAAGCAGGAGUAUUCCUUCAGGGUCCGGGCCGUCAACGUGGCUGGAGAGAGCGAACCCAGCGAGCCCAGUGACCCCGUGCUCUGCAAGGAGAGACUCAACCCCCCCUCUGCGCCCCGCUGGCUGGAGGUGACGAACAUCAGCCGCAGCAGCGCGGACCUGAAGUGGUCUCUGCCGGAGAAGACCGGCGGCUCGCCCAUCACCAACUAUGUGGUGGAGAAGCGUGACGCGCGCCGCAAAGGCUGGCAGGCGGUUGACACCACGGUGAAGGAGCUGAAGUACACUGUGUCUCCGCUCAACGAGGGGUCGCUCUACGUGUUCCGCGUCGCCGCAGAGAACGCCGUCGGGGUUGGAGAGUUCUGCGAGCUACAAGACUCCGUCAUGGCCAAGGACAACUUCUCGGCUCCCGGCCCCCCCUACGCCCUCAGUGUCUACGCCAUCACCAAGAGAUAUGUGGACCUGCAGUGGGAGGCGCCCAAGAACGACGGAGGCAGACCCAUCCUCAAGUACUCCAUUGAGAAGAAGGAGAAGCUGGGCACUCGCUGGGUGAAGUGCGGGAAAACGUCAGGGCCGGACUGUAAGUACCGGGUCACAGACGUCAUUGAGGGAACAGAGGUCCAGUUCCAGGUCAGCGCCGAGAAUGAGGCCGGCACGGGACACCCCAGUGAGCCCACCGAGAUCCUGACCAUCGAAGACCCCACCGGCAUCCCGUCUCCGCCCGUCGAGCUUCACGUCACCGGAGCCAGCCGUGACUUCCUGUCCAUCGCCUGGAAGCCCCCACAGAGGGAUGGCGGCUGCGCCAUUAGAGGGUACCACGUGGAGAUGUGCGCCGCCGGCACCGAGAAGUGGAUGAGGGUCAACUCUCGUCCCGUGAAGGAGCUGAAGUUCAGCGUGACUUCGGAAGAGGGCGUCGUUCCCGAGAAGGAGUACAUCCUGAGGGUCCGAGCCAUCAACUCCGUGGGGGUCAGCGAGCCGUCAGACCUCUCCGAGAACGUUUUCGCCAAAGAGUCCGACUGUAACCCCCAGCUGAAGUUCCAAACUCUGGACCUCGUGGUGGUUGAGACGGAGAAGCUUCACAUCCCGAUUCCCUUCAGAGCCGUGCCCUCGCCCAGGAUCACCUGGCACAAGGACGGCAAGGAGCUGAAGGCCGACGAGCGCCUCGGAUUCAGGAAGGAGUAUGUUUCCUGUCACCUGGAGAUCGAUAGCAGUCUGCACUCUGAUGCAGGACAGUACAAAGUGACUCUGGAGAACAAGCUGGGAGCCGCCAGCGCCGCCAUCAAUGUCAAAGUCAUCGGUCUCCCCGGGCAGUGUAAGGAGAUAAUCGCAACUGAAAUCACAAAGAACUCCUGCAAGGUGUCCUGGGAUCCUCCAAACUACGACGGAGGGAGCCCCAUCAUCCACUACGUCAUGCAGAGGCGUGAGGCCGGCCGCAGGACGUACGUGAACAUGAUGUCCGGAGAGAACAAGGUGUGCUGGAACGUCAAAGACCUUAUCCCCAACGGAGAAUACUACUUUAGGGUUCAGGCCGUCAACAAGAUCGGGGGAGGAGAGUUCAUCGAGCUGCGCAACCCCGUCAUCGCUGAGGACCAGAAACACGCCCCGGACCCCCCGGUGGACGUGGAGACCCACAACCCGACCUCCAGCACCGUCACGCUGACCUGGAAGCCCCCGAUGUACGACGGCGGCGCCAAGAUCAUGGGCUACGUGCUGGAGAAGCAGAUGAAGGGCGAGGAGGCCUGGGGGCGCUGCAACGACUUCCUGGUGCCCGUGCUGUCCUACACCGUGCGGGGGCUGACGGAGGGCAAGAGCUACUCCUUCAGGGUCCGUGCAGAAAACCCCGCCGGUGUCAGCGAGCCAUCCAGAGGAUCGCCGCUCGUCAAGAUCUCCGACGCCAUCGACCCCCCGAAGGUGUUCCUGAGCGGCAGCCUGCAGUCCGGCCUCAGUGUGAAGCGUGGCGGAGAGAUCUGCCUGACCGCCAACAUCUCCGGAGCCCCGUACCCCGAGAUCACCUGGUACUGGAACAACCAGGUGAUCCGACCAGAGGCGCUGCGCAAGAGACCCGAUAGACCACUGAAAAAGAAGGUGGAGAAGAAGGAAGAGGAAAAGAAGGAGGAGAAAAAGAAGGAGGGAGAGGCCGAGAAGAAGGAAGGAGAGGAGGAGAAGAAAGAGGGAGAGCCUGAGAAGAAAGAGGAGGAAAAGAAGGAGGGAGAGGCCGAGGAGGAGGUGGAGGAGAGCGACUACCCGACCAUAAACGAGCGUCUGUCUGUGGAUAACCGUCACCGCGGGGUUUCCUCCAUCACCAUUAGGGACUCGGUGCGCCCCGACCACGGCGUCUACAUGGUGAAGGUGGAGAACGACCACGGCAUUGCCUCGGCCACCUGCGAGGUCAACGUGCUCGACACCCCAGGGCCUUCAGUGAACUUCCGGUUCGAGGAGGUGAGGAAGAACUCAGUGGUGUGUAAGUGGGAUCCUCCUCUAGAUGACGGAGGAAGCGAUAUCCUGAACUACACCCUGGAGAAGAAGGACAACUCCAAGCUGGAGAUCGGCUGGAGCGUGGUCACCUCCACUCUGAGAGGCUGCCGCUACCUGGUGCCCAAACUCAUCGAGAAGAAGGAGUACCUGUUCAGGGUCGUGGCUGAGAACAAGUUCGGAGCGGGACCGCACUGCGUGUCCAAACCGCUCAUCGCAAAGAACCCCUUCGAACCUCCUGAGACUCCGGAGAAGCCUGAGAUCGAUGACAUUACAGCACACAGCAUGCUGGUCAUCUGGACCCCACCCAACGACAACGGCAGCCCCAUCCUCGGCUACUGGGUGGAGCGCCGCGAGAUCAACAGCUCGCACUGGGCUCGUGUUAACAGGAACAUUGUUGCCGACACUGAGCUGAACGUUGAAGGUCUCAUCGAGGGAAUGACAUACAUCUUCAGGGUGGCAGCCGAAAACCAGGCCGGCCCCGGGAAGUUCAGCCUCCCCUCCGAACCCAAGACAGCCCAGGCUCCCAUCCUACCUCCUGGACCUCCUAUUUGCCGAGUGGCAACAACCACUGACCACUCCAUCGACGUGGAGUGGGACAUACCUGCCGACAACGGCGGAGGAGAGAUUAUGGGAUACCAUGUGGACAAGGCCAUGGUUGGUUCUAAGGACUGGUCCAGGUCCACAGAGCGACCGUGGAAGACCCGGACCUUCACUGUAUAUGGAGUCCGUGAGGGCGCCAAAUACCAGGUCAGAGUCAUCGCCUGCAAUGCGGCUGGAGAGGGAACACCAGGUUUCACAGAGUCCGUGUUCGUCAGGAACCCGGCAGAGAAGCCACUGAUUGAGAUGGACUUGGCCAUCAAGGCCGGCGUGAUGAUCAGGGCCGGAGAGAACCUCCUUCUACCUGCUACAGUCACUGGUAAACCCUACCCGUCCAUCACAUGGACCAUCGAAGACUCCAAACCCAACAAAGACCGCGUAGAGAUCCUCACCGAAGGAAACGACAGCAUUGUUUCAAUCAAGAACGUCCAGAGGAAGGACAGCGGCAAAUACCACAUCUCUGUUUGCAACCCCAGCGGCAUCAAGAAUGCUUCCACCAGAGUGGAGGUCAUGGAUGUCCCCGGACCCGUCACCGACCUGAAGCCAGUUGUGGUCACUCGCAAGAUGAUCUUCCUGAACUGGGAUGACCCAGUGGAUGACGGAGGCAGCGACCUGACCGGCUUCAUCGUGGAGAGACGAGACAUCAAGAUGCACACAUGGAGGCAGCCCAUUGAAACCGCCUCGUCCAAAUGCGAGUGCGUGGGCAUCAUUGAGGGACAGGAGUACAUGUUCCGCGUCAUCGCCAAGAACAAGUACGGCCUGGGCCCGCCCGUAGAGCUGGGACCUAUCAAGGCUGUUGAUCCACAGGGUCCACCUUCAUACCCUGAGAAGUUCCACUACACCGAGCGCACCAAGAACUCCAUCACAUUUACUUGGAAGCCACCUCGUAAUGAUGGCGGCAGCCCAGUCAUUGGCUACUUCAUUGAGAAGAAGAGGCAGGACGAGCAGGCCUUCGUUCUCUGCAACACAGAGAUUUGCCCCAACAUGACCAUGACGGUGGAGGGCCUGGAAGAGGACUGGCCUUAUGAGUUCAGGAUCAAGUGCGCCAACCUAAUGGGAGAGAGCGAGCCAUCCAUUCCGAUGAAUGUGGUCAUCCAAGACGAUGAAGUGUCUCCUGAGGUCCACAUGCUGAAGCACUUCAAGGGAGACGUCAUCAUCGUGAAGAAGGGCGAGCCCAUUGAGAUGCCUGCUGAUAUCAUUGGUCUCCCGAUCCCUAAGAUUGAGUGGACCAAGGAUGAUGUUCUGAUCGCAGAAUCCACUGAGGCUCUGGUGAUAGAGACAGAGGUCACUGGCAGACUGAACGCCAAGACCAAGCUGUCCAUCCCGGCAGCCAACAGGAGGGACCGCGGCAACUUCACUGUGACCGCCUCCAACAACAUGGGGACAGCCCAUCACACCAUCUCCGUCAUGGUGCUGGACCGACCAGUUCCACCCAGGAACCUAACAGUGUCCAACAUCAGGGCCGAGUCUUGCUACUUGCACUGGGACGCACCCCUGGAUAAUGGUGGCAGCGAGCUGACCAACUACAUUGUUGAGAAGAGAGACAUGGUGACUGAUCAACCGGAGCUGGAAGAGGGACAGGAAGUGCCACCCGAGCCCCAGUGGGUGGAGGUUAACAGCACCGUCAUCGAUAGGAAGUUUGGGGUGUGGAACCUGGAGACAAACAAGUCCUACAUGUUCCGGGUCAAAGCCCAGAAUCGUUACGGUAUUUCUGACCCCUGCACAACAGAGGAAGUCAUGAUCACCGACCCAUUCGGCCUUCCUGGCCCUCCAGAGAAACCAACCAUUGCAGAAUACUCCAAGACUACCAUGACCCUGACCUGGGAGCCUCCCAGAGACACCGGUGGCUCUAUGAUUGUCGGCUACUGGCUGGAGAAAAGAGAGAAAGGCAGUGACUACUGGGCAAAAGUCAACAAGAUGCCCAUCACCAAGAGGGGAAUGAAAGGCUGGGAGUACCAGGUGGUUCGUUUGAUCGAAGGAACAGAGUACGAGUUCAGGGUUGCUGCCAGCAAUUCUGCAGGAACUGGACCAUUCAGCGCACCGUCCGACUCUGCCUUUGCUGUGGAUCCACUCACUCCUCCAAGCAUGCCUGCCGCACCUGAAGUUGUUGAUAAGACGAAGCAUAGUGUCACACUUUCCUGGCAGCCUCCAGAGAAGGAUGGAGGAAGUCCCAUCAAGGGCUACAUCAUCGAGAUCCAGGAUGAGGGAUCCUCCGGAUGGCAGAGGGUCAAUGACCUGGAAUCACUCCAUCCGACCACCGAGUUCACCAUGCCCAGCCUCCGUGAGCUGAAACGCUACCGAUUCAGGAUCAUUGCGGUCAACGACAUUGGCGAGUCCGACCCCAGCCCCCGCACCACCGAGGUUCUGGUUCAAGACGUCCAGCUUAUCCCUGCCAUCAACAUCGACAUGAUGGUCGACGACCUGCUGUACGUCCGCGCUGGAGAUCCAUUCAGGAUCCCCGCCACCAUUAAGGGCCGCCCUACUCCCAAGGUCACCUGGGAGUUCACCGGCAAAGCCAAGUCCCACAAGAAGAACAAACUGCACACACUGCCCGUUGACUCCGAGGUUGAGUCCACAGACACCACGUCCGUCGUGACCGUCCCCGUCAGUCUGAGGACACACUCUGGACGUUACACCAUCACUGCCAAGAACAAGUCUGGACAGAAACACGUCAACGUUAGGGUCAAUGUGCUCGACGUCCCCGGAGCCCCUAAGGAUCUGAGGGUUACCGACAUCACCCGAUCCACCAUGAGGCUGAUCUGGAAACUUCCAGACAGCGAUGGCGGAGAGAGAAUCAAGAGCUACUUUAUCGAGAAGAAAUCCACCACUGACAAGGCCUGGACCAAGGUGAACGCCGCCUGUGCCAGCCAGGCCUUCGUGGUGCCGGGUCUGUUGGAGGGACAGGACUACCUGUUCAGGGUCUGCGCUGAGAACAGACUCGGCUUCGGCUCAUUCACCAUCACCACCGAUCCCGCCCGGGCCCGAGACCCCAUCUACCCCCCCGACCCCCCCACCAAGGUGAAGGUGAACCUGGUGACCAAGAGCACGGUUACCCUGACCUGGGAGGCUCCCAAAAACAACGGCGGCUCUCCGGUGAAGCAUUAUGUGAUUGAGCGUCUGAGCUGGGACACCAGCGGCAAGGAGAAGGAGACAUGGAAGCAGUGCAACAAGAGGGAGGUGGAAGAGCUCACUUUCGUGGUGGAGGACCUGAAGGAGGGAGUAGAGUACGAGUUCAGGGUUAAAGCCGUGAACGCUGCCGGACCCAGCAGACCCUCGGCCACUGCCGGACCCCUGGUCAUCAAAGAUCAGACAUUCGCCCCAAGCAUCGAGAUGCGUGAGGCGCUGGAGGGGGAAGAGGAGUGUGACAUCAGCAUCGUGGCGAGGGUGAGCGGCUGUCCGUUCCCCUCCCUCGCCUGGAGCAAAGCCAGCCUGGCGAAGCCGGAGGAGAAGGCGGCGGUCACAUAUGACCAGCGACUGAACAAGCUGGUGACGCAGGACAAGUGCACGCUGCUGAUCACGCAGGCCAGCCGCCAUGACAGCGCCCUCUACACCCUGACCGCCAUCAACGCUCUGGGCUCCACCACCAAGGACCUCAAGCUCUCCGUGUUCGGCCCCCCCGGCCCCCCGGAGGGCCCCAUCACCUUCACCGAGGUGUUCGCUGAGCGGAUCGGUCUGGCCUGGAUGGCUCCUAAAGACGACGGCGGGUCAAAGAUUACCAACUACGUGGUGGAAAAGCGUGAGGAGAGCAGGAAGUCCUGGGUUCACGUCUCCAACGACCCCAAGGACUGCGCCUACGUGGUGACCCGCCUGACGGAGGGCCACGAGUACGAGUUCAGGGUCAUGGCCCAGAACAAGUUCGGUGUCGGACCGGCUCUCAUCAGCAAGCCGGAGAAGGCCAGGAACCUCUUCACGGUGCCGGGUCAGUGUGAGAAGCCCACCAUCACGGACGUCUCUCUUGACGCCAUGACGGUGAACUGGGACGAGCCCAAGUACAACGGCGGCUCCUCGGUGACGAGCUACAUCGUGGAGAAGAAGGAGACCACGGGGAAGCGCUGGGCGAGAGCAAACCGCGAGACGAUCCGUGCUCUGCCGCUCGGGAACAACUUCGAGGUGCAGAGCGUCCAGGGAGGCUGCUUAUACCAGUUCAGGGUCAUCGCUGUCAACGCGGCCGGCUGCGGGCUGCCCAGCGUGCCCUCCGACCCCACGCUCUGCAGAGACCCCAUCCUGCCCCCCGGCCCCCCCACCCCGAAGGUCAUCGACUGGACAAGGUCCUCGGUGGAGCUGGAGUGGAUCCCACCGCUGCUGGACGGAGGAUCCAAGGUGACCGGGUACAUCGUGGAGUUCAGGGAGGUGAACAAGGAGGAAGAGGAGAAGAAGGCAAAGAGGAAGCUGCUGAUGCUCAGCAGCGACGAGGAAGAGAAGGAGCCCGAGGACGAAGGCUGGCAGAAGGCGAAGGACACGGAGAUCAGAGGCACUAAGUUUGUGGUGGUUGGUCUGACGGAGGGGGGGCUCUACAGCUUCAGGGUCUGUGCUGUGAACCCAGCCGGGCCGGGAGAACCGGGCCUGGUGACGGAGCUGAUCGAGCUCAGAGACAGAACCAUCCCCCCUGAGAUGGACCUGGACGCUUCGGUGAAGGAGAAGAUCGUGGUCCACGCCGGAGCCACCAUCCGCAUCAUCGCCUACGUGUCGGGGAAGCCGGCACCAGAGAUCACGUGGUGCCGCGACGACGCCGAGGUGCCCAAAGAGGCGGCGGUGGAAAAGACCGGGAUCUCCAACUCACUGGUGAUCAAGAACUGCAGGCGGCAACACCAGGGCAUCUACACCCUGAGCGCCAAGAACGAGGGGGGCGAGAGGAAGAAGGCCAUCAUCGUGGAGGUCCUCGACGUGCCCGGUCCGGUGGGUCUCCCCUUCGCCGGUGAAAACCUGACCAACGACUCGUGUAAACUGACCUGGUACUCCCCCGAAGACGACGGCGGCUCGGCCGUCACCAACUACAUCAUCGAGAAGCGCGUGUCAGACCGGAUGGGCUGGACCUCGGUGUCGUACACCGUGACCCGGAACAACGCCGUGGUGCAGGGGCUGCUGGACGGGAAGGGGUACUUCUUCAGGAUCGCAGCCGAGAACAUCAUCGGCAUGGGACCCUUCAUCGAGACUGAGCAGAUGGUGCUCAUCAAGGACCCCAUCUCGGUCCCCGAGCGUCCCGAGGAGCUGCAGAUCACCGCCGUCACUAAGGACUCUCUCUCCGUGUCCUGGCGGCCGCCCAAGUACGACGGCGGCGCUGAGGUGACGGAGUACAUCCUGGAGUCUCGAAUGGUUGGCCGUGACAGCUUCGUGCGGGUCGGCGCCGACACCAAGCUGCUGGACAAGAAGUUCACUCUGAGCGGGCUGAAGGAAGGCUCCAGCCAUGAGUUCAGGGUCUCCGCCGUCAACAAGGUGGGCCAGGGAAAGACCUCCUUCGCCACCAAACCCGUGCAGUGCAAGGACGAGAUCGAACCCCCCAUCCUGGACCUGGACUUCCGGGAGAAGAUGUUGGUGAAAGUGGGUGACACCUGCACUCUGUCGGGUCGCUUCAGCGGGAAGCCGGCCCCGACUGUUUCCUGGACGAAGAACGAGGAGGAGCUGAAGUCUCAGGACGAGAUCUUCCUGCACAGCACCGGCCGGCACCUGAGCCUCAACAUCAGCUCGGCCCGCCGCGAGCACACUGGCGCCUACUGCGUCAGCCUGGAGAACGCCGCAGGGGUCCGCAAGGGGCUCUGCGACAUCACAGUGGUCGACCGACCCCAGCCCCCCGAGGGCCCCGUGGUGUUUAACGAGGUCUACAGGAACUACUUGGUGAUCAGCUGGAGCCCCCCCCUGGACGAUGGAGGCUGCGCCAUCUCCAACUACAUCGUGGAGAAGAGAGACACCAACAGAGACCUGUGGAUGCCCGUCACUUCCUCUGCAACACGCCCCACCUGCAGGGUGCCAAAGCUGAUCGAGGGCCGGGACUACAUCGUGAGGAUCAUGGCUCAGAACAUGUACGGAGUCAGUGAACCACUGCUGUCUGCAGAGUGCAGAGCCAGAGACAUCUUCAUGGUUCCCGACGCUCCCAAACAGCCGGUCAUUAAGGAAGUUUUCCACGACUCUGCCCUGAUCAGCUGGGAGCCUCCGGCCGACGGAGGGAAGCCCAUCUCUGGGUACAUCGUGGAGAGAAAGGAGACCAUGGCCAACAGGUGGGUGCGCUGCAACACGGAGCGGAUCUUCCCGAAGGUGGAGUACUGGGUGACGGAGCUGCUGAAGGGCUGCGAGUACGAAUUCAGGGUCAGCGCAGAGAACGUGGUGGGAGCAGGAGACGCCAGCCCCCCCUCCAAACCUGUGUUUGCUAAAGACCCCAUCGUGAAGCCCAGCCCCCCCCAGAAACUGGAGGCCAUCGACUUCACCAAAGAGUCUGUCACGCUGAGCUGGAAGGCCCCCGCUGACUGCGGCCGCGGGAAGAUCCUCGGUUACUUGCUUGAGUUCCAGAAGACCACUGACGACGAGUGGACCAAGGUGAACCAGACCCCAGACUCGUGUCAGGAGACGCGCUUUAAGGUGAUUGGUCUGGAGGACGGCGCACGGUACCGCUUCAGGGUGAUGGCGGUGAAUGCCGCAGCGGAGUCAGACCCUGCCGAGCUGAGGGAACCCAUCCUCGUGCAGGACAGACUGGAGCCCCCAGAGCUGAUCCUGGACGCCGGGAUGACCCGGGAGGUGAAGGCUCUCGCCGGCACCCACAUCGUUCUGAUGGCGACCAUCAAGGGCGUCCCGUUCCCCUCCGUCACCUGGCAGAAGAACGAAGCCGAGGUGCCGACCCGCAGCGACAUCGACACCGACCAGAACGGCACCAAGCUGGAGAUGAGGUUCUGUCACCGCGGAGACUGCGGCGACUACACGCUGACUGUGGAGAACCCGGUCGGGUCCAAGACCGUCACCUGCACCGUGCUCGUGUUUGAUAAACCCGGUCCCAUCCAGCACCUGCGGGUGUCGGACGUCCGCAGUGACUCGGCCUACCUGUCCUGGAAAGACCCAGAGGAUAACGGCGGUGUCCGCAUCACUAACUUCGUGGUGGAGAAGAAGGACGCAGCGUCCACCCAGUGGGUUCCGCUGUGCUCCACCUCCAAGAAGCGCAGCAUGAUGCUGAAGCACCUGAUGGAGGGAACCUCCUACAACUUCCGUGUGGCAGCCGAGAACCAGUACGGGCGCAGCGAAUAUGUGGAGACCGGGAAGGCCGUCAAGGCCAUGAACCCACUCUUCCCCCCCGGUCCUCCCAAAGACCUGCACCACAACGACGUGGACAAGACAGAGGUGUGGUUGGUCUGGAACUGGCCCGACCGCAACGGAGGAAGUGAGAUCACCGGCUUCCUGGUGGAGUACCAGGAGGAGGGAGAGAGAGAGUGGGACGAGUGGAAGACGGUGAGCAUCCCGGAGAGUCAUGUGACCGGCCUGGAGGAAGGCAAGACCUACCGCUUCAGAGUUCGAGCCGAGAACGCCAUCGGACUCAGCAGACCAGAUACCACUGUGCCUAUCCUAUGCCAGGAGAAACUGGUGCCUCCCAUCCUGGAGGUUGACGUUAAGCUCACUGAAGGCAUCACCGUGAAGGCCGGCACCACCAUCAGGCUGCCUGCCAUCAUGAGAGGAAUCCCCGUCCCCACUGCCAAGUGGUCCGUGGAGGGAGAGGAGAUCACCACCGAGGGCAAAGUCAAGAUCGACACCGACAAUUUCUCCACAGUGCUCAGCAUCAACGAGUGCACCAGGAACCAUACCGGCUCCUACUUGCUCACCGUGGCCAACCCGGCCGGAACCAAGACCGCCGCCCUGAACAUCACGGUGCUGGAUGUUCCCGCCGCUCCCAUCGGACCAGUCAACAUCCUGGAAGUCACUCCAGAGUCUAUGAUGAUUGAAUGGCGUCCUCCCAAGGAUGACGGCGGCAGUGCUGUCACCAACUACAUCGUGGAGAAGAGGGAGUCCAACAAAGAAACCUGGGGAGGGGUGAGCUCUGGCAGCCUCUCCACCAAGGUCAACAUCAUCCGCCUCCAGAAGGGAGUGGAGUACGUGGUCCGCAUUCGUGCCCAGAACAAGAUGGGAACCGGUGCUGCUCUGGAGAGCAAGCCUACAGUGGCCGAGCACACCUUCCUUCCUCCCAGCCCGCCGGGCAAACCACAUGCCACUGAUGUCGCAGAGGACUCCGUCACGGUGGGCUGGACCAUGCCCCUGUCCGACGGAGGCAGCCAGAUCUCCGGAUACCUGGUCGAGCGCAGACACAAGGGAGGAAAGUGGAUCCGUGUGAACAGGACUCCCUGCAAAGAAAUGAAGUACACUGUCCUGGGUCUGUUUGAAGGCAGCGAGUACGAGUUCAGAGUGUUUGCUGAGAAUAUUGCCGGCUACAGCGGCCCAUCUCCAUCCUCCGACCUCUGCAAGCCGUGCAGGCCCAUCACGGCCCCCGGCCCCCCUGUCAACCCCAAAGUUAAAGACUACAGCAAGACCACUGCCGACCUGGUGUGGACCAAACCCAACAAAGACGGAGGCAGCCCCAUCCUGGGCUACACCGUGGAAAUGAAGAAGGCCGACACAGAAGAAUGGCAAAAGGUGAACCUGGACGACUUCAUCAAGCUAUCCGCCUACACGGUGAAGGGCCUGGAGGAGGGAGUGACGUACAAAUUUAGGAUUUACGCCUCCAACAUGAUCGGAGAUGGCGAGCCCAAAGAGAUCCCAAAGUCUGUCACCGCUCAGGACAUCCUUAUCCCUCCGGAGAUCGAGAUGGACCUCUCCUGCCGCGAGCGCCUCACUGUGCGCGUCGGACACAACAUCAACAUCAUGGGCUACAUCCAGGCCCGUCCUGAGGCUGAGGUGCUUUGGUCGAAGGAGGAGGUGGUUCUGGAGAACAGCAAACGGGUCACCAUCACUCAGAACUUUCCUCUGGUCCACCUGAAGAUCAAGGAGGCCACAAGAACGGACCACGGGAAAUACGUCCUGAAGGCUUCCAAUGAGGGCGGUGAGGCUUCCUGCACCAUCACAGUCAAUGUGCUGGACAGACCCAGCCACUGCCAGAACCUGCACGUGACCUAUGCCACCAAGGAGUCCUGCAUGCUGAACUGGGAGGCACCUAGAGACAACGGUGGAUCUGAAAUCACCAACUAUGUGGUGGAGUGCCGUGAGCCCAGCACCAGCAUGUGGUCCAUGAUCACAUCCCUCUGCACCAACCGCAAGAUUAAGGUCAAGCUGAUGGACGGCAAAGAGUACCUGUUCCGCGUCAGCGCCGUGAACAAGAUGGGCUCCGGUCCCACUACUGAGACCAAGACUGCUCUGCUGGCCAUCGACCCCAUCGAGAAUCCCGGGGAACCUGAGAACUUCAGAACCACGGACAUCGGUAAGAACUACGUCUAUCUGAGAUGGAGGAAGCCCGACUUUGAUGGUGGCAGCCCCAACAUUUCCUACAACCUGGAGUGCAAAUCCAAGGAUGCUGAGGACUGGCAGAAGCUCAACACCACCACCCUCACCGACACCUUCUUUCUGGCUGACAAGUGCACAGAGAACCAGACCUACACCUUCAGGGUGCAGACCAUCAAUGAAGGAGGCGAAAGUGCUUGGGUGAAACUCGCCGAUAUUCUGGUGAAGGAGGAGAUCCAGAAGCCCGUCCUCGACCUGAAAUUGGCCGGACUUCUGACCGUGAAGGCUGGAGAGUCUGUGAGGAUGGAGGCCGGCCUGAGAGGAAAACCCCAGCCGGAGGUCAAAUGGACCAAAGAAAAGGCUGUUGGAGACAACCCCAGAAUCAGCUACGAGACCGGACCCGACUAUUCCAAGUUCCUUCUCACCAAGUCCAGGCGCUCAGACACCGGAAAGUUCAUCAUCACCGCCACCAACGUGGCCGGCACCUUCACGGCGUAUGCCAACAUCAACGUCCUGGACGUCCCGGGCCCAGUAAGGAACCUCAGGGUCACCGGCAUCGGGGCCGACAAGUGCAGAGUUGUGUGGGACCCUCCAGAGGACGAAGGAGGCUGCGAAGUGGACAGCUACAUCUUGGAGAAAUGCGAAACCAGGAGGAUGGUUUGGUCCACGUACUCCGCCUCUGUGGUCACACCUUACUGCAACGUGACCCGUCUGGUGGAGAGCAACGAGUACAUAUUCAGAGUGAAGGCGGAGAACAAGAUGGGCACCGGCCCCGCCAUGGAGAGCAAGCCUGUUACCGUCAAGACUCAGUUCAACAAACCUGGGCCCCCAGAGGCCCCCGACGUCACCAAGGUCAGUAAAGAGGAAAUGACCGUUGUCUGGGCUCCUCCCGAGAACGACGGAGGAAAGUCCAUCACCGGCUACAUUCUGGAGAGGAAGGAGAAGAGGGCGGUCCGCUGGGUGCCAUGCACCAAGAGCCCCAUCUCUGAGAGACGCAUGAAAGUCACCAACCUGAUCCCCAACCACGAGUACCAGUUCAGGGUGAAGGCUGAGAACGAGGUGGGCCUGGGAGAACCCAGCAAGGCCUGCAGACCAGUCGCAGCCAAAGAUCCCAUCGAACCCCCCGGUCCCCCUGCUUUCCUGAAGGUGGGCGACAGCACAAAGACCUCCAUCACCCUGACCUGGUCCAAACCUGUGUACGACGGUGGUGCUCCAAUCAUCAACUACAGCCUGGACCUCAGGCUGAAGACCGAUGCGGACCCCGAGAACCCCUCAGCGGGCUGGAAGAGGAUUGACACCCGUGGCCCGCUGGUGCUUACAGAGUUCACCAUUGGACAGCUGGAUGAGAAGCUGGAGUACGACUUCAAGGUUUCCGCCCAGAACCAGAUGGGCUGGGGACGCCACGCCUACCUGAAGGAUUCCGUGUCCCCCAAGGAGAUCCUGGAGGCUCCAGAGAUCGACCUGGAUGCCAGUCUGAGGAAGGGUCUGUCAGUGAGGGCAGGCUGCCCCAUCAGGCUCUUCGCCGUCAUCAGAGGACGACCCUCACCUAAGGUCACAUGGAAACGCCUCGGCGUGGACAAUGUGAUCCGCCGCGGUCACGUGGACCAGGUGGACAGCAUGUCCUUCCUCGUCAUCCCCGAGAGCACCAGAGAGGAUUCUGGGAGAUACUCGCUGACUCUGUCCAACUCGGCCGGAGAGAAGGCCGUGUACGUCCGUGUAAAAGUCCUCGACACCCCCGGCCCCGUUGGUGGCUUGGAGGCGACGAAUAUCACGAAGACGAGUGCACAGCUGUCUUGGUUGCCGCCCGAUAACGACGGCGGAAGCCAGAUCCUUAACUACAUCGUGGAGAAGCGCGAGGUGGACCGGAAGACGUGGAACAAGUGCAUCGAGGACCUGAGGAAGACCAGCUUCAAGGUGUCCAACAUGACGCCCGGCAUCGACUACUUCUUCAGAGUCACCGCAUGCAACAAGUACGGCAUCGGAGUCCCGCAGGACUCACCCAAAUCCUACCUGGCCGUCGACCCCAUCAGUGAGCCAGACCCCCCGAAGAAGAUGGACGUGUUGGACAUCACGAAGAACAGCGCCACGCUGGGCUGGCUGAAGCCGCUCAGAGACGGCGGGGCCAAGAUCAACGGCUACGUGGUGGACUACCAGGAGGAGGGCGCCGCCGAAGACAAGUGGACGCCGUACUCCGUGGUGAAAGACCUGACCAUCGUGGUGGUGGGCCUGAAAGAGAACACCAAGUACAAGUUCAGGGUCGCUGCCAGGAACUCUGUGGGGGUCAGUCUGGCCCGAGAGGCAGAGGGCGUGUUCGAGGUCAAGGAGCAGCUCAUGGCUCCGAAGAUAAUCGUUCCAGACAUCGUGUCGGUGAGAGCCGGAUCUAAGAUGGUUCUGGAGGCCAUCGUGGCCGGGAAGCCCGCUCCCUUCUGCAAGUGGAAGCAGGGCAACGAGGACGUGCUGACCUCGGACCGCCUCUCCGUGGUGAAGACGCUCACCACAUGCACCCUCAUCAUGAAGAACGUGAAGAGGGUGGACAGUGGCUACUACAGCCUGUCUGCCGAGAACAGCAGUGGCAGGGUCAACCAGAUCAUCAGGGUCACGGUCAUGGACAUCCCUGGGCCCCCCGAAGCCCCCCUAGAAGUGACGGAGGUGGACGUGGACGGCUGCACCCUGCUGUGGGGAUCCCCACAGGAGGACGGCGGCAGCAACAUCACCAACUACAUCGUGGAGAAGUGCGACGUGAGCCAGGGCGACUGGAUGACGCUGACCUCGUCCUGCACCAAGACCAGCUUCAAGGUCCCAAAGCUGUCCCAGGGCAAAGAGUACGGCUUCAGAGUCCGUGCCGAGAACCGGUUCGGCAUCUCAGCGCACAUCUACUCCGAGAAGAUAAUCGCCAGGUGUCCCUUUGACCCCCCUAGCGAGCCCUUGAAUCUGCAGAUCAACAGAAUCAACAAGGACUACGUCAUCUUGUCCUGGGAACGCCCCAGCAGCGACGGUGGCUCCCCGCUGACCGGAUACGUCAUCGAGAAGAAGGAGCGCAACAGCCUGCUGUGGAUGAGGGCCAACGAGUCAGUGGUGAAGGCCACGCAGUACAGCUGCACCGGGCUGAUGGAGGGGGUGGAGUACACCUUCAGGGUCGCUGCCCUCAACAUGGCUGGACAGGGCAAGCCCUGCAAACAGACCGACAUCAUCAUCGCCAGGACCGCCAUCGAUCCCCCCGGUAAGCCGGAGGUGAUGGACGUGACGAAGCACUCGGUGUCUUUGGUGUGGAGCCGCCCGAAGCACGACGGCGGCAGCAAGCUGAUCGGAUACUACGUGGAGUACACCAAGCUGCCGGAGGAGAAGUGGGUGCGCUGCAACGCCAAUUGCAUGAGCAUCCAAUCGGAGAGCUACACGGUGAGCGGGCUGGACGAGGGCCUGCUGUACCAGUUCAAGAUCAUCGCCAAGUCCGCCAUCAACAUCAGCCUGCCCUCCGAGCUAUCCGACCCCAUCCCCGUCAUCGCAGAGCACGUUACCCCACGGGUGGAUCUGGGUCUGGAGAUGAAGAACCUGAUCGUGGUUAAGGCCGGAGAAAACGUGUCCAUGGACGCCGAGGUGUUCGGCAAGCCCCUUCCCAAAGUGACCUGGAAGAAGGACGGCGCUGUGGUGCACGUGGAGGGCAUGAAGCUGAGCCAGAAGAAGCACGUCCACAUGCUGGACCUAUUCUCCGUCACCAGGAAGGAGUCCGGAGACUACAGCAUCCACGCCGAGAACCCCCUGGGGUCCAAGUACGCCACUAUCAAGGUCAAGGUGCUCGAUAAACCCGGCCCCCCCGCCUCAGUGAAGAUUGCCAAGGUGUUUUGUGACCGUGUGAGGCUGCGCUGGGAGCCCCCCAUCGCGGACGGCGGCUCGGAGAUCACAAACUACAUCAUCGAAAAGCGCGAGACCAGCCGAGCCAACUGGGCCCUGGUGAGCUCCAACAUCCACGGACACGUCACGGACUCUCUGGUGGAGAAACUCAUCGAGGGCCACGAGUACGAGUUCAGGGUCAGCGCCGAGAAUCAGUACGGGGUCGGAGAUGCCAUCAUGACUGACCCCAUCAUGGUGAAGAACCCCUACGACGUCCCUGGGCCCCCAGAGCCACCUGUCAUCACCAACAUCACCAAGGACUCGAUGACGGUGAGCUGGAAGGCGCCGGCGAACGACGGCCGGGCCACCAUCCUGGGCUACAUGGUAGAGAAGCGCGAGGCCACAGAACUGGCCUGGGCCAAGGUAAACCGGAGGCCCGUCAUCGACCGCUCCAUCAAGGCGGUGCAGCUGAGCGAGGGCUCCGAGUACGAGUUCAGGGUCAUCGCCCUCAACAAGGCGGGGCCCGGCAAACCCAGCGAUGCCUCCAACGCAGCGCUCGCCGUCGACCCCGUCUACCCCCCUGGUCCCCCUGCCUUCCCCAAGGUGGUGGACUCGACCCGCACCUCGAUCAGCCUGAGCUGGACCAAGCCGGCAUACGACGGCGGCUGCGAAAUCAACGGCUACCUGGUGGAGUGUAGGCGGGUGGACGGAGAACACUGGAACAAGUGCAACAUCCCCAAGAAGCUGCAGGAGACGCGCUUCCUGGUGACCGGCCUGAUGGACGACACCGAGUACCAGUUCAGGGUCCUGGCGGUCAACAAGAUUGGCCUCAGCGAGCCCAGCGAGGUCCCCGGGAACCACAAGCCCAAAGACAUCCUGAUCGCCCCUGAGGCGGAGCUGGACGCUGACAUGAGGAAGGCUCUGAUCCUGAGGGCGAGGGUCACCAUGAGGCUGUACGUCCCUCUGAAGGGCCGGCCGGCGCCCAAGGUGACGUGGUCGAAGGUGGACGCCAACCUGAAGGACCGGCAGGUUCUGAUCAAGACGUCAGAGUGGGACACGCUGCUGAUGAUCGAGGACAUGAACCGAUACGAUGCAGGGAAGUACGUCCUGACUCUGGAGAACAGCAGCGGCUCCAAGAGCUACACCAUCGUGGUCAAAGUGCUGGAUUCCCCCGGCCCCCCCCUGAACCUGACAGUGAAGGACACCUCGAAGACCCACGCCUCCAUCACCUGGGACGCCCCCCUGCUGGACGGCGGUAGCCCGGUGAAGAGCUACGUGGUAGAGAAGCGUCUGGCCGACAGGAAGGCCUGGACCUGCGUGGCCCCCACCUGCCACAAAAUCUCCUACCGGGUGACCGGCCUGGAGGGGGGGCAGGCUUACUGCUUCAGAGUGCUGGCCGAGAACGCGUACGGCAUCGGGGAGGGCUGCGAGACCGCCGGCAGCGUCCGGGCCUCAGAGCAACCGGGCCCUGUGGCAGAAUUCAAGACCACGAAGACCUCAAAGGACAUCAUCGAGCUGGCCUGGAAGAAGCCACUGGUCGACGGCGGCAGCUUUGUCACGGCCUACAUCCUGGAGCUGGGCGAGGGCCAGGACAAGUGGAGGGAGAUCCUGAAGGGCAAGAACACCUCCCACACCAUGGGGGGACUCACCGAGGGCACCGAGUACCUGUUCAGGGUCAAGGCCCUCAACCAGUCCGGGGAGGGACCGCCGUGCGAGCUCGCCGUCAUCGCCAAGGACCAGUUUGUGCUGCCUGACUGCAACCUGAGUGCCCUGCAUGACGGCUGCUGCGUGGUGAAGGAGGGCAGCACCACCCGUAUCAACAUCCCGCUCAUCGGCACCCCCAUCCCCACCACCACCUGGAAGAAGGGCGACACAGGGAUUGGCGACACCGGCAGGAUGUGCGUGGAGUCGUCUACGGGCGUCACCACACUGCUGAUCAGAGACUGCCAGAGAGGAGAUGCCGAGACCUACAACAUUCACGUCCGCAACAGCGCCGGCUCCAAGGAGUGCAAGUUCACCGUGAAGGUGGUGGGCAAGCCCGGCAUCUGCACCGGACCCAUCAAGUUCGAUGAGAUCACGGCCGACGGCAUCACGCUGGAGUGGGGCCCGCCCAUAGAUGAUGGUGGCGCCGAGGUAUCCAACUACAUUGUGGAGAAGAGAAGGACCACAGACAACAAGUGGGCCACAGUGGCAUCGGCCAUCCAAAAGACGAGCAUGAGGGUGAUCCGGCUGCAAGACGGUAUGGAAUACAUCUUCAGAGUGUUCGCAGAGAACAAGUACGGGGUGGGCGAGUAUCUGAGGUCCGAGCCCGUCAUCGCACAGCAUCCCUUCAAUGUGCCAGAGGCUCCUGCUCCUCCCAUAAGCAGCCAUCGCCAUGAGUCGGCCAUGUUGACCUGGACGGAUCCAAAGGAAAAUGGUGGCUCCCCGAUUACUGGGUUCCACGUGGAGUUUAAGGAGAGGAACAGCCUGAUGUGGAAGCGAGCAACGAAGACUCCUCUGAGACUGAGAGAGUGUAGAGUCACCGGCCUGAUAGAAGGCCUGGAGUACGAGUUCAGAGUGAUGGCAAUGAACAUAGCCGGCCUCGGCAGGCCAAGCAGGCCCACCGAGGGUGUGGUUGCCCUUGAUCCUAUUGAUCCUCCUGGCAAACCUGAAGUGAUCAGCAUCACCAGGAACAUGGUCACUCUCAUGUGGACCCCUCCUAAAUAUGAUGGUGGCCACAAGUUGACCGGCUACAUGCUGGAAAAGUUGGAGGCUGGCGGCAAGGCCUGGUUGAAGGCCAAUCACGUCAACAUCCAGGGCUGUGCAUUCACCGUCACCGACCUGACGGAGGGAGCUCAGUAUCAGUUCUUGGUCAAGGCCAAGAAUUCUGCUGGAGCUAUAAGUGCUCCUUCAGAGACCACUGAGCUUGUGGCUUGCAGGGAUGAGUACGAGCCCCCAACCAUCACUAUUGACCCGGACAUGAAGGACGGCGUUUCAGUAAAGGCAGGGGACACCAUCGUGAUCAGAGCCUCCAAGAUUUUGGGCAAACCUCUCCCCACUUCUGCGUGGUCAAAGGGAGGCCGUGAGUUUAAGAGCUCUGAGGUUGUCUCCAUCACCACCACCCCCAUUUCCUCCAUUCUGUCUAUCAAGUACGCCAGCCGGAAGAACACCGGAGAGUACACCAUCACCGCCAGCAACCCAUUCGGCAUUAAGGAAGAACACGUGAAGGUGAAGGUCCUCGACGUGCCCGGACCUCCAGGCCCCAUUGAAGCCAGUAACAUUUCCGCUGAGAAGUGCACUCUGACCUGGCUGCCACCAGACGAGGAUGGAGGCUUCUCCAUCAAGUCUUACACCCUAGAGAAGAGAGAGACCAGCCGUUUGCAGUGGACCAAGCUCGCAGAAAACAUCAUGGACUGCAGAUAUGUGGCAGCCAAACUGAUCAAGGGCAACGAGUACAUCUUUAGAGUGUGUGCCGUAAACCAGAUUGGCACUGGAGACUCCAGCCAAUCUGGUCCAGUAAAAAUGAUUGACAGCUACUGUGCGCCAGGCCCACCCUCAAUCCCUGAGGUUGAUAAUGUCAGUAGGAAUGCUGUCACCAUUUCAUGGAAGAGACCAGUACAAGACGGUGGAAGUGACAUUAGAGGAUAUUGUGUAGAGAGAAAAGAGAGGAGAGGAAUGAGAUGGGUGAGGGCCUCCAAGAGGACGGUCCCUGACCUGCGCUUUAAGGUGCAAGGCCUGACUGAAGGUGUAGAGUAUGAGUUUAGAGUGACUGCAGAGAACAAGGCUGGAUUUGGGGAGCCAAGUGAGCCAUCUGCACCUGUGAUGACCAAAGACAUUGUCUAUCCCCCUGGACCUCCAUCCAAUGCCAGAAUCACAGACACCACAAAAACCACAGCUACCUUAGCCUGGGGCAAACCCCACUAUGAUGGUGGUCUUGAAGUAGAUGGUUAUACUAUUGAGUACAAAAAGGAAGGUCACGACGACUGGGAGGUAGAGACACCGUAUCCAGUGAAAGUUACUGAAUACGUUAUUGGCAAACUUCAGAAAGGAGGGAAAUACCAUUUCAGGAUCAUCGCUCUAAACUCAGAGGGAGUUGGUGAGCCUGCAGAGAUUGAGAAGGUGACUGAACUGGUGGACCAGGAGUCGCUGCCAGACUUUGAGCUGGAUGCUGAAUGCAGGAGAACCCUGGUGGUUAGGUGCCGUGCUUCAAUACGGUUGUUUGUACCCAUCAGAGGUCGUCCCGUUCCUGAAGUUACCUGGAGCAAAGAAGAUAGCAACCUGAAACAACGUGCACACAUCGACACCACAGAGUCCUACACCCUCCUGGUUGUUCCUGACUGCACCAGAUACGAUGCUGGAAAGUAUAACCUUAGCCUUGAGAAUGUUGCCGGAAAGAAGACAGGCUUUGUUAAUGUAAAGGUUUUGGACACACCAGGGCCACCAGUUAACGUCAAGCCUAGAGAGAUCACUAAGAACAGCAUCACCCUCCAGUGGGAAAUCCCUAUUAUUGAUGGUGGUUCUAAGAUCCAUAGAUAUGUUAUUGAAAAGAGAGCGGCCACCAAGAAGGCCUACACAGUGCUGAGCACUACAUGGCAGAAGUGUUCCUUCAAGUUUACAGACCUUGAGGAGGGAGCUUACUACUACUUCCGUAUCUCUGCUGAGAAUGACCUGGGCGUAGGUGAGCCCGCUGAAUCCCCUGAGCCAAUCAGGGUGUCCCAGGCUCCCUCUGCACCAGAAAACUUGUACGUCACUGAUGUGACAGCUGACAGCGCCAGCCUGUCAUGGACCAGGCCCCUGCAUGAUGGUGGCAGCUUGAUCACUGGAUACGUUAUUGAAUCCCAGAAGAAAGAUGGGGAGUGGGUCCAUGCAGCCGCCAUCAAGGCUCUGGAUUGCACCGUCACAGAUCUGGUUGAGGGUGCAGAAUAUACAUUCCGCAUUAUGGCCGUCAACGCAUCAGGCAGAAGCGACCCGCGUGAGAGCAGGCCUGCCAUUAUCAAAGAGCAGACUUCUGCUCCUUCCUUUGACCUGCGUGGAGUCUACCAGAAGACGGUCAUUGCCAAGGCAAGGGACCGCCUCAAGGUGGAGAUUCCUGUUCUUGGCAAACCCAGACCUGUGGUUUCCUGGAAGAAGGGAGAAAUAGCGCUCAAAGAGACACAAAGAAUCAACGUUGAAACUACACCAACAUUAACUAUCCUCAACAUCGGUGAGAUCAAGAGGAGCGAUGGAGGCCAGUAUUCCGUGACUGGAAAGAAUAUGCUGGGUACAGUGACUGAGACAAUCACAGUCCUGGUCCACGACAUUCCUGGUCCUCCCACUGGACCUAUCAAGCUGGAGGAGGUCUCAUGUGAUUAUGUUCUCAUGUCCUGGGAGGCACCAGAGAAUGACGGAGGUGUUCCUAUCAACAACUAUAUUGUUGAGAUGAGGGACACUACUGGUACUUCCUGGAUGGAGUUGGCAGCUACAGUGAUCCGCACCACAUUCAAGGCAGCCAAACUCAACACUGGAACCACAUAUCAGUUCCGGGUCAAGGCCCAGAACAGAUAUGGCAUUGGACCAUGCAUUGUCUCUGAGCAAGUGGUGGCUGCGUAUCCGUUUGAAGUGCCAGGCCAGCCAGGCACUCCUGUGGUCACAUCUUUCAACAAGGUUGCUAUGACUCUGAGCUGGAAUGAGCCUUCCUCUGAUGGAGGCAGUGUCAUCAUUGGCUAUCAUGUCGACAGAAAAGAGAAAAACAGCAUUCUGUGGCAGAGGAUUAGCAAAGGUCCAGUUGUCGGAAAUAUCUUCAAAUCGACCGGCCUUGUUGAUGGAAUUGCAUAUGAACAUCGUGUUACUGCGGAAAACAUGGCUGGUCUCAGCAAACCUAGCAAACCCUGUGAGGCCGUGUAUGCUUUGGACCCAGUCGACCCACCAGGCAGGCCUGUGGCACUGAAUGUCACCAGACAUGAGGUGACUGUGUCAUGGACCAGGCCGGAAGGAGAUGGUGGAUUCUCUAUCACUGGAUACACAGUAGAGAGGAGAGAGAUGCCCAACGGACGCUGGCUCAAAGCCAACUUCAACAACAUCCUAGAAACCAUCUACACUGUCAGUGGUCUGAUUGAAGACGCUACUUAUGAGUUCCGUGUGUUUGCCAGAAAUUCAGCAGGAGCUGUUAGUGCUCCAUCCCAAUCAUCAGAGGCAAUCACAUGUAGGGAUGACCUGGAAGAACCCAGGCUUGAUGUUGACUCAUUGUACUGUAGCACUGUUAUUGUGAUGGCAGGAGAGUUGUUCACGCUGGAGGCCAAUGUUACUGGCAGGCCACUCCCAUCUCUGGUAUGGACCAAGGAAGGAAAGGAGCUUUUGGAUACAGGCAAGCUGGAGAUAAAGUCAACUGAUUUCCACACAGUUCUGACAAACAGGGAUUCCCUGAGAAAGGACGGAGGUGUUUUUAUUCUGACUGCCAGCAAUCCUGCAGGCUUUGCUAAAUUCACCUUCAAUGUCAAGGUGCUGGACAGACCUGGACCACCAGACUCCCUCACUAUUACUGAUGUCACCGCUGAGAAAUGUGUCCUUAACUGGCUGCAUCCGUCACAUGAUGGUGGUGCCAAGAUCGAGUACUUUGUCAUACAGAGGCGAGAGACAAGUAGGUUGGCAUGGACAAAUGUGGCAACAGAACUUCAGGCAAACAGGUUCAAGGUCACUAAGCUUCUGAAGGGCAAUGAAUAUGUCUUCAGAGUGAUGGCUGUUAACAAAUAUGGCGUGGGUGAGCCCCUGGAGUCUGAAGCUAUCAUCUGUACCAACCCGUAUGUCCCCAGUGACCCCCCACAGCAGCCUGAAGUCACCACUAUUACAAGGGACUCCAUGGUCGUCUGCUGGGAACGCCCUGAAAACGAUGGAGGCAGCAGAUUGAACACCUACAUCAUUGAGAGAAGGGAUAAGACUGGCCUGCGCUGGGUGAAAUGCAACAAGAGGACUGUCAGUGACCUGCGAUUCAAGGCCUCUGGCCUCACACCAGGACAUGAAUAUGAAUUCAGAAUUUUUGCAGAAAAUAAUGCUGGUUUAAGUCAGCCUAGUCCCUCCAGUCCAUUUUACAAAGCCGAAGACACUAUCUUCCAGCCUGGACCACCAGGGAACCCCAGAGUGCUCGACACAACCAAAUCAUCCAUCACCCUUGCCUGGAACAAGCCUGUCUAUGAUGGGGGUUCUGAAAUCACUGGUUACAUUGUGGAGACCUGCCUACCUGAGGAAGAUGAGUGGACAAUACACACUCCGAAGAAGGGCUGGACAGCCACUUCCUUCACUAUUACCAACUUGAAGGAAAACCAAGAAUACAAAAUAAACAUCUGUGCCACUAAUUGUGAGGGAGUUGGAGAGCCCGCUGCUGUUCCUGGAACCCCCAAGGCUGAAGACAGACUGCUUCCUCCAGAGAUUGAACUAGGAGCAGACCUGCGUAAGGUUGUUGCCAUCAGAGCCUGUAGCACACUCAGACUCUUUGUUCCUAUUAAGGGCAGACCUGUGCCAGAAGUUAAAUGGUCAAGGGAGCAUGGAGAAACCCUGGACAAAGCUAUCAUUGAAAUCACCCCAUCAUUCACCACUCUUCAGGUAGAAAAUGUUGACAGGUUUGAUGCAGGUAAAUACCUGGUAACUGUAGAGAAUGCCUCAGGAAGCAAAACAGCCUAUGUUAAUGUCAGGGUGCUAGACACUCCUGGAGCCCCUCAAAAUCUGAUCAUCAAAGAGAUCACUAGAGAUUCAGUUUCCCUCGUUUGGGAUGCACCACUCAUUGAUGGUGGCUCCAGAGUUCGCAACUACAUUGUGGAGAAGCGCGAGUCAAACAGAAAGGCCUACUCCACAGUCUGUGCUAGCUGUCAUAAGUCUAGUUGGAAAAUAGGAGACCUUGAAGAAGGAAAGAUGUACUUCUUCAGAAUCCUAGCUGAGAACGAAUACGGCGUUGGCCUCCCAGUGGAGACUGUUGAACCACUUAAAGUGUCAGAGAAGCCUCUACCACCAGGCAAAGUUACCCUCCUUGAAGUUACCAGCUCCAGCGUAUCACUAUCUUGGGAAAAACCUGACCACGAUGGUGGCAGCAGAAUCUCAGGCUAUAUUGUUGAGAUGCAGGGUAAAGGCAGUGAGAAGUGGACCCAGGUCAUGGUGGUAAAGACCAAUUCGGCUGUUGUAACUGGCCUCACACGGGGAGAGGAGUAUAUGUUCCGUAUCUCAGCCACCAAUGAAAAGGGAGUCAGUGACCCACGUCCUCUUAGCAUGCCUGUGGUGGCUAACGACUUAGUUAUCACACCAACCUUCAAACUGGUUUUCACCACAUACAGUGUGCUAGCAGGAGAUGAUCUGAAGAUAGAUGUACCAUAUGCUGCCUGUCCCAAGGCUACAGCAACUUGGCUCAAAGAUGGUAUUGCUCUUAAGGAGACAACAAGAGUUAAUGCUGAAGCAUCAGACAAAAACCUUCACCUGGUUAUCAAGGAGGCAUGCAGAGAUGAUGUGGGCACGUACACUAUCAAACUGAUCAACGCAGUUGGAGAGGCAUCCACAGACAUCCGUGUAGUUGUUCUAGAUAAGCCUGUUCCACCAACUGGCCCAAUUAAGCUGGAUGAAGUCACUGCUGACAGCGUGGUUCUGUCCUGGAAUCCACCAGAGUAUGACGGUGGUUGCGCCAUCAACAAUUACAUUGUUGAGAAGAGAGAUACAUCUACAACAAACUGGCAGAUUGUGUCAGCAACUGUGGCCAGAACCACUAUCAAGGCAGCCCGUCUGAAGACUGGUAUUGAGUAUCAGUUCAGGAUUGCCGCAGAGAACAGAUAUGGCAAGUCUUCAGUCCUGCUCUCAGAGACAAUUGUUGCUCAGUAUCCAUUUGAAGUGCCAAGCCAACCACGUUCUAUUGUGAUCCAAUCAGCCACCAAGGAGAGCAUGGUUGUUGUAUGGGAAAAACCCAGCACUGAUGGUGGAAGCAAAAUUCUGGGCUACCACUUGGAACUCAAAGAGAGAAACAGUUUAAUGUGGGUGAAACAGAACAAACAACUAAUUCCAGACGCCAGAUACAAGGCUGUUGGUCUUGAGGAAGGUAUUGAGUAUGAAUUCAGAAUCUAUGCCGAGAACAUUGUUGGCCUCAGCAAAGCCAGCAAACUGAGUGAAAUGCAAGUGGCAAGAGAUCCUUGUGACAGACCAGGAAAACCAGAGGCUGUAAUUGUGACAAGAAGCCAAGUGACACUCAGAUGGACCAAACCUCAGUAUGAUGGUGGCAUCAAGAUCACAGGCUAUGUGGUGGAGAAGAAGGAAGGAUCUGGCCGCUGGAUGAAGGCCAGUUUCGCCAAUGUCAUUGAGACAGAAUUUGUUGUCACAGGACUUACUGAAGAUCAGGUUUAUGACUUCCGUGUCAUCGCCAGAAAUUCAGCAGGUGUCUUCAGCAAGCCCUCUGAUACUACAGGGGAAAUUACUGCCAGGGAUGAGGUUGAUCCACCCAAGAUCGACUUAGAAUCUAAAUACUCCCAGGCUGUGGUUGUAAACGCUGGUGAGACAUUCAGUCUUGAGGCUGGUGUCUAUGGCAAGCCUGUGCCCACAGUGACGUGGCUAAAGGAUGGUAAAAAGAUUGCUGAAGCAGCACGCCUGGAGCUCAAGAACACAGACUUUACAGCUCGCAUAAUUGUGAAAGAAGCAAUCCGUGUUGAUGGAGGUCCAUACACCUUGUUGGUAAAGAAUGUUGGAGGAGAGAAAUCAGUAAACAUCAAUGUCAAGGUCCUGGACAGACCAGGUCCACCUGAUGGCCCUAUCUCCAUCUUUGGGGUCACCAAUGAGAAAUGCACCAUUGCCUGGAAAUCUCCCCUCCAAGAUGGAGGAAGCGAUGUCUCCCAUUACAUUGUUGAGAGGAGGGAAACCAGCAGACUGGUUUGGACAGUAGUUGAACAAAAAGUUCAGACACUGAGCCUGAAAAUCACAAAACUACUUCCUGGUAACGAAUACAUCUUUAGAGUAAUUCCAGUCAACAAAUAUGGAGUCGGUGAGCCUCUGGAAUCUGAAGCCAUGAUUGCCAAAAAUCCAUUUGUCACUCCCAACGCACCAACAGAGGUAGAAGUCUCCACAAUCACCAAAGACUCCAUGGUGGUGACGUGGGAGAGACCAACUAGUGAUGGUGGCAACUCUAUCCAGGGAUACGUUGUCGAGAAACGUGACAAGGAUGGUGUGAGAUGGACCAGAUGCAACAAGCGUACAGUUAGUGAGCUCCGCUUUAGAGUCGCAGGGUUGCUUGAAAACCACAGCUAUGAAUUCAGGGUUUCUGCUGAAAAUGCUGGAGGUGUUGGCACACCUAGUGAGCCAACAGUGUAUUACAAAGCAUUGGAUCCAAUCUUCAAAGCAGGCCCACCAAACAACCCAAAGCUGGUGGAUACAUCCAGGUCCACGGUCUCCCUGACAUGGGGUAAACCUAUCUAUGAUGGUGGCUGCGAGAUUCAGGCAUACAUUGUUGAGGCCCGCAAUCAAAUAUCCGAUGAGUGGGUUAUGUGCACUCCUCCAACUGGAAUCACAGAAACUAAGUUCACAGUUAAAAAGCUUCUGGAGAAGCAUGAAUACACAUUCAGAGUGUGUGCUAUCAACAAAGUUGGAGUUGGGGAGCAUGCUGACGUUCCAGGGAAAAUUCUCCUGGAGGAGAAGCUUGAGGCUCCUGAUCUGGACCUUGAUGCUGAUAUGAGGAAGAUGAUCAACAUAAGAGCAGCCUGCACUCUCAGGCUGUUCGUUCCUGUGAGAGGUCGUCCAGCUCCUGAGGUAAAAUGGGGCAAGGCUGAGGGCGAGAUUAAGGAGACUGCCAUGAUUGAUAAUACAGGCAACUAUGCUUCACUUGUCAUUGAGAAUGUCGACAGAUUUGAUACUGGCAAGUAUACACUGACUGCAGAAAAUGCCAGUGGAGUGAAGUCAGUGUUCAUCAGUGUCAGAGUCCUGGACUCACCUGGUCCACCAGCUAACUUCAUGGUGAAAGAGAUUACCAAGAGUUCUGUUACUCUCACAUGGGAGCCUCCAAUACUGGAUGGUGGUUCAAAGAUUAAACAUUAUCUUGUUGAGAAACGGGAAAGCACUAGGAAAGUCUAUUCUACCAUCACAACCUGCAACAAGAUGACUUGGAAAGUUGAGCCACUUCCAGAGGGUGGAAUCUUCUUCUUCAGAGUCCUGGCUGAGAAUGAAUAUGGCGUUGGUCUCCCUGCUAAAACGAUAGAGCCAGUUAAGAUAUCUGAGAAGCCUCAGCCCCCUGGUAAAGUCAGUGUUGUUGACAUCACUUCUAAAACUGUAACUCUCACCUGGGAGAAGCCUGAACAUGAUGGCGGCAGUAGAAUCAGCUACUACGAAGUCGAAAUGUCAUCAAAGGAAAGUGAAGCUUGGUCUCUGUGUGCAAGUGGAAAGUCACUGGAGACUGUAGUAGCAAACCUACGCAAGGGAGAGGAGUACCAGUUUAGAGUGAUUGCCGUAAAUGACAAGGGCAAAAGUGAUCCCAGACAACUGGGUCAGACUGUUUUAGCUAAGGAUCUUGUGAUUGAGCCUGCUGUCAGACCCCAAAUGAGCGCCUACAGUGUCCAGGUGGGGUAUGACCUCAAGAUAGAGGUCCCAAUUGCUGGUCACCCAAAGCCUACCAUCACUUGGACCAAGGAUGGAGCAGCCCUUAAGCAGACCACCAGAGUCAAUGUCACUGACGCAGCACGUACCACCACUCUCACCAUAAAAGAUGCAACCAGGGAUGAUGGAGGCAUGUACAGCAUCAAUAUUGCCAAUGCCAUGGCUUCCAAGGAUGCAACUAUUGAGGUGAUCACCCUGGACAAACCAGGCCCAGCAACAGGCCCUGUAAAAUUGGAGGAUGUCAGUGCUGAGAGUUUGACUCUUACCUGGUUACCUCCCACAUAUACAGGUGGCUGCCCAAUCUCCAACUAUGUGGUUGAGAAGAGAGACACAACCACAACCAACUGGGUGGUUGUUUCUGCAACUGUGGCCAGAACCACUCUUAAAGUGGCCAAUCUGAAGACAGGCAGUGAAUAUCAGUUCCGAAUCUAUGCUGAGAAUAAAUAUGGAAAGAGCUUUGCAAUUGAUUCAGAGCCUGUUGUUGCACAGUAUCCGUUCCAGGAGCCUGGACCGCCAGGAACACCAUUUGUGUCUUUGUACUCUAAAGAUUAUAUGGUGGUUGAGUGGCAUAAACCUCCAACUGAUGGAGGCAGUGCUAUCUUGGGAUACCAUAUGGAGAGAAAGGAGAAGAACAGCAUUCUUUGGACCAAGAUCAACAAAAUGCUAAUCCAAGACUGCAGGUUCAAAUCUACUCCCCUUGAAGAAGGCAUUGAGUAUGAGUACAGAGUCUCUGCUGAAAAUAUUGUUGGCAUUGGAAAAUGCAGCAAAGUCUCCGAGGUUUAUGUAGCCCGUGACCCAUGUUAUCCUCCUGGCCGCCCUGAGGCUGUGAUUGUGACCAGGCACUCAGUGAAGCUGAGGUGGACAGCUCCAGAGUAUGAUGGCGGAAGCUUAAUUACUGGCUAUGUAGUGGAGAAGCGUGAUCUUCAAGGAAAGUGGAUGAAAGCCAGCUUUGCAAACGUUCUUGACUAUGAAUUUACAGUUAGUGGCCUGACAGAAGACAACAAAUAUGAUUUCAGAAUUAUUGCAAGGAAUGGAGCUGGUGCUAUCAGCAAACCCUCUGAAAGCACAGGAUCCAUCACAGCAAAGGAUGAAGUCGACCCACCCAAGUGUGAAACAGAUCCUAUGUACAACCAGACAAUUGUUAUAAAUGCUGGAGAGAAUUUCAAUCUGGAGGCCAGUGUUGGAGGAAAGCCCAUCCCCAUAGCCCAGUGGUUCAAGGGAUCUGUUGAAGUUGAAAACUCAUCAAGAGCUGAGAUCAAAAACACAGACUUUAAGGCUUUGCUUGCUGUGAAGGAUGCCAUCAGAGUGGAUGGUGGACAGUACACACUUGUACUGACUAAUGUGGCUGGAUCAAAGACUGUCCCAUUCAAUGUGAGGGUGCUGGACCGACCAGGCCCUCCAGAGGGACCUAUUACUGUCAGCAAUGUCACAGAGGAGAAGUGUUCACUGUCAUGGCUGCCACCCAGGCACGAUGGAGGAGCAGGCAUUUCUACCUAUGUCAUUCAGAAGAGAGAAACCAGCCGCCUGGCAUGGACUGUUGUUUCCAGUGACUGUGGAGCUACCAUGUUCAAGGUUACCAAACUGUUGAAGGGCAAUGAGUACAUCUUCAGAGUCAUGGCAGUCAAUAAAUAUGGCUUGGGUGAGCCUCUUGAGUCAACACCAGUUAUCAUGAGGAAUCCUUUCGUUACCCCUAGCUCACCUCAGGAGCUUGAGAUCACUAACAUUACCAGGGACUCCAUGACUGUCUGCUGGAACCGCCCCGAGAGCACUGGAGGCAGUGAGAUUGCUGGUUACAUUGUUGAGAAAAGAGACAGAGCUGGAGUGAGGUGGACCAAGUGCAACAAACGCCGAGUGACUGACUUACGUUUCCGAGUAACUGGUCUGACUGAAGACCAUGAAUAUGAGUUCAUGGUAUCUGCUGAGAACGCAGCGGGAGUGGGUAAGCCUAGCCCACCUACACCCUACACCAAAGCCUGUGACCCAAGCUUUGAACCCGGCUGUCCUUCCAACGCCCAUUUGGUCAGCACUACUAAGGAUACCAUCAACUUGGCCUGGCACCGGCCUAUCUAUGAUGGGGGUUGUGAGAUUCAAGGAUAUGCUGUGGAAAUAACCAAGGCUGAGGAGGAGGAAUGGAGCUUAUGCACCCCACCCUCUGGAGUUAAAGACCUGAAGUUUACCAUCACGAAGUUGGUUGAGCACCAGGAAUACAAAGUGCGCAUAUGUGCUAUCAAUAAGCUGGGUGUUGGAGAGCCCACAGAGAUUGAGGGAGUCGUGAAACCUUCAGAUAAAAUUGAUCCUCCAGAGAUGAUUCUGGAUGCAGAGCUCAGAAAGGGAAUAGUUGUCCGCGCAGGAGGCUCAAUGAGAAUCUGCAUACCAUUCAAGGGCCGUCCUACUCCUGAGAUCAGCUGGACCAAGGAUGACGGAGAACUGACUUCUAAAGCUCAGAUAGACACUGGUGAUGAACAAACACAGCUCACUAUUGACAUCUGUGACAGAUAUGAUGCUGGAAAAUACAUCCUCAACUUAGAAAAUAGUGCUGGCAUCAAAUCUGCCUUUGUCGCUGUUAAGGUUCUGGACACUCCAGGUGCCCCUGUGAAUCUGACAGUAAAAGACAUUAAGAGGGAAAGUGUCACCCUGACAUGGGAGCCUCCUCUUAUUGACGGUGGUGCAAGAAUCAAGAAUUACCUGGUUGAAAAGCGUGAGUCCAACAGGAUUGUUUACUCUAACGUGGAGAACAAGUGCACAAAAACAAGCUAUCGUAUCACUGGCCUUACUGAGGGAACCAUCUACUAUUUCAGAGUCUUAGCAGAAAACGAGUUUGGUGUGGGAGAGGCAGUUGAGACAGAACAUGCAGUUAAGACCUCAGAGCCUCCACUAGCAGUGGGUAAGGUCACUUUAACUGGAGUGACCAAAACCUCUGCCUCGUUCUCCUGGGAGAAGCCAGUCCAUGAUGGAGGCAGCAGAAUUAAUGGCUACUACAUUGAAAUGCAGCCUGUGGGUUCAGAGGAAUGGGUAGUGGCCGCCACAACCAAAACUUGUGAGGGCACUGUGCUCGGUCUUAGUUCGGGCCACGAGUACCUGUUUAGAGUGACAGCUUUCAAUGAGAAGGGCAAGAGUGACCCCAGGCCUCUGGCUGCCCCUGUCACAGCCAAAGAUGUAACUGUCCUGCCCGGAUUCAAGUUGUCAGCCAACACAUUCAGUUUACAAACUGGUGAGGAUCUGAAAAUUGAGGUUCCAGUGAUUGGACGACCUGUCCCGAACGUCGAAUGGAGUAAGGAUGGGCAUCCUCUUAAGGAGACAACCAGACUAAAUGUAACCAGCACACCCACAUCUACCAAACUGUGUGUCAAGGAGGCAAAUAGGGAGGACUCUGGUAAAUACACAAUCACAGCAACCAGCAGUAUCGGAGCAGCUGCGGAGGAGAUUACUGUCAUUAUUCUUGAGAAGCCUGGCCCACCCACAGGCCCUGUAAAUGUUGAGGAGGUGAGCUCUAAUUAUGUUCUUCUCUCCUGGGAGCCACCAGUUUAUACUGGAGGCUGUCAGAUCAACAACUACAUUGUGGAGAAGAGAGACACCACAACAACAUCAUGGCAGAUUGUCUCUGCUACUAUUGCCAGGUCCACCAUCAAAGUCACCAACUUGAAGACAGGAGUUGAGUAUCAAUUCAGAGUCUCUGCUGAGAACAGAUACGGAAAGAGUUCAGCCAUUCUCUCUCCCAAUGUUAUUGCUCAGUAUCCAUUCAGUGUGCCUGCUGCCCCAGGAACACCAAUUAUUUCGGCUGCAACCAAGGAUAACAUGGUUGUUGAGUGGAAGGCUCCCACCAACAAUGGAGGCAGCCCCAUCCUAGGCUAUCACCUUGAGAGAAAGGAAAAGAACAGCCUUCUGUGGACUAAGCUCAACAAGCUUCUUAUCCCAGACACACGUUUCAAGACUACAGAGCUGGAAGAAGCUAUUGAGUAUGAAUUCAAAGUAUUUGCUGAGAACAUUGCUGGACUCAGCCCAGCUAGCAAAAUAUCUGCGUGCACAGUAGCUAGGGAUCCCUGCGACCCACCAGGCAAUCCUGAGGCCGUUGAUAUAACCAGAAAUCACGUGGCACUUCAGUGGACCAGGCCUCAGUAUGAUGGAGGCAGUGCAAUCACUGGCUACUUCAUCGAGAGGAGGAAGCACCCAGAUAACCGCUGGAUGAAGGCCAGCUACACCAACAUCAUUGAUACAAAUUACGUAAUCACUGGCCUUACUGAGGACUGUGUUUACGAGUUUAGGGUCGUUGCAAGGAACGCUGCUGGCAUUUCUAGCCGUCCUUCUGAGAGCACAGGAGAAAUUACAGCUAAAGAUGAAAUUGAGGCACCAGAGGCCGUUUUGGACUCUAAAUUCAAGGAUUUGACUGUUGUUAGUGCUGGAGAAACAUUUAUCAUUGAUGCUGACUUCACCGGCAAGCCUCUGCCGGAGGUCUCUUGGUUAAAGGAAGGAAAGGAGAUUGACCAACUCACCCCAAGAAUGGAGUUCAAGUCCACACUCACCCGUACCGUCCUCACAGUCAAGGAGUGCAUCAGAGUGGACGGUGGUCACUUUGUCCUUAAACUUGUCAAUGUUGGCGGAGUCAAGAUGAUCCCAGUUAAUGUUAAAGUUCUGGAUAGACCUGGUCCUCCAGAUGGCCCGCUAGAAGUCAAAGGGGUCACAUCUGAGAAAUGUUAUCUGCACUGGAGCCAUCCCUCACACGAUGGUGGAGCCAGCAUCUCUCACUACAUCAUUGAGAAGAGAGAGACCAGUCGCUUGUCAUGGACCAUGGUUGAGCCCAAGAUCCAGGCUAUCAGCUACAAAAUCACAAAAUUGCUGCCUGGCAAUGAAUACAUAUUCAGAGUCACUGCUGUCAAUAAAUAUGGUAUUGGUGAUCCUUUGGAAUCUGCGCCUGUCAUUGCUCGCAACCCAUUCACCACUUCCAGUGCCCCGUCCACCCCAGAACCCAGCGCUAUCACUAGGGACUCCAUUGUGCUCACAUGGGAGAGACCAGAGAAUAACGGAGGAUCUGAGAUUGAUGGUUAUGUGCUUGAAAAACGUGAUAAGGAUGGCAUCAGGUGGACCAAGUGCAACAAGAAGAGGCUUACUGACCUGAGAUUUAGAUGCGGUGGCCUCACAGAGGGCCACUCUUAUGAGUUCAGGGUCUCAGCUGAAAAUGCUGCUGGUGUUGGAAAGCCUAGCGCACCAUCUGAAUACAUCAAAGCUUGUGAUGCCAUUUAUCCACCAGGAUGUCCGAAUAACCCCAAAGUCACAGACCAUUCGAGCACCACAGUCUCUCUGUCCUGGUCCAGGCCUAUCUAUGAUGGUGGAGCACAAAUCAGCGGAUAUGUUGUUGAGAUGAAGGAGGCAGCAGAUGAUGAGUGGGUCACUUGCACACCACACAGUGGUGUUCAGGCCACCAACUACACCGUAAAGCACCUUAAGGAGAAUGCAGAGUACAACUUCCGCAUCUGUGCUGUCAACUGUGAGGGUGUAGGAGAGCAUGUGGAUCUUCCAGGUUCUGUGAUUGCUGCAGAGAAGCUGGAGGCUCCUGAGAUUGAACUUGAUGCUGACCUGAGGAAGAUGGUUAAUGUUCGGGCCACUGCCACCUUGCGCCUGUUUGUGACCAUCAGAGGAAAACCUGAGCCUGAAGUCAAAUGGUCAAAGGCUGAUGGAGUUUUGAAUGAGCGUGCCCAGAUUGAUGUCACAAGCUCUUACACAAUGCUGGUGAUUGAGAAUGUCGAUAGAUUUGACACUGGCAAAUAUGUGCUGACCCUUGAGAACCUCAGUGGCUCUAAAUCAGCCUUCGUCAAUGUCAGAGUCCUAGACUCUCCCGGUGCUCCUACCAACCUGGGGGUUAAGGAUGUCAAGAGAAAUUCAGUCUCCAUCUGCUGGGAGCCUCCUCUUAUUGAUGGCGGAGCUAAGAUAUCACAUUAUAUUGUGGAGAAGAGAGAACAGAAGAGAAUGGCUUUCACCAGUGUUUGCACCAACUGCGUGAGGAACUCUUACCUUAUUUCUGACCUUCAGGAGGGAGGCCGAUACUAUUUCCGAGUUUUGGCUGUGAAUGAGCUGGGAGUAGGUUUGCCUGCAUCCACAGAUCAAGUCAAGGUUGCUGAGGCUCCUUUGCCCCCUGGCAAAAUAGUCCUGGUUGACGUAACUCGUCAUACCGUCACUCUUUCAUGGGAGAAACCUGAUCAUGAUGGAGGCAGCAAGAUUACAAGCUUUAUUGUGGAGAUGCAGCCCAAGGGAGAUGACAAAUGGACUGUGUGCAGUGAAGCCAAAGCACUGGAAGCUACUAUUGGUGGUCUCACAACUGGAGAGGAGUACUCCUUCAGGGUUACUGCUGUGAAUGAUAAGGGCAAGAGUGAUGCCAAGCCUCUGGCCAACCCUGUCGUGCUUAAGGACAUCACUAUGAUGCCCUACAUUAGCCAGUUGUACGACACAUACAGUGUAAGAGCAGGUGACGACCUGAAGAUUGAUGUUCCAUUCAGAGGCAGACCUCAGCCUGACGUGUCCUGGAAGAAGGACGGCCAUGUGCUUAAGCAGACAACCAGGGUAAAUGUUCUUACUUCCAAGACUUCAUCCAAGAUCACCAUCAAGGAUGCAACCAAGGAGGAUGUAGGAAAGUAUGAGAUCACUCUGACAAACUCAGUUGGCACAAAGAAAGGUGAAACUUCUGUUGUAAUCCUUGACAAACCUGGCCCACCCAGCAACAUUAAAUUUGAUGAGGUGAGCGCUGACUCCAUCAGUCUGUCUUGGGAUGCUCCAACUUAUGAUGGUGGAUGCCAAAUUAACAACUAUGUAGUUGAGAAGAAAGACACUACCACCAUUGCAUGGCAGAUUGUCUCAGCCACAGUAGCCAGGACUUCAAUCAAAGUCACACGUCUCAAUCAGGGAACGGAGUAUCAGUUCCGUAUUGCAGCUGAGAACCGUUAUGGCAAGAGUUCAGCCGUUGACUCUGCUCCCAUUGUUGCUCAAUAUCCCUUCGAGGCCCCUGGCACUCCUACCAACAUCCGUGUUUCCCAUGCCACCAAGUAUGGCAUGCUUGUGGAAUGGGGCAGACCGGCCAGUGAUGGUGGCAGCCCUGUAACUGGUUAUCACAUCGAAUGCAAAGACCAAAGCAGCAUCCUGUGGACCAAGGUCAACAGAGGUCUGCUGGCUGAGAACCAGUUUAAGAUGACAGGCAUUGAAGAAGGCCUGUUUUAUCAGUUCAGAGUCUAUGCUGAGAACAUUGCUGGAAUUGGUCCAUGCACUAAAGCCUGUGAACCUGUAGCAGCCAGGGAUCCAUGUGAAUCUCCACGGAACCUUAGAGUCACCAACAUUACCAGGACAUCAGUUUCCCUCUUCUGGGAAAAGCCAGAGUAUGAUGGUGGAGUGAAGAUAACCGGCUAUAUUGUUGAGCGCAAGGAACUUCCCAAUGGCCGCUGGCUUAAAUGCAACUUCACCAACCUGCAAGACACCUACUUCGAUGUCACAGGCCUCACAGAAGAUGUCCAAUAUGACUUCCAUGUCCUCGCUAAGAAUUCUGCGGAGCUGUUGAGUGAUCCCUCAGAGAGCACUGGUCCUGUCACUGUCAAGGAUGAUGUAGACCCUCCCACUAUUAUCCUGGAUGAUAAGCUCAGACAGCUGGUUGUCAUUAAGGCUGGAGAUAUCAUUCGAAUUGAUGCUGAAAUCACAGGCCGUCCACUCCCUGUUGUCUCCUGGUCUAAGGAUGGAAAGGAGAUCGAUGUCAAGGCCAGAUGUGAAAUCACUUCCACCAACUUUGGAACCACACUGAUAGUCAGAGAUGCUAUCAGGAGGGACUCUGGCCAGUAUGUCUUGACACUGCACAAUGUGGCAGGAACCAGGGCUGUGGCUAUCAACUGUAAGGUUUUGGACAGACCUGGACCUGCCUCAGGACCAAUGUCAGUGUCUGGCCUCACUGCAGAGAAAUGUACCAUAAUGUGGGGUCCCCCUCAGGAGAACGGUGGGGCUGAAAUCAUGCACUACAUUGUUGAGAAACGCGAGACCAGUCGCCUUGCCUGGACACUUGUCUAUGGUGACAUGAAGGCAACAACUUGUAAAGUGACCAAGCUGCUUAGAGGAAAUGAGUACAUCUUCAGAGUUAGGGGAGUCAACAAAUAUGGGGAUGGUGAGCCCCUGGAGAGUGAACCAACAAAGGCCAUUGAUCCAUUCACUGUUCCUGCGGCUCCCACUAAUGUUCAAGUCACCUCAGUUACUAGUGAGGCAAUGACCAUCUGUUGGGAAAGACCAACUUCUGAUGGUGGCAGUUCUAUCGCUGGCUAUGUCAUUGAAAAGAGAGAGAAGACUGGCCUUCGCUGGUGCCGUGUCAACAAGAAACCUGUUUAUGACCUUAGAGUCAAAGCCGGAAACCUUCAUGAUGGCUGUGAGUAUGAGUACAGAGUGUUUGCAGAGAACUCCGCAGGCCUCAGUGCUUCCAGCACCCCUUGCCCACUCACCAAAGCUGAAGAUCCUCAGUUCCUGCCCUCUCCUCCUGCCAAGCCUAAGAUCAUUGACUCUACAAAGACCACAGUCUCCCUGUCUUGGAAUAAGCCACUGUUUGAUGGCGGAGCACCUGUGACAGGUUACAAAGUCAAAUACAGGAAGUCUUCUGAUGAUGAAUGGAUGGUUGGAGUCCAGAAUACGAAGAACACAGAGUUCACAGUGGUGGGAUUGACACCUGGGACUGAAUAUGUGUUUGUUGUCAAAUCCAUAAACAAGAUUGGAGCCAGUGAGAAUAGCGCUGAGACAGACCGACAGGUCGCUAAAGAAAGAGAGGAAGAGCCUGUCUUUGACAUCAGCAAUGAGAUGAGAAAGACUCUUAUUGUUAAGGAUGGUAGCUCAUUCACCAUGAAAGUGCCUUUCAGAGGCAAACCCAUUCCCAGUGUUUCAUGGUCUAAGGCUGAUGUUGACCUCAGAGUUCGUGCUGUCAUUGACAACACAGACACCUUCACCUCCAUCACAUUAGAGAAAGCAACUCGCUACGACUCUGGCAAAUACGUCAUCACCUUGUCAAGCGUAUCUGGAACUGCCUCUUUGACCCUCAAUGUCCGAGUCUUAGAUUCCCCAGGACCUCCUACCCACUUGGAGGUCAAGGAUGUGACCAGAACCUCUGCUUCUGUCACCUGGGACACUCCUGAGAAUGAGGGAGGAGGACCAGUCAAGAACUACCUUGUUGAUAUCCGUGAGGCCAGUAAGAAGGGCUGGACCAGGUUGACUGACACAUGCCACAGACUGACUUACAAGGUGACAGACUUGCAGGAGGGAGGAGUCUUCUACUUCAGAGUGACAGGCGAGAACGAGUAUGGUGUUGGUGUUUCUGCUGAGACCAAAGAAGGAACAAAGAUCACAGAAAAACCAAGCCCACCACCAAAGCUGGGUGCAACUGAUGUGACCAAGGAGAGUGUGGCCCUGGCCUGGGCCAAACCAGAUCACGAUGGAGGCAGCAGAAUCACUGGGUACCUGGUGGAAGCUCUGGAGAAGGGCCAGGAGAAGUGGGUUAAGUGUGGUGUGACCAAGUUCAUCCACUUCACAGUGUUUGGUCUGAGGGAGAAUGCUGAGUACUUCUUCAGAGUCAGAGCAGAGAACCACGCUGGCUUCAGUGAUAUCAAGGAAUUGCUCACCCCAGUGGUGGUCAAAGACCAACUCGAAUCUCCUGAGAUGAACAUGAAGGACUUCCCACACAACACAGUAUAUGUAAGAGCCGGUUCCAACCUCAAGUGUGAGAUCCCACUGACAGGCCGGCCUUUGCCUAAAGUCUCCCUGUCCAAGGAUAACGUGUUACUCAAAUCAACCAUGAGGUUCAACUCUGAAGUAACCCCAGACAGCAUCAAGAUCACAUUGCGCGAGAGCAUUGCUGGAGACUCAGGACGCUAUGAUAUCAUUGCCUCUAACUCCAAUGGAACCACCAAAUCCUUCUUAAAUAUUGUUGUUCUGGACCGCCCCAGUGCUCCAGUUGGACCUGUCCAGAUGUUUGACAUCACAGAAGACAGCGUGUGCCUGGAGUGGCUCCCACCAGUAUAUGAAGGUGGCAGCCCUAUCACCAACUACAUCAUCCUGAAGAAAGAGACAACCUCAGCCAACUGGGUGGAAGUCUCUUCUGCUGUGGCUCGCUGCACCAUGAAGAUCAUGAAGCUGACCACUGGUCUAGCGUACCAGUUCAGGAUCAGAGCUGAAAAUAAAUAUGGCAUCAGUGAGCACAUUGACUCAGAAACUGUUGCUGUCAACCUUCCUUACACUCUACCUGAAGCUCCAUCGACUCCAGAGAUCACUGCUGUGACCAGGGAGACCAUCACUGUAGCCUGGCAGGAGCCUAAAUCAGACGGUGGCAGUCAUGUGUUCGGCUACCAUCUCCAGAUGAAAGACAGGAACAGCAUUCUCUGGCAGAACGUCAACAAAAUGGUGAUCCGUGCUACACACUACAAGGUCACCAACAUCAGUGCUGGACUUAUUUAUGAGUUCAAGGUAGCAGCAGAGAACGCUGCUGGAAUCAGCCUCUUCAGCAAGAUUUCUGAUGCAGUGUUGGCCAUUGAUGCCUGUGAGCCACCCAUCAACCUCCGCAUUAGUGACAUCACUAAGCACUCCAUUAGCCUGGCCUGGCAGAAGCCCAACUAUGACGGCGGAUCCUCCAUUAAUGGUUACAUCAUUGAGAAGAAAGAAGCCGUUAAUGCCAAGUGGUCCAAAGCUAACCUCACCAAUGUCACAGACACCCGCUACACUGUGACUGGCCUCACCCAGGACGAGACAUACGAGUUCAGAGUCAUGGCCAAGAAUGCUGUUGGUUCAGUCAGCAAUCCAUCCACGGUGGUUGGUCCAGCCACAUGCGUGGAUACCUAUGGUGCCCCAGAGAUUGAAAUACCUCAAGAGUACUUCAGUGAGGUCAAGUACAUGGCUGAGUCUAAUGUGGAGCUCAAGUUUAACAUCACAGCCAAACCUGCUCCCACAAUCGAGUGGUUUAAGGAUGGCAGGGAGCUUGCACCCAACAGCCAACUCUCCUUCAAACACACAUUUGAGUCCACCAGUCUGUUCCUGAAGGACACCACCCGUUUGAACUCUGGAAUCUAUGAGCUCCGUGUGAAGAACUCCAUGGGAUCUGCCAGCGCCAUCGUUAGGCUGCUUAUUCAAGACAAGCCAGGACCCCCUGAUGGCGAGAUUCAGUUUAAGAAGGUGACAGCUGACAACGCCACCAUCAUGUGGUCUCCCCCUUCGGAUGAGGGCGGUGCCAUGGUGACACAUUAUAUUGUGGAGAAGAGGGAGACCAGCAGGAUAAUGUGGUCCAUUGUCUCAGAAAAACUGGUUGACUGCAUUGUUAACGUGCCCAGACUCAUCCAAGGAAAUGAGUACAUCUUCCGAGUCCGUGGUGUGAACAAGUACGGCAUUGGAGACGCACUGGAGUCUGAACCUAUCGUUGCAAAGAACGCAUUUGUUCCUCCAAGCGAGCCAUCCAAGCCUAAAGUGAGCAUGAUCACAAAGUCCACCAUGACAGUGGUCUGGGAAAGACCAGCAAUAGAUGGAGGCAGCGACAUUGAUGGAUACUACCUGGAGAAGAGGGAGAAGAAGAGUCUGCAGUGGUUCAAGGUGGUGAAGGGCACCAUCAGAGACACCAGGCAGAAGGUCACCAACCUGACUGAGAACAACGAGUACCAGUACAGAGUUUGUGCUGUCAACAAGGCCGGAGCAGGAAACUACUCCGAGUGCUCGGACCUCCACAAGGCCUACGACCCCAUCGAUCUUCCUGGUGAGCCUUCCAAGCUGCGUCUCGUGGACUCCACGAAGACCUCAAUCACCCUUGGCUGGGAAAGGCCUGUCUAUGAUGGCGGCAGUGAAAUCACACACUACCUUUUGGAAAUGUUGAAUUCAGAGGAGAAAGAAUGGGCCAUCGUCAACCCACAGGUCAAGGCCUGCGAGUAUGUGGUGUCUCAUCUCAAACCUGGAACAUACUACUUCUUCAGAGUCUCUGCUGUCAACUGCAAGGGCAAAGGAGAAGACAUCAAAAUGUACCAGCCCCUUCAAGCCAAAGAUAUCUUGGAGGAGGCCGAUUUGGACUUGGACGUUCCCAUGACCACCCAGUACACCGCCAGGGCUGGCCGUGACGUGGAGGUGUUUAUCCCCUUGAAGGGACGCCCGGCCCCCAAUGUCACAUGGAGACGUGGCGACCGUAAUAUUGCUGCUGACAACCGUUACACCAUCACCAGCACUGAGCGCGCCACCACGCUCCUGAUCCCUAAGGUCAGCCGCGAUGACCGCGGCAAGUACCUGCUGGAGAUUGAGAACGGUGUGGGAGAACCCAAGAUUAUCAUUGUGUCCCUUAAGGUUCUGGACAGUCCAGCCAUCUGUCAGAAACUCAUGAUCAAGAAUGUGACAAGAGGAAAGCUGAGCCUCAGCUGGGAGGCUCCUCUCAUUGAAGGCGGUUCCCCUGUCACACAUUACAUUGUCGAGAAGAAGGCAUCCACCAUGAAGGCUUACCAGGUGAUCAAUGCCGAGUGUACCAACACAACUUACAAGGUGACAGGCCUGGAGGAGGAUGUAGCUUACUUCUUCCGUGUGUCUGCUGAAAAUGAGUAUGGUGUGGGCGAGACAUGUGAAACCACUGAACCUGUAAGAGCCACGGAAACUCCUGGAGCUGUUAAAAACCUGUUGAUGGCGGACUCUACAAAGACCUCUGUUACCCUGCAGUGGACCAGACCUGACCACGAUGGUGGAAGCCACAUCACUGAGUACAUCAUCGAGAAGAGAUCAAAGGAAGAUCCUACCUGGACUUUAGGAGCAACAUGCAAGCGCCUGAGCUGUGAGGUGACGGGACUCAAGGAGAAGGCUGAAAUGGACUUCAGAGUGUUUGCCAAGAAUGAGAAGGGCAACAGUGACUUCUCCCAGAUUGGUCCGAUCACAGUGAAGGACUUCAUCAUUCUGCCUGAAGCCAACCUCAUUGACUACCCUAACGGAGAUCUUGCUGUCCGUGUUGGUCAGAACAUACACAUUGAGUUGCCCUUCAAGGGUAAGCCAACGCCUUCAAUCAGCUGGCUGAAGGAUAACCAGCCUCUGAAGGAAAGCGACAAGAUUCGCUUUAGGACCACUGACAACAAGACGGCGGUCACAGUCAGAGGAGCCAAGAAGGAGAACGCCGGCCAGUACACUCUGGUUCUGGACAACAGAACUGUCAAGAACUACUUUGACAUUAAUGUGGUCACUCUUGGACCCCCCUCAACACCUGUUGGACCCAUCCGCUUCGAUGAGAUCAAAGCACAGAGUAUCAUCAUUUCAUGGGAUGAGCCGAAGGAGGACGGAGGUGGUGAGAUCACCUGCUACUGUGUGGAGAAACGUGAAACCUCCCAGGCCAACUGGAAGAUGGUCUGCUCCAGUGUUGUCAGGCCCACUUUUAAGAUUCCUAACCUGGUCAAGGGAACUCAGUACCAGUUCAGAGUCCGUGCAGAGAACAAGUAUGGGGUCAGUGAUUCUCUUGCAUCCUCAGAAGUUGUUGCCCAGCACCAGUACAAACCUCCAGGACCGCCACCAAAACCAGUGGCCUUCAACGUUACCUGUGAUGGUAUCACCAUCAGGUGGGACGCCCCAGGAUUCGACGGAGGAUCCCCCAUUUUGGGCUAUCAUGUUGAAAAGAAGGACAGGAACAGCCUCUUGUGGCAGAAGGUGAACUCUACCAUAAUCUCCAACAAAGAGUACAGGAUCAUAGGUCUCAUUGAGGGUCUGGAGUACUCCUUCAGAGUCUACGCUGAGAACAACGCUGGACUCAGCCCUGUUAGUGAACAGAGCAAACAUGCCCUCGCUAUAGCCCCUGUUGAUCCACCUGGCAAACCUGUCUGCAUCGAUGUAACCAGAGACUCAGUCACCCUUAAGUGGGACAUCCCUGAGAGGGAUGGUGGCAGAAAAAUUGUAGGCUACAGUAUUGAGAGGCGCCAAGGUAGAGGCAAAUGGCUGCGAUGCAACUUCACUGAUGUCUGCGAGACCCAGUUCACUGUGACUGGUCUCUCCGCUGGAGACAGAUACGAGUUCAGAGUCAUUGCCAGAAAUGCUGUGAGCACAGUCAGUCCACCAUCUAACUCCUCUGGAUACAUCAUGACAAAGGAUGAGAGCAUUUCUCCUGACAUUGAAUGGUCUGCAGACCAGGCACUCACCCUGAAGGCCGGUGAGAACCUUAAGCUCAGCUGCAGCAUCACUGGACGUCCCGUGCCCCAGGUUAUCUGGUAUAAGGAUGGCAAAGAGAUUGACAGGAGGACCAUGUAUGACAUUGAGAUUACCACCGGCAUUGGCACCAGCAAUCUUUUUGUACGCGAUGCUGACCGGAACCAUCGUGGUAUUUACACAAUAGAAGCGAAAAACAGCUCCGGUACCAAGAAAGCUGAUGCCAACGUCAGAGUACAAGAUACCCCCGGACCUGUUGAGGGUCCCAUCCGUUUCACUGGCAUCACGGCUGAGAAAUGCACCGUGUGGUGGAACCCGCCGGAAAACGAUGGCUGUGCCGCCAUCAGCCACUAUACGGUGGAGAAGAGGGAGACGUCCAGGAUCACCUGGGCCAUGGUCACCUCCAAAUGCGAAGCCUGUUCUUACAAUGCUGCAAACCUCAUCAAGGGCAAUGAAUAUCAGUUCAGAAUCUGUGCUGUCAACAAGUUUGGUGUUGGCAAAUCUCUGGACUCUGAUGCCUUCAUUGCACAGAUGCAAUACACUGUGCCGGAUGCCCCUGGUACCCCAGAUGCCACCCAUGUGACUGGAAACAGCAUCACCAUGUGCUGGACCAGACCAAGGUCCGAUGGAGGCAACGAGAUCAAGCAGUACAUCCUGGAGAGGAGAGAGAAAAAGAGCUUACGCUGGGUGAAGGUUUCCUCCAAGAGGACCAUCACAGAGCUGAGACACCGUGUCACCAACCUCACCGAGGGCAACGAGUACGAGUUCCGCAUCAUGGCUGAAAAUGGAGCUGGCAUCGGACCGGCCAGCAGUACUUCCAGGCUCAUCAAGUGCAGAGAACCAACAAGCGCACCUAGCUCUCCCACAUUGAUCAAGGUCGCUGACUCCACCAAGAACUCCAUUAGCCUGGAAUGGACCAAGCCUGUCUUUGAUGGCGGCUUGGAAAUCAUCGGCUACAACAUCGACAUGUGCAAGGCCAGUCUGGAGGAGUGGCAUAGAGUGAACAACCAGAUGUGCAUCCACACCAGUUACACUGCUAAGGGCCUGGUGCCUGGAGAGCUCUACAAGUUCAGGGUCAGCGCGGUGAACGGGGCCGGAGAGAGUGAAGCCUCAGGGUUGCCAAACGCUGUUCAGGCUCUAGACAGACUUAGAUCUCCUGAGAUUGAACUUGAUGCCAGCUUCAAGCAGACCCACAUUGUGAAGAAUGGCGGGACUGUCACCCUCCAAGUUCCCUUCCGUGGCAAACCAGCACCUCUUGCCACCUGGGCUAGGGUAGAUGGUGAGCUGCCUGUCAUGGCUGAUGUUAACAACACAGAAUGCUGCUCCACUUUGACCAUCGAGAACUGCACGAGGUACGAAGCCGGCAAAUACACUCUGUCCCUGGAGAACAACAGCGGCCGCAAGUCCAUCACCUUCACUGUCAAAGUGCAGGACACACCCGGACCUCCGGGAGCCAUUACCUUCAAAGACGUAACACGCGGAGCCUUAACGGUUAUGUGGGACGCCCCCACCAAUGAUGGCGGAGCCCGGAUCCACCAUUACAUCGUGGACAAGCGAGAGGCCAGCCGCCUGGCGUGGCAAGAGGUCAGCACCAAGUGCUCUCGCCAGAUGAUCAGGGUAACAGGUCUGGAUGUUGGUCUGCCAUACGUGUUCAGGGUGAUUGCCGUGAACCAGUACGGCCAGGGAGAUCCUUUCGAGAUGACGGAGCCCGUCAUGGCCACAGAAGAACCUGCACCACCCAGGAGACUGGAUGUUGUAGACACCACCAACUCCACAGCCUCCCUGGUGUGGCUGAAGCCUGAGCAUGAUGGAGGCAGCCGCAUCAGAGGCUACAUUGUUGAAUUCAAAGCUAAAGGCACCGACCGCUGGAAUUUUGGUGGAGAGACCAGAUCUCUGAAGAUGCUGAUGGAGGGCCUGAUUGAAAACACAGAGUACGACUUCAGAGUAAGGGCCAAGAAUGAUGCUGGAAUCAGCGAGCCUCAGGGCACCUUCAGCUCCGUGGUCAUCAAGGAGCCUCGCAUUGAACCGACAGCCGACCUCAGCAGCAUCACCAACCAGCUCAUCACCUGCAAGACCUCCAACACCUUAACAAUCAGCAUCCCCAUCAGUGGCAGGCCUGCACCCAAAGUCACCUGGAAACUGGAGGAGAUGAAGCUUAAGGAGUCUGACAGAGUCUGCAUCACCACCACAAAGGAGAUCACCACUCUGACGGUUAGAGACAGCAAGAGGAGCGACAGCGGCAAGUACUACCUGAUCCUGGAGAACGUUGCUGGUGUGAAGACGUUCACAGUGACCGUGGUUGUCGUGGGUAGACCGACUCCACCCACAGGCCCUGUGAAGAUUUCUGAAGUCUCCUCAGAUUCCUGCAGCCUGUCCUGGUCCGAGCCAGCCGACGAUGGCGGCACGGAAAUCAGCAACUAUAUUGUGGAGAAACGGGAGUCUGGCUCCGCCUCCUGGCAAGUGGUAAACUCCAGUGUGAAGAGAACCCACAUCAAAGUGACCAACCUCACCAAGUACAUGGAGUACACCUUCAGGGUGUGCGCCGAGAACAAGUUUGGAGUCAGCAAGUCCACAGAGUCUGCGGCGGUGGUCAUUGAGCAUCCAUUUGUUCCUCCAAGUCCUCCAACUCGCCCAGACGUGGUUUCCGUGUCCGCGAACGCCGUCGGCAUCAAAUGGGACUUACCCUAUGACGACGGCGGAAGCAAGGUGACGGGCUACUGGAUCGAGAAGAAGGAGAGGAACACCAUCCUGUGGGUGAGAGAGAACAAGCUGCCCUGCCUGGAGUGCCACUACAAGGUGUCCAACCUGAUCGAGGGUCUGGAGUACCAGUUCAGGGUCUAUGCCAUGAACAUCUCCGGAUUCAGCAAGGCCAGCGAGGCCUCCCGACCAGUGGUGGCCCUCAAUCCUGUUGAUCCUCCUGGUAAACCCGAGGUGACAGACAUCACUCACAGCUCAGUGUCGCUGUGCUGGACCAUACCGUUCAACGACGGCGGCAGCAAGAUUGUGGGCUACGUGGUGGAGAGGAAAGUCCACAGCACGGACGAGUGGGACGACAACCGCUGGCUCAAGUGCAACUACACCACCAUCAGCGAGAACUACUUCACCGUCACCAACCUGGGAGAGGGCGAGACCUUGGAGUACCGCGUCAUCGCCAAGAACGCUGCCGGCGUCCACAGCGCGCCCUCUGAGAUCACCGGCCCGGUCACAUGCAAGGAUGAAUACUCUCCUCCUAAGGCUGAGCUGGACAGUAAGCUGGUGGGUGAGACCAUCAUCGUCCACGCCGGCUCAGACCUGGUUCUGGACGGCGCCGUGGGCGGUAAACCCGAGCCCACCGUGUACUGGUCCAAGAGCGAGAAGAUCCUGGAGCUGGGAGAGAAAUACUCCCUGACCUACACCGCUACCAGAGCAAUGGCCGUCAUCAAGAGCUGCGACCGCUACGACACGGGGAAAUACGUCCUGACCGUGAAGAACGCCAACGGACUGAAGACCGCCACCGUCAACGUCAAAGUCCUGGACACCCCCGGAGCUCCGGCCGACAGCAUCACCAUCAGCAGGGUGACGGAGGAGAAGUGCUCGGUGUCCUGGAAGAUUCCUCUGGAGGACGGCGGAGACAUCGUCACGCACUACAUCGUGGAGCGCCGCGAGACCAGCCGCCUCAACUGGGUCAUCAUGGAGACGGAGUGCAAGACGCUGUCCUGCGUCAGCAGCCGCCUCAUCAAGAACAACGAGUACGUGUUCAGGGUCCGCGGAGUCAACAAGUUCGGAGUCGGGAUUCCCCUGGAGUCCGAGCCCGUCAUUGCGAGGAACGCCUACACCAUCACGUCUCAGCCGGGUACUCCGGAGGCGAUGGCGGUGGGCAAAGAGCACGUGGUCAUCGAGUGGCUGAAGCCCGAGACGGACGGAGGCAGCGAGAUCAAAACCUACUUGGUGGACAAACGGGAGAAGAGCAGCACCAGGUGGACCCGGGUGAACAAGAACUUCACCAUCUACGACACCCGACUGAAGAUUACGGGUCUGCUGGAGGGCAGCGAGUACCAAUUCAGGGUGACGGCCGUCAAUGCUGCCGGAGACAGCCAGCCGAGCGACGCCUCGGCCUACAUCCUCUGCAAAGACCCCACAUACACCCCAGCUCCUCCCUCCAUGCCUCGCAUCACUGACACCACAAAGCACAGCAUCAGCAUGACGUGGACGCGCCCGAUGUACGACGGCGGCAGCGACGUCAGCGGCUACGUGGUGGAGAUCCUGGAGGAGGGAACCGAGCAGUGGUACCGCGCCACUGCCAAGGCCCUGACAACCAACGAGUAUGUGGCCGCCGGCCUCGCCGCCAACAAGAAGUACCGCUUCAGAGUGGCCGCCAUAAACAGAAAGGGCACCGGAGAGUUCAGCGAGGCCAGCGCCGAGGUGGAGCCACUGGAGAGGAUCGAAAUGCCGGACUUGGAGCUGUCGGACGACCUGAAGAAGACGGUGUGUCUUCGCGCCGGGGGAACCCUGCGCCUGGUGGUGUUCGUCAGCGGCCGGCCCGCCCCGGUGAUUUCCUGGAGGAAGACAGGGGUGGAGCUGCAGAGCCGCGGGUACAUCGAGACCACGGAGAGCUACACUUCCCUGAUGGUGGAGAAGGUCAACCGGUACGACACCGGGAAAUACAUCGUGGAGGCGGAGAACCCGUCGGGAAAGAAGACCAUCACCAUCCUCGUCAAAGUCUACGACACACCCGGCCCCCCCUCCGCGGUGAACGUGAAGGACUACACCAAGGAGUCGGUGGUGAUCACCUGGGACGUUCCCAGCAUGGACGGCGGCGCCCACGUCAGCAACUACAUCGUGGAGAAGCGCGAGGCCAGCAUGAAGUCCUACAAGACGGUGACCACGGAGUGCCGCAAGACCCUGUUCCGCAUCACCGGGGUGGAGGAGGGUGUGCACUACUUCUUCAGGGUGCUACCCGAGAACAUCUACGGCGUGGGCGAGCCCUGCGAGACGCAGGAGGCGGUGCUGGUGUGCGAAGUGCCGUCAGUGCCGCUCGACCUGCAGCUGGUGGACGUCACCAAGUCCUCCGCCACGCUGCGCUGGGAGCAACCCGCGUACAACGGAGGCAGCCGGAUCAACGGUUACUCCAUCGAGGCCUGCAAGGUGGGCUCCGACAGGUGGAGCGCCGUGGCCUCAGUGAAGGCCUCCGCGUUGCAGCACACCGUCACCGCGCUGACCGAGAACGACCAGUACCUGUUCAGAGUCAGAGCCACAAACAGCAGGGGGGCCAGCGAGCCCAUGGACACCGUCACCCCCGUCACCAUCCAGGACAUCAAGGUGAAGCCCAAGAUCGACAUGACCAGCAUCCCUCAGAAGAUCGUGUACGUUCACCGAGGGAAACCCAUCAACCUGAACCUGCCCAUCCAGGCCCAACCGCUGCCCGUCUGCUCCUGGUUCUUCGCCGGCGUUAAGCUGAAGGACAGUCUGGACCGCAUCAAGAUCGACAGCAGCACCAAGAGCAGCAGGCUGACGGUCCGCGAGACCUCCAUCAACGACACCGGAGACUACGCCCUGGAGGUGAAGAACGCCUUGGGCAGCGCCAGAGAGGUCAUCAAGGUCAUCAUCCUCGACAAGCCCGGCAUCCCGGUGGGCCCGGUCCGUAUCGAGGAGGUGGACGGCGUGUCUGUGACAACAAGCUGGGAUCCUCCGGAGAAGGACGGCGGUGCCAACGUGACGGGCUACGUGGUGGAGCAGCGAGACGCCCACCGGCCCGGCUGGGUCACCGUGUCCGAGUCCGUGACCCGACCCUGCUUCAAGUUCACACGUCUCUCGGAGGGAACCGAGUACGUGUUCCGCGUCGCCGCCAUGAACCGCUUUGGCAUCGGCGGCUUCCUGCAGUCCGAGGUGGUGGAGAACAAGAGCCCCAAGACCAUCCCCGGACCACCAAGCCAACCAGAGAUCCUGGAUGUGACCCACGAGGGCAUGACGCUGACCUGGGGCGCCCCCGAGGACAACGGGGGUUCCACCAUCGCCGGCUACAUCAUCGAACGUAAGGAGGCGCAGUCGGACCGCUGGAUGAAGAUCAGCAAGAACCCGGUCACCAUGACCCGGUACCGAUCCUCUGGGCUCAUCGAAGGCCAGGAGUACGAGUACCGCGUCACCGCCAUCAACUCCAGGGGAGCGGGUAAACCCAGCGAGAGCUCAGAGAUCACCGUCGCCAUGGACCCCAUCGACCCCCCUGGCGCUCCUCUCCGCCCUAUCGUCACCGACACCACCCGCUCAUCAGUGUCUCUGGCCUGGAUGCCGCCAGAGGAGGAGGGCGGCGCCGCGGUCACCGGAUACUUCAUCGAGAUGCAGAAGGUGGACCAGGUGGAAUGGACCCUGUGCAACACCACCCCCACCAAGAUGUGCGAGUACACCCUCACACACAUGCCGCAGAGCGCCGAGUACAAGUUCAGAGUCAUUGCCUGCAACCCUGGCGGCACCGGGGAGGCCGCUGAGGUCCCCGGGGUCGUGAAGGUCCAGGAGAUGCUCGGUUACCCCGACUACGAGCUGGAUGCUAAGUAUGAGGAGGGCUACGUGGUGCGCCAGGGCGGCGUCAUCCGUCUGUCUGUCCCGAUCAAAGGCAAACCCAUCCCGUCCUGUAAGUGGACGAAGGACGGCCGCGACAUCGCCCACCGCGCCAUGAUCGCCUCCAACGAUGACAUCACCGAGCUGGUGAUCAAAGAGGCGCACAAAGACGACACGGGAUCCUACGACCUGGUGCUGGAGAACAAGUGCGGCAGGAAGGCCGUCUACAUCAAGGUGAAGGUGAUCGGCCGCCCCGAUGUUCCUGAAGGUCCUCUAGAGUUCGACGACAUCCAGGCCCGCUCGGUGCGCGUCAGCUGGAGGCCGCCGUCCGACGACGGUGGCUCUGACAUCCUGGGCUACCUAGUGGAGAGAAGGGAGGUCCCGAAGGCCGCCUGGUGCACCGUGGACUCCCGGGUCACUGAAACCUCUCUGGUGGUGAAGGGUCUGAAGGAGAACGUGCAAUACCACUUCAGGAUCUCUGCGGAGAACCAGUUCGGCAUCAGCAGGUGUCUGAAGUCUGAGGAGGCCGUCACGCCCAAAACUCCCCUGUGCCCACCAGAGCCACCCAGCAACCCCCCAGAGAUCAUGGAGGUCACCAAGACAACAGUGGCGCUCUCCUGGUCUCGUCCACGGGACGACGGCGGCUCCAGAGUCACCGGGUACUAUGUGGAGAGGAGGGAGGUGUCCACGGAGAAGUGGGUCCGCCACAACAAGACGCACAUCACCACCACCAUGUACAACGUCACCGGACUCAUCCCUGAUGCAGAGUACAUGUUCAGGGUGGUGGCACAGAACGAUAUCGGCAAGAGUGAGGCCGGCCCCCCAUCCGAGUCCGUGGUCUGCAAAGAUCCAUUCGACAAACCCAGCCAGCCUGGAGAGAUCGACAUCAUCUCCGUCACCAAAGACUGCAUCACCAUCCACUGGCAGCGGCCCGAGCACGACGGAGGCAAAGAGAUCCUCGGCUACUGGAUCGAGUUCAGGGAGGCCGGAGAGAGCGCCUGGAAGAAAUGCAUCAAGGAGCGCUCCAAGGACCGACAGUUCACCAUGGGCGGCCUGAUGGAGGCCACUGAGUACGAGUUCAGGAUCUUUGCCGAGAACGAGACCGGACUCAGCCGACCCCGCCGCACGCCCAUGGGCAUCAAGACCAAACUGAGCGUCGGUGAGGCUCCAGCUCUGAAGGAACUGAUGGAAGACGUCACCACGAAGCUCGGCGAGUCCGGCACGCUGACCUGCGGCAUCAUUGGCCGCCCGCUGCCCGAGAUCAAGUGGUACCGCUACGGCAGGGAGCUGAUCCAGAGCCGCAAGUACAAGAUGAGCUCCGACGGGAGAAAUCACUCGCUCAGCAUCCUGACUGACGAGCAGGAGGACGAGGGUGUGUACACCUGCCGGGCCGUCAACGAGGCCGGCGAGGUCGAGACCAGCGGCAAACUGCGCUUGCAGGCGGCGCCGCAGUUCCAUUCCGGCUUCCCUCUGAAGGAUAAAUACUACGCCGGGGCUGGAACCAGCCUCCGCCUCCACGUGGUCUACAUUGGACGUCCUAUCCCUCAGAUCAUGUGGUUCUACGGCAAGAAGCCUCUGAACGCAUCGGAGAAUGUGAUCAUUGAGAACACAGAGAGCUACACCCACCUGGUGGUGAGGAACGUCCAGAGGAAGACCAACGCCGGCCGCUACAAGGUGCAACUCAGCAACGUGUAUGGCACCGUCGACACCUCGCUGCGCGUGGAGAUCCAAGAUAAACCAUGCACCCCUGAGGGCCCUCUGAUUGUUGAAGCCCUGUUGAAGAGCUCCAUGGUCAUCAGCUGGAAGGCUCCCAAGGACGACGGAGGUUCCAUGAUCACCAACUACAUUGUGGAGAAACGUGAGGCCAAGGAAGGCGAGCAGUGGCACCUGGUGUCCUCCUCUGUCUCCGGCACCACCUGCAGAGUCCCCAACCUGAUAGAAAAUGCUGGCUACUACUUCAGGGUCUCUGCGCAGAACCAGUACGGAGUCAGCGAGGCUCUAGAGAUCCCAUCUGUGGUCAUCGUAAAGAGUCCAUUUGAAAAACCUGGCAUCCCACAGCAGCCGUUCAUCAUGAGCUCCACCAAGGACUCCUGCGUCGUCUGCUGGAAGCCUCCAAGCAGCGAUGGUGGUGCUAAGAUCUCCAGUUACUACCUGGAGAAACGCGAGAAGAAGCAGAACAAGUGGAUGUCGGUCUCUAGCAAGAAGAUCCAGGAGACCAACUUCGAGGUCACAGCCUUGAUCGAGGGCUUCGAGUACGAGUUCCGUGUCAAGUGCGAGAACCUGGGCGGCGAGAGCGACUGGAGCGAAAUCUCAGCGCCAAUCAUCCCCAGGUCCGAACAGUCUCCUCGCGCUCCCGCCUUCAGGGAGGAGAUCCGGGAUAUGACAGCCAAAUACAAGGCCAAUGCCACAUUUGUCACCAAGGUGGUGGGACAUCCCAAGCCUCUGGUGAAAUGGUACCGCAGUGGAAAGGAGAUCGAGGCCGAUGGAACCAAAAUCAAAGCCCAGGAGUUCAAGGGCGGCUACUACCAGCUGGUGAUCAUUGCCGCUGAUGAGCGCGACGCUACCGUUUACCAAGUCAGAGCAACCAACUCCUAUGGAUCCAUCUCUACCACCGCCAACCUGGAAGUGGAAGUUCCUGCCAAGAUCCACCUUCCCAAGGAGCUCCAGGGAAUGGGUGCCGUCAAUGCUGCCCGUGGUGAUCAAAUUACCAUCAAGAUCCCCAUCUCUGGCAAACCUGAGCCAGCAAUCACUUGGCAGAAGGGUCAGGAGAUCCUGUCCAACUCUCCAUAUCACCAAGUCAUCACCACCAGGUCCUUCACUUCACUGGUGUUCCAGAAGGGAAUGGAGAGGAAAGAUACCGGCUACUACAUCAUCACCGCGAAGAACAGGUUUGGAACAGACAAGCAAACCAUUGAGGUGAACGUGGCGGACAUACCUGAACCACCAAAGGGACUCAUUGUCAGCGAAAUCUCUCGAGACUCCAUCACCUUGGCCUGGCAGCCACCUGCAAACGAUGGCGGGAGCGACAUCAUUGGGUACAUUGUGGAGAAGUGUCCCACCACCGCCGACAGGUGGAUCCGUGCCGGACAGACCACGGACUGCAGCAUCAACAUCCUCAACAUAUUUGGAAAGACCAAGUACCAGUUCAGAGUCAUCGCAGAGAACCAGUUUGGCCUGAGUGCUCCUUGCGAGCCAACAGAGCCCAUCACCACAAAGGAAGACAAGUCGGUGACUAGGAACUACGACGAGGAAGUGGACGAGACCAGAGAGGUCUCCAAGGAGGAGGCUCUUGUCUACAAGGUGAAGGAGCUGACCUCCAAGUACGUCAUCUCUGAGGAACUCGCCCGCUGCCAGUUUGGAGUGGUCCACCGCUGCACAGAGAUCGCCACAAAGAAAACCUUCAUGGCCAAGUUCAUCAAGGUGAAGGGAACUGACCGUGAGUUGGUUCUCAGAGAAAUUGAAGCUCUCAACGUAGCAAGGCACAAGAACGUCAUCUACCUGCAUGAAUACUUUGAAAGCAUGGAAGAAAUCAUCCUCAUCUUUGAAUUCAUUUCUGGUGUUGACAUCUUUGAGCGCCUUGGCACCAGCAACUUUGAGCUGACAGAGAAGGAGAUCGUCUGCUACCUGAGACAAGUCUGCUCUGCCCUCAAGUUCAUGCAUAGCAAAAACUUCGGACACUUUGAUAUCCGCCCAGACAACAUUGUCUACAGCACAAGAAGAAGCACGACCGUAAAGAUUAUUGAGAUGGGCCAGGCUAGGCUGCUGGUGCCUGGUGAAAACAUCAGAGCGCUGUUCAUGGCUCCGGAGUACUGUGCCCCUGAGAUCCACCGCCACGACCUGGUCACAACAGCCACUGAUAUGUGGUCUGUUGGUGUGCUGGCCUACGUUUUGCUCAGUGGCCUCAAUCCGUUCGCCGGAGAGUCCACUACAAAGAUGAUUGAGAACAUCUCCAGCUGUGAGUACAUCUUUGACAGCGAAUCAUUCAAGGACAUCAGCCUGGAGGCUAUGGACUUUGUGGACAGACUCCUAGUCAAAGACAGGAAGCUCCGUAUGACAGCUCAUGAGGCUCUGGAGCAUCCAUGGCUCAAGAUGAAGAUUGAGAAUGUCAGCACCAAGGUCAUCAGGACAUUAAAACACAGAAGGUACUAUCAGUCUCUCGUUAAGAGGACAGAUACCAUUGUGUCAGCAGCCCGUGUGGCCUACGGUGGUGCCUUCAAGAACCAGAGAGGAUACGCUGUGGGUAAAGUGAAGAUCGGAACCGAGUACCACGGCCUACGCACCGGACCCGUCAUGCACUGCUCAGCUGAGGAAGGUGGCCAUGUCAGAUUCUGUUGUAGCAUCUUCGACUACGACAAGAGCACUCAGGUGACAUGGUACUUCGGUAACCGCCAGCUCCACGCAAGCAACAAGUAUGAAAUCACUUACAGCAACGGCUUUGCCAGCAUCUAUGUGAAGGACAUUGAAGAGAGUGAUAACGGAGUGUACAGAUGCAAGGUGGUGAGCGACGACGGAGAGGACAGUUCUUACGGAGAGCUGUUUGUUGAUACAGUGAGGAGCAUUAGAGAGCACUAUAUCAGCCGCUCCAUCAAGAAACUGAGGAAGAGAGUGGACAAGUCUAAACUCCUACAGAGACCACCAGAGUUCACUUUGCCUCUCUACAAUCGCUCUGCCUACUUUGGCGAGGAUGUUCGCUUCGGUGUCACCAUCACCGUACACCCUGAGCCUCAUGUGGCAUGGCUUAAGAACGGAGAGAGAAUUAAACCAGGCGAGGAUGACCGGAAGUACACGUUCACCAGUGACAAGGGUCUUUACCAGCUGAUGAUCCACAACGUGGAUGCAAGUGACGAUGCAGAAUACACCGUCAUGGCCCACAACAAGUUUGGAGAAGACAGCUGCGUGGCCCGUCUCACUGUGACACCUCAUCCCGUGAUGGAGGAAACAAUGAGGCCCAUGUUCAAACGCCUGCUGGCUAAUGUGGACUGUGUGGAAGGAAACAGCGUCCGCUUCGAGCUCAGAGUCUCAGGUAUCCCAACUCCUACUCUGAAGUGGCAGAAGGACGGUCAUGCACUGGAGUUUGGCCACAAGGUCGUUGUCAUAGAGGAGGACGUUGACUACCAUGUCCUGCACAUCAGAAACACUCUGCUCGAGGACUCUGGUGUGUACCAGGUUACUGUAACCAACUGUGCUGGAUCUGCAAGCUGCCAGGCCACACUGAAGGUGGACCGCCUUACCUACACCAGGAGGGAGUACAAGAGCGAGGAAGAGAAAUACUGGCACGUACAGAAACAAAUUGAAAAGACCAACAAGAUGGCUCAAAAGAUUGUUGCCACUGAGGAGAUGGUAGCUCUCAACCCCACGGCCCAUGAUGCACUGAAGUUUGCUGCAGAGAUGUACAAGCCUGCGGUGAGCACCAAGAAUGUGGAGGGAGAGUUCGACAUCACGGUGCAGAAGUCCGAGACUAAGAAGCUGGAGGAGGAGAGGAGGAUCUUCAUGCCCUAUGAGAUCCCCGAGCCUCAGGUGCACGAUCCUAAAGCUCUGGACGAGGACAAAACGAUCAAACAGUUUGUGCCUCUGUCUGACAUGAAGUGGUACAGAAAGCUGAAAGACCAGUAUUUGGUUCCAGAGAGGAUGGAGAAGAUUGUGCAGAAGAGGCAGAGACGCAUCCGCCUGUCCAGGUGGGAACAGUUCUAUGUCGUGCCCCUCCCCAGAAUCACUGACCAGUACAGGCCAAGAUGGCGUAUUCCAAAACUCAGUCUGGAUGACCUGGAGACUGUCAGACCAGGCCGCCGUUCACCUUCUCCUGAAUCCGAGGCUUCCUUCAGAUCAAGAAGGAGAUCUCUGGGAGACCUCAGUGACGAGGAGCUGCUGAUGCCCGUGGAUGACUACCGCUCUAUGAGGAGAACCGAGGAGGAGAAAAUGAUGCUGGAAGACGAACUGGAGCUCGGCUUUUCUGCCUCUCCUUCUGGAAGCCCAGUCCGCAUGGAAGUGCGUGAAGAGAGGAGGCAUGAGGUCCGACAUGAGGCUGUGGAGGUCAUCGAGACCAAGAAAAAGCGCACUGUUUCUCAGUUCAUGAGAAGGAGAAGAUCUCUGUCUCCUACUUAUAUCGAGCUCAUGCGUCCAGUCUCAGAGCUGAUCAGACCAUCUCGUGCCAAGCCUCCGGUGGAAGUAGAGGGAGAGGUUGUGACGAGGAGAUCCCCCACCCCGGAGAGGACACGCCCCCGAUCUCCCAGCCCCAUCAGGUCUGUCGAAAGGUUGUCCCGCUCUUCCUCUAGGUUUGAACGGUCCGCCCGCUUAGACAUCAUGUCCCGCUACGAGUCCAGAAAGGCUGCCCUGAAGUCUGAGAGGAAAUACCAGGUGGUUAGCCAGACACCCUUCAGCCUGGACCACGCUCCCCGUGUGACCGUCAGGAUGCGCUCUCAUCGCGUACCCAUUGGCCAAGACACCAAGUUCACCCUGAACAUCCAGUCCAAGCCUGACGCCGACGUCAAGUGGUUGCACAACGGAAAUGAAAUCUCUGAGAGCAGCGAAAAAUAUGUCUUCACCGACAUGAGUGGAGUUCUUUCCAUCGCUAUUCUGGACUGCCAGGCAGACGACAGUGGCACAUACCGCUGCGUGUGCUCCAACUCCAAGGGAGAAGCUUCCGACUACGCCACCCUUGAUGUCUCCGGUGGCGGCUACACCACCUUCUCCUCCCGUCGCAGGGAUGAGGAAGUCCAAAAGGGAUUUGUCCCUGAAGUAACCAAGGUCGACCACUAUCACACCACUCACUUCAAAGCUGGCUAUUCUGCGGAGAGCCACUUGCAGGUGGAAGAGAGCAAGUCUAAGCUAACGGAGAAACAUGAGGUUACCACACGGGAGAGAUACGCCGCCUCCUCAGAGAGGUACUCCUCCGCUGAGAGGUACGAUUCAUCCAUCAAGUUCGCUGCUGCUGAAUACCUGUCAUCUGACUCCUCCUACUCAUCAGAGAGGUUCUCUCUGUCUGGGAAACGCACCAUGUCUGAAGCUAAAGUGAAGUCAUCCUCUGUCGGGGAAAGUGCCAUCCACAAGGUAGCGCCUUCUCUCCCCGCCAGGAUGCUCACCAAGCCCCAGUCGGUUACCGUUUCAGAGGGAGAGUCAGCCAAAUUCACCUGUGAUAUCGAUGGGGAGCCUGCACCAACUGUAACGUGGAUGUACGAGAGCCGAACCAUCGUCACUUCUCACCACGUCCAAGUCACCACCACUCAGUACAAGUCCAGCUUCGAGAUCUCCUCCGUGACGACCUCAGAUGAGGGCAGUUAUACGGUUGUGGUCGAGAACUCGGCUGGCAGGCAGGAGGCUCACUUCACCCUGACCAUCCACAGACCAGCAACCACAGAGGAAGUCUCAGCAGUCAAAUCCCCAGAGCCAUCUGUGAUGUCGCCCACUCCCACUGUCAAGUCACCAGAGCCUUCAGUAACAUCACCGGCACCCUCCGCAACCACCCCCGUCCCCAGCAUCAAGUCCCCUGAGCCUUCAAUUAAAUCACCAGCUCCCAGUGUGAGGUCACCAGAACCAAGUGGAGUAAAAUCACCUCUUGGUGUCAAAUCUCCAGAACCUGCAGGAAUAAAAACACCUAGAGGUAUCAAAUCUCCAGAACCUGCAGGAGUUAAAUCCCCUUUUGGUGUGAAAUCUCCCGAACCUGCAGGAGUUAAAUCACCUUUUGGUGUCAAGUCCCCAGAACCUGCAGGGAUAAAAACACCUAGAGGUAUAAAGUCCCCAGAACCAGCAGGAAUAAAAUCACCCUUUGGUGUCAAAUCUCCAGAACCAGCAGGAAUAAAAUCACCAUUUGGAGCCAAAUCUCCAGAACCAGCAGGAAUUAAAUCACCAAGAGGUCUCAAAUCCCCAGAGCCUUCAGGCAUCAAAUCACCAAGAGCCUUGAAGUCCCCUGAACCCGUGGGCAUCAAAUCCCCUCCUCGGGUGAAGUCUCCACCUCCGAUUAUGUCGCCCAAGAGAGUUGCGUCCCCUCCCACAGUCAAAUCCCCGGUCCCUAAACCCCCCAAGGUAUUGAGUCAGGUGACAGCCGAGGCCAGCGAGGGCUUGGUCCGGAUGUCCUGCGUCUGCGAGAGCAGCGUUCGAGAGUCAGUGUGGUCUUUCAACGGGAGGAGGCUUUCCCAGAGCAGUCACUUCGAGAUGCACUACUCUGAGGGCUCCUGCAGCCUGCUGAUCCACGACCUGACCGACAGCGACCAGGGAGAGUACACCUGCGAGAUGACGUCCGAGGGAGGGGUAUCCAAAUCCUCCUUCUCCUUCACCGGACAGGUGUUCCAGUCCAUACGCAUGAAGGUUACAGGCUACCACGAGCAGCAACUGGCACUUAAAGGAUCAAUGGCGAUGAGUCUUAAGGAGUCUUCAAUGACGUCCGUGAGUUCGUCCGUGAGCUCGUCCAUGAUGAUGAAGAAAGAAAUGCACGCGAUGCAAGAGUCUUCCUCCUUCUCCUCCUCCUCCUCCGCCCAGCAGGCCAUGAUGGCCUCCAUGAUGGAGUCCAGCUCCAUGAGCAGCAUGGCCGCUGAGAUGAAGUUUGAGACCAUGUCCAUGUCCAGUAUGUCCUCUUUGACGUCUGAGACGUACGCCAUGAGCUCCAGCAGCAGCAUGACGGAGGGGUCAGCCUUCAGAGCCAUCGGUUCUGCCCCCAGGAUCGAGGCUCUGCCGGAGGACAUCAGCAUCGAGCCGGGCAAAGUUCUAACCGUCACCUGUGCCUUCUCCGGAGACGCCAAACUCAUCCAGUGGUCGCGCGGCGGCAAGAACAUCGAGGUUACUGCCGGCGGACGCUUCCACAUCGACACCACGGAGGACCUGACCACGCUCAUCAUCACCGGCGUGAAGGAGGAGGACGCUGGGACCUACACCCUGAAACUGUCCAACGAGCUGGGCUCCGACUCAGCAACCGUCCACAUCAGCAUUCGAUCAGUGUAAAAAAAAAGUCUCAAACCCCAUCGUCCCCUUUCCCUUCUUCCAUGCCUUUUUAUUUAUUAAUUAAGCGAAAUAAUUCUUCUUGAUAACGAUCUGGAUUUCUGUUCUUGUAAAUAUGAACUAUUUUUGUACCAAUCUUGACAUUAAUUUAUGCCAAACUAGACUACAGUCUAACGUUGUUAUAAAAUGUGCCAUAUUGGAUAACUAUGACUGAGGAUUUAAUCCCUUUUUCUGUGACAUGUACAUAAUGUAUAUAGCCGAAUUUAACGGUUAUGGGAAAUGUAUGCAUUGUUAUUUAUGACAAUAAUAGUAACUGAACAAAAGAAACUGAAUGUGGUCUAACUGGAGAAAGUUUCACUAGGAACGAAUACCCUGUUAGGCUGAGAAACUAAACUCUGUGCCUCAACGAAGCGUUGAAGUCUGAAGAUUGCCUCAGCAGGUAGAGAGGCUCCCUGUUGAAGUUACUGACAGAUAUAUGAUAUAUAAGAAUGCACGGCGCUGCAUAGAAACUGAGGCGAGACCCUGAGUGCUGUUUGCAUAUACCCUCAUGUAAGCAGCACGACUGGGCCUCGUUCUCCGACAAAUUAUGUCAUACCGCCAUUUCGAUGACAUGCUCACAGUGCGAGCGGCCUGCACUCCCUGAGCCAGUGUUUCUUUUUGAUUGUGCUCCGGCUCUGCAGGCGACCCCGGCCCGGCUCUCAGAUAACAUCACAUCACGAGAGCAGAGCCCGGCCGGCGCUUGUUUGCAGAGGCGGAGCUGUCUCUCGGAGCGAUGCAGUGUGUGUGUGUGUGUGUGUGUUAGAUAUUAGCAGUCAGUCAGCGGGCGCCGUGCAGCCGGAACACCGCGCUGCACGGCGAGGAGGAGGAGGAGCUCCCGCUCUUUGCUAGACUGAAGGUAGAGAUGUAGCGUUUUGCAGCCUCCUUGAGUUUUCCUCCAGUUAUUGGUUUAAUAAAGCAUGAUUAUCAGCACUA
Eleginops maclovinus (Patagonian blennie) is the source of this 96001-nucleotide messenger RNA. RefSeq names its product titin-like. The record is from RefSeq and is a predicted model, not a curated record. Gene Ontology annotation, biological process: protein phosphorylation. NCBI's taxonomy places the organism in Eukaryota, Metazoa, Chordata, Actinopteri, Perciformes, Eleginopidae. Gene Ontology annotation, molecular function: protein binding; ATP binding; protein kinase activity.